AUGUCAGAAGAUGGUGAUAGCACACACUUGUCAUAUCUUGUUGGAGGGGAGGUAUGAUACACUAGCAGUCUCAUGCCCGCUUAAUAAUUCUUAAAAAACCUAAAUAGAACCAGUACAGUUUUGAAAUCAGUACAGGUUUGAAAGGGCCAGGCUGCCAUGUUGAUUCAAAAUGACAUUCAGUUAUAUCCAAAUAUAGAUGGAAAUCUUCUCUUUGAUUGUGGGAGCCAUCAUGAAAAAUUCAGUUACGACAUCUUAAGAUGUGUCCAAAUACAGAAUGAGCAGACAAACCACUUUCUAGAAUAUAUAGUAGAUAGGUUAAGAACAUGCGUAAAGCUUCGAUGGAUUAGGCUGAGGGCCCAUCUAGGCCAGAAUUCUGUUCUGACAGUGGCCACCCAGAUGCUUAUGGGAAGACUGCAAGCAGGACCUAAGCACAACAGCAUUCUCAACACUUGUGAUUCCCAAUAGCUGGUGUUCAGUAUCAUACUGCCCUCCAACAGCAGAAGCAAUAUACAACCAUCAUGACUAGUAGCCUUUGCCAUCCAUCUCCUCUAUAAAUUUGUCUGACCACUUUUUAAAGCUAUGCAACAAGGGUACAGUGAAUAAGAAUAUACGGAGAGCCCUGCUGGGUUAGAGCACUGGCCCAUCUAGACCAACAUCAUGUUCUCACAAUGGCCAACCAGAUGCCCAUUAUGAGAAGCCUGAAAGCAGGACCUAACAGCUCCAUUUCCCACUUGUGGAUUCCCAUCAACUGGUAUUCAAAAACACAUUGCUUCCAACAGUGGAACUGGAAUGCAGCCAUUGUGACUGCAAGCAAUGGCCAGCAACAUUUUCUUGCAGGAUACACUUGUAUUUUAUCAUUAUCUCUUCCUGCGGGGUUUGAGAUCUACAAUUUUUCUUGUCUGUAUUGAAAAUUGCUGACAUUCUUGUGAUGUUACUUCAAAUCAUGAGAUUUGAAAUGACUGGGGUGGGGAGUAUUUAUUGAGGAAUCCAUUAAUCUCAAGUAUACCAUAUUUGUAUAGCAACCAACCAUCUUUGUAUAGCAACCAUCUCUGGCAGCUUUAGAUACAAGUUCACAACAGUACAAACCUUAAAUAGAAUUCUCCAAGUCCCAUCCGCUGGCUUUAGCUGACUUAUGCUCUCGAACCCAUUUAGCAAGAGGAUUAGAAACAUUUGAGGCUAUUAACUACCUUCCAUCUAUGUUGCAAUUCCAUUGGCUAGUAGAACAUCAUCUGGCAACCGGCUCCCAAGAUCAGCUGUUCUUUGUUCAAAGAAAGAAAUCCAUUUUUACAUCUUGAUGAGUACUGUAUUAGUUCCCCAUGCCAUAAACUCAUAAGGUUGUUUCUUUUUUAUCUCUGAUUCUCAGAAGGAAUUAUUCAGCACUAUUCCAAGCAUGGCUAAAACCAGUUUGGCGGGUUUUCAGCUACAAUACUGAGGACUGGCAACUUGAAUUACAAUGGAGGACAGUGGGAGGGCAGAGCAGGGAGGACCUCCUUAUUGUUUUAAAAAAAUAUACAUGGAGGGAGUUGGAGGUGAGGCUUGUGAAUUAUGUUAAGGAAGGACACACAUACACCUUCCCCCUGCUAAUUUGAGCACCACACUAGUAAGUUGCUUCCAGGGCUGAUAAAAAUUUUAAAGUGCAGGGAUUGUGGGCUGAGCUACUAAAAACCUUUCAGAAAUAUUUUUUCUUUUAUUGUUUUAAAUUUUCAGAUGCAGACAGGAUGGGUGUUCUCUGUAUAUCACAGGUAAGGUCUCUAUUACAUUUUAUGUUUGUAAAUUAUUAAAAUUGUCUAUAAGUGCACUCUGGAGAUCAAAAAAUAUACGCUUCAAAGAAACCCACAGAUACUGCCAAAUAAAAAAGGGAAAUUCUAGCCUCAACCCCCACCCAUCCCUUAGAGAACAAGUGUUUCUGAAGAAAACGUUUCUUCCCCUUUUUCUUGUUGCUGUUGCUUUUUAGCAUGGCAAAUAUGCAACCUUGGCAUAGAAUCUGCUGGGCUUGGUAUGUUUUUAUCUUGUUCACUUCAGUGGGCUGGAUCAAGCCAAAAGUUGCAGUACUAACCCCACUUACCUGGGAGAGAGCCCCACUGAAUAUCUCUGAUUUGACAUGGUCAGGAUUGCACUAUAAGGAACGUAACCAACAAGUUUGUUUAUUUAUUUAUAAAAAAAAGUAUUUCUGUACUGUCAUAGGCUAAAACGUACCAAAGAGGGGUAUAGUCUCAAAUAUACAACAUCACUUAAAAUAAAUGCAGAUAAUCAUUCAGGUGACUAAUCAAAAAUUUAAGCAAUUGCAAAGGCCUGUCAGCACACAAAAAUAUAUUCAAGAGAUGCCUGAAAGUCAAGCGUGAGGGUGCCUGCCGCAUCUCUGCUGGAAGAGUGUUCCACAGCAUGGGAUGGGCAAUGCAAAAUGCCUUACUUCUGGCUGAGGCAAAUCUGGCCCCAAUCUGUGAAAUGGGGGGGAAGGGGGAACAGCUAAGAGCACUCCUCUGGUUGAUCUCAGUGAGUAGGACUAAUGCUGGUAUGUAUUAUUUUUGUUGGUGGAUACACAGUUUUCAUAUUCUUAUGUUUUACUUUCGGUUUACUGUAUGACAUUUUGGAUUUUAAACGUGCAUGGUGCUCUCUGUUUUGGGGACAUUUUGUAAAAAGCAACAAACAAAUAUAUAAUAAUGUAUAUACCACUAGUAAAAAUAGACCCACUGAAAUUAAUGGACACAACUAACUUCGGUCCAUUAAUUUCAAUGGGUCAGUGUGUCUGGCUCUUUCAUUAUACAGCUUCUGGAGGCUGCUAAAGACACACCUCUUUGCCCUGGCUUGAGGUGUAUAUUUUAGGAGCACAUUUUUAUUUUUAUUUUUAUUGGUUGUAAGUUGUUUUAAACUGCUUUUAAUGUUGUGUUGCUGCAACCCACCCUGGGACCUUAAGGUGAAAGGCAUGAAAUAAAUUUAAAACAACUAUUACUUUGACUUAGAGACAACCCUAAGCUAGUUGAACUUGGGACCUGUUGAAAUCAAUGGUAGAAAUGAGCCAUGAUUUAAGCCUAAUUGAUUUCAACUAAACCUAAGUGAUGGGACAUGGGUGGCGCUGUGGGUAAAACCUCAGCGCCUAGGACUUGCCGAUCGUCAGGUCAGUCGUUGCCAGACUCUAGGCGGUGUGCGCUCCAUCGUCGCGUCUACAGCGCCGGGCAGCCUAGCGCUGUCCGAAGACACUCCCGGGUGCAAGCAGAUAAAUAGGACCGCUUACUAGCGGGAAGGUAAGCGUGCCAGUGCUGCGCUGGCAGCCAGACGCAGCUAUCACGGACCACGUGACCGAUGUACCUUCGACACGCUGGCACGCGGUCCUCUAUGUGAUGGCGCACUUGCACCCAGGAGUGCUGACACAACUGGCUAGGUAUGGGCAGGCGCUGUGACCUUAACGACGGUGAGCGCACCCCGCCUGCAGGGCAGUCUUGAACCGACUCUGAGCCUGACGAUCAGCUCAGUCCAUAGGCGCUGAGGUUGUCUGACCCACAGCGCCACGCCAGCGUGACACUCAUCUACACUUUACCUUUAAACCUAAGUGAGCUAACUUAGGGUUGUAUCUAAUGUUAGUCCUCGCCAAAGGUUUAUGAGUUCAUUGCAAUUAAUGAACAUGACUAAAUUUGGUCCAUUAAUUUCAGUGGGUCUACUCAGAGUAAAAGUUUUUUUUUUUUAAAUAAUUUUUAUUAAAGUUUUAAACAAAGAAUAAAGAAAAAACAACACACACAGAAAAACAAUACAAAAUUUAACAAUAAAAACACAAAACAUAACAAUUAAAAACAAACUCUCUUUUCCAUUCCCAAUUUUAAAUUACUUAUUUUCUGGACUUCCUCAUACCUCCCUCUUUUGUAUUCCAAUCUACAUUAUUUGUCCAGCAGUUUCUUUUCCACUUUUUUAAACCCAAUCUUUAAUUUAAUAAAAUAUUAAAAUAUAUAGCUUCAACUUUUUAAACAUAAUCCUUGUUCUUAAUGUCAUAUACCUUUAAAUUUUUCCCUUUUAUUAUCAAAUUUCCAUUUCUUUAAACAUCUUUAAUCUUGAUCUUUAAUCUUAAUCUAUCCUUAACUUUAACCUGUACAGCUGGAAACCACUUAUUUUCAAUCCAACAUCACUCUAACAUUCCUUAAUUUUGCAGUGUUUCUGAAGAUAGUCUUUGAAUUUCUUCCAGUCUUCCUCCAUCGACUCUUCUCCCUGGUCACGGAUUCUGCCAGUCAUUUCCGCCAAUUCCAUAUAGUCCAUAAGUUUCAUCUGCCAUUCCUCCAGCGUGGGAAGUUCUUGUGUCUUCCAAUACUUUGCGAUGAGUAUUCUUGCUGCUGUUGUUGCAUACAUAAAGAAAGUUCAAUCCUUUUUAACACCAUUUGGCCCACUAUGCCCAGGAGAAAGGCCUCUGGUUUCUUGGGGAAGGUAUACUUAAAUACCUUUUUAAUUCAUUAUAUAUCAUUUCCCAGAAAGCCUUAAUCUUUGGGCACGUCCACCAAAGGUGAAAAAUGUACCUUCAGUUUCUUUACAUUUCCAACAUUUGUUAUCGGGCAAGUGAUAGAUUUUCGCAAGCUUGACUGGGGUUAUGUACCACCUGUAUAUCAUUUUCAUAAUAUUCUCUCUUAAGGCAUUACAUGCCGUAAAUUUCAUACCAGUGGUCCAUAACUGUUCCCAAUCAGCAAACAUAAUGUUAUGUCCUACGUCCUGUGCCCAUUUAAUCAUAGCCGAUUUUACCGUUUCAUCUUGAGUAUUCCAUUUCAGCAGCAAGUUAUACAUUCUUGACAGAUUCUUAGUAUUGGGUUCUAACAAUUCUGUUUCUAAUUUUGAUUUUUCCACCUGGAAGCCAAUUUUCCUGUCUAAUUUAAAUGCCUCCAUUAUUUGAUAAUAAUGAAGCCAGUCUCGCACUUUGUUUUUUAGUUUUUCAAAACUCUGCGAUUUCAGUCUAUCUCCGUCUUGUUCCAAAAUUUCCCAAUAUUUCGGCCAUUUGACCUCCAUAUUGACCCUUUUCAAGGCUUUCGCUUCCAUUGGUGACAGCCACCUUGGGGUUUUAUUUUCUAGCAAAUCCUUAUAUCUUAUCCAAACAUUAAAUAGCGCUUUCCUGACAAUGUGGUUUUUAAAUGCUUUGUGUGCUUUGACCUUAUCAUACCAUAAAUAUGCAUGCCAUCCAAAUACAUUAUUGAAACCUUCCAAAUCCAAAAUGUCAGUGUUUUCAAGAAGUAGCCAUUCUUUCAACCAGCAAAAAGCUGCUGAUUCAUAAUAAAGUUUGAGGUCUGGCAGGGCAAAUCCACCUCUUUCCUUUGCAUCUGUUAGUAUUUUAAAUUUUAUUCUAGGUUUCUUGCCCUGCCAGACAAAUUUAGAAUACUCAGAGUAAAAGUUAGUUGGCUACAACCCUUCGUCUGGCUCUAACCCAUUGGGAAUUUCUUAAGCAUGCGCUUAAGCUCUUUGCUCCCUCGUUGCUCUCAUUAGAAAAGAGCUAACAAGAGCAACAAGAGCGCAAAGAGCUUAAUGUUCUUUGGAUUGUGCCUACUAUUUCAUGUAGACUCUUAGUAAAUGACUUUUAUUUAGUUUUAGAAAACAGAACAGUAUAGACAAAGUACAUUAGAGUAAUGUUCGCAAUGGCAUUUGGGGUCACAUUACAAAAGUUCAUGUAAGAGAAUAUCUGAAGAACUGCGCAGUAAGUCAGAAUAAAAUUUGUAUGUCCAAUAGAAGUUCUUAGGCACAGAAUUAUAGAGUUGAAAAGGAUCCCUCCCAAGGGUCAUCUAGCCCAACCUCUUGCAAUGCAGGAAUCACAGCUAAGCAGAAUGUAGGCUGUUGAGAUAUGCCCUCCACAAUGUAACCUGAUUCAUUGGAGUUUGUAGCAAAUGUCCAUCCUAGUUCACAUAAAUAAAAGGCCACCAUCUUAACACUGAAGAAAGUGUAUGUGGUGCUGUUGUGUCAGUGGCAGACCUAAGGUAGUACUAAGUGACUUAGCAGCUGGUCACCUGACCUACAGUCACCCCACAUAACCCAGCCUAGUACUGACCUACAGAGAGAUAUCAGAAGUAGAUAGAAUUUUACGGGUGAUCAGGGCUAGCUGAAUAUAAAGGAGGAUGUGAGGAUCCUUCUGUAUGAAGGCUAUAUCCUGACUCGGGGAGAAGACUGAAUCUUGGUUGCAGGACAGGCAAGGAAAGAGAAGCCUUUGUUGUAAUUGGUGUCCCAUUCUGAAUCUCUUUAUUAUUUAUUAGUAUGUAUUUUACUAUAGCUCUGCCCACAUUAAAGUGCUAGUGUUACUAUUUAAAACCCUAAAUGGUUUGUGGGUUUUCAGGUUAUUUGAAGAACCACUUUUACCCAUAUAUACCUGCCCAGGCCUUAUGAUUGGCCUCAUAGACUGUCUUCCUGCACUGGCUUUUAAAAUCAGUCUGCUAGGUAGGCCCCAGAAACAGGGCCUUUUGGGUGUUGGUCCCAUACCUGUGGAACUCACACACUUACUUCUAAAUAGGCUCUAAAAACACCCUUCUUCCAGUAUGAUUUUAGUGAAGAAGCUAUGCUGGUUUUUAUUUUAGGUUUUUAAAAUGUAUUUUAUGGCUGCUCUUUCUAAAAUGUUGGCUUUAUAUUGCUUCUUUUAAGCUAUUCAGCGAAUUUUAUAAGAGUGUGGUGCUGGCAUUUGGAAUUAUGUUUACUGCUGUUUCAGUAGGAUUGCAUUUCCUUGGAAUUAUGUUGUUGUUAUUUUUAUGUGAGCAGCCUUGGGAGCCUUCAGCCUUAAACACUGCCUACACCCUUGGGGGUAGGCAGGCUUCUAAACGAGGAAGGUAGCCUCUGUGUCAGGUUCUACAGUGUCCUGGCCUUGAAGCCUGAGUUCUCCUUUUUGGUAACCCAUAGGAAGAAUCUGAGUGAGAGAGGGAGUGUUGUGAUCUGGGGAGGGGAGGGGCUUGUGGAAAACCCCAAGGGCCAAAUGGAGAGGGCCUCCAAUUCUAAGGUUCCCACACUUGUUCUAACUAUGUGAGUUGCAUCCAGUGUUAGCCCUCCUCAGAGUAAAGGUAAAGGUAAAUGGACCCCUGACCAUUAGGUCCAGUCGUGACCGACUCUGGGGUUGCGGCGCUCAUCUCGCUAUAUUGGCCGAGGGAGCCGGCAUACGGCUUCUGGGUCAUGUGGCCAGCAUGACUAAGCCACUUGUGGAGAACCAGAGCAGCGCACGGAAACGCCGUUUACCUUCCCGCCGGAGCGGUACCUAUUUAUCUACUUGUACUUUGUCGUGCUUUCGAACUGCUAGGUUGGCAGGAGCAGGGACCGAGCAAUGGGAGCUCACCCCGUCAUGGGGAUUCAAACUGCCGACCUUCUGAUCGGCAAGUCCUAGGCUCUGUGGUUUAACCCACAGCGCCACCCGCGUCCCUCCUCAGAGUACAUCCACUGAAAUUAAUGGACAGGACCAUUAAUUCAAGUGGGUCUAGUAAAAUUUAGUUGAAUACAACCCUUUGCCUUCUUUGCACUUGACUCUGGUUGGUAGAACUCGGGUUUACAGUAGAAGACAAAGUAGACUGAACAAGCCUGAAGUCGGCCCAACCCUGACUUGCUGCACUGCGGAAGCAAAUUGAGGGGUGGAGGUGGGGAAAAAAUCUCACUUUUGUAUGCAUGAAAACUGCCAAGAUGACAAUUUUUAACACUUACACGAGGCAAACUGUUGGGUUUCAAAUUGGCAAACAACUUGUUAUGACAGCACAUUGAUGGAUCGCUUCAUAAAGACAGAAUGAAUAAAAGGAGUCUCAGCUUGGGAAAGAAGAAGAUUGUUAGCGAUGGGGGCUGAUCCUUCCACCGCUCAGCUGGUGCAAGGUCUGGAUGGGAAUACGUAGAAGAUGGUGAGCAUUCUGAGGUUCAGGGAUAAAGGUAGCAAUGCCUGUCCAAGGGAAUUGGGGAUACUUUUGGAGAAAGUGGACUAGCUCUGGUGAUUAUGGGAAAAGCUAAUUGGGCGUCAUGAGAUCAGCUUCAAAGGUGUGAAUUAUGGGAGAGAGAGAUGGCGUAAAACAUUGACUGAGCUCAAAAAGAGGUUGGUCAUCAGUGGCCACAGGCUGAAAAGGUACAUAGAAGAGCUGUAGCUCAACGACAAAGUACAGGCUUCCAUUGUGAAAGGUCACGGGUUCAGUCCCCAAGGGCAUCUGUAGGUAUGCCUGAAACCAUGGAAAGUCGCUGUCAGUCACUGUAGACAAUACUGGACCGUUAGCCUCAUUUUGUAUAACACAGCUUCCUAAGUCCUCAUCCCACAACAUUAGGUCCUCAAAGGCCAAAGCCAGUAGACUGAACUGGGAUUUUAACCACCUCAUUAACUAGUUGCAUUUGUUUUUUCUGUUACCACCUCCAGUACCGGAAGUGAGUCAGGAACAACAACAACAAAAAUGACUGAGAAGGUAGGGAAGAGGUAGGAAACUUUUUUCAAACUGAGGGUCACAUUUCCUUCUGGACAACAUUCUGGGAGCCACAUGGCAGUGGUGGGUGGGACUAGAGGCAAAGUUGGGCGGAGCAGCAAAUCUGAAUUUUACCCUUGUGCACUAGACUCGUUUCAACACACACUUGCACAAACCCCUCUCUAGCUGCCAUCCUGGGAAGCAAAAGGCAUUAUCAGGAGUUCAAGGGCAUAUUCUAGCCAGGCAAGAACACUUGUGGUGCAAAGCAGUGUCAGUGAGGGUUGUGCCCUGUGGUGAGUUCUGAGGGCCAGAUAGAGUGGCUUGGAGGGCCACAUUUGGCCCUUGGACCGGGGGUCCUCUAUUGAAAUAGGACAUGAGAAAUGAAUGCAGGGAAGGGCCCCAAAUGCUCCCUUCUUUUACUGAAGGGCCCCUACCCUGCUUUAUAAUUUUAUUCAUUUAAAAUAUUUAUAGGCCACCUUUCAGGGGAAAGCCCUGCCAAAAGCAGUCCUUGUACAUAAAAUGAAAACAUCUCAUCCCAAUAAAAUUGAUCCAAUAAAAUAGCGGUCCAAAAACAUUUCACAGCUCAGCCCUCGUGUAAUAAAAAAAGCCAAUGAGUGAGCUAAACAUAUAAAAGAAUUCCAUGCCUACCACAGUCGGGUCUAGUUUGGCUGUAACUCACUCGGCUUUGAGGUGUGAAUAUGCCAUUGGAUGAUGAACCUAGAACACAGAAUGAUGCACCUAGAACUUGAGACCAGAACCCACUUGGCAAUAUGACACAUUUAUGUAAAUGUGUAAUUAAUCUGCCCAAGUGUAGGCAGAAACAGAGCCAAUGACAGGCAGAGCCAACUAAUUCUAGUUUUGUGCCCACCCUCUUCCCUCCUGAGUUCUACAAGGGGCAAGAUGGAGACGGCAAGAUGGAGGAGAAAGCUAACAGCCAAUGGCGUCCUUUGGGCUGGCUUCAUAAGAAGGGAGGCAGGUGGAGGCUGGCUGAGGGAAGACUAAGGUUGGCAGGGCAGAGCCUCAUUUGCCCUAAUAGGCCAGCUUCCAUUGAUACUUGUCCAGAUUAAUGCCUGCUGAUACCGCAGGCACACAAUCAGAAAAGGUAUUCAGAUUCCAGCUGUUCUGCUGAUGAUCUCUAUCAGAACUUUCCCCCGUCUCUUUUUCUUUUUUCAAUAAUACUAAAAUCUGUUUUCUCAGCCUUGCUUUGACCUUUAAACUUCUUCUCCUGCACAAGCCUUGGGGCGGCUGCUCCAGCUUUUAAAUCAUGUAAAUGGCAGCAUUACACCUACUUGCUGAAUGAUUAAUUUGGCUUUGAAUUGCUGCCUGACUUUGAUAGGAAGGGGGAGGCAGGUCUCAAGGGUCUGAUUAUGUGAAUCUUAGCUCAGUUGGGGGUGGGGAGAGAGGUGGGAAGGCUAAUUAAUUACACAUUUACUAUGGGGAAUUUUUUUUUAAUGCCACCUAAGCUGCUAUUUUUCUGUUGGGUGCAGCUACAAAGUGUAAUUCCAAGUAAAACAGCUGCCAGGAAGCCUUUAACCCUUGAAGUUUGCUUGCAAUACAGGAUUUAUUUAUUUCUCUUUCUCUCACACACCUCAACCUCGCCUCCCCAUCCAGUUCACCUGCAUAGUUACUAAACACUAGACUGGAGACAAAAUUUCUCCCUCAUUUCUGAUAACGUUCUGUUGUAUUUUUGUGCUCUUCUUGAAAGAGACGGCCAUUUUGUUGAAUAUUUUCUGCAAUUUUUUCCCUUGUGGUGGCCGCCAUUUCCUCCCUCAGUGCUCCAGAAGAAUGCUGGGAUGUUGUUGUGGGCAAUGCAGUGGCAGCUGCUAUUUGCUGCUGUAGCAGAACAGAAGAAGAAAAACCCUAAAAGAAGGUAAUUCUGCAGCGUCUCAACCCUAGGAACUGUUGGAGAAAUUUUCCUUGCCUCCUCCCCCAAACAGGAAUACUCAACAAAAUGGUGUCCCCAAUAUUGCUCCCUGAAAAUGGGGUGGGAAAGCUGGGGAUGCCAGUUUUCCUCAGUUAUUAAACGAAAAACUCAAUUUCUAUGGUUAGUCAUUAGUUGCUGGUGUGGGGUUUUUCUGUUACGAGUGCUUUCAUCUGGGAAGGUUUAUAUCCUGAUCUUUUGCGGUAGCCAUUUGGAAUAUUAAUCCACCAGAUGGAGCAGAUGGAGCUCUAGCCUGCUCCAAGUUGGGUCACACCAGCACCACUUCUACCUUUCAAACAUAAAGGAUGAUAAUGAUGCACUAUGGCAGGGAUGGGGAACCUCAGGUCCAGGGGCCAAGUUGUUCUAUAGGCUUCUCUGUCUGGCCCUUAGAACUCUCCCCAGGCCACACCAACCACUGGCCCUGUUUUGCACCAAAAUCGUCUUUUAAUUAGUUGGAAGGUGUCCUACUUGGGAUGUGUGUAGAAACUAGUCCCCUGAACAAAAGUAAAUUUUGUUGCUUCACCUGCUCCACUGGCAUGUGGCCCUCAGAAGAUUGUCCAGAAGGAGAUGUGGCCCUCAGGUUGAACAAGGUUUCCUACCCCUGCAGUCUCCCAAAACAAUUCCAGCUCGUAUGGAGUGGUGGUGUGUAAGGGUCAGGGGCCCCUAGAAAAAGGGGUGUUUGGCAUCAUAUCUAAAAACAGAAGCCCAGAUAAUUGAUCCCUCACAACCUCUGGGUAUGGUGUCACUUUGCAUGGAAUGGGAUGUGGAUUUAUUGCAUAUACAGUGGUACCUCAGCUUACAUACGCUUCAGGUUACAUACACUUCAGGUUACAGACUCUGCUAACCCAGAAAUAUUACUUCGGGUUAAGUACUUUGCUUCAGGAUGAGAACAGAAAUCAUGCUCCGGCAGCGCGGCGGCAGCGGGAGGCCCCAUUAGCUAAAGUGCUGCUUCAGGUUAAGAACAGUUUCAGGUUAAGUAUGGACCUCUGGAACGAAUUAAGUACUUAACCUGAGGUAUCACUGUAGAUCUAAUUAAAAAGCUGCUGCAAAGAUGGAAGUAGCAGGAUUUUGGACAGAUACAGUGAAGGGGGGAAAGUAUUUGAACCCCUGCUAUAUUUGCCCUUUUGCCAUCUGAUGAAGAAAUGACCAGUCCAUAAUUUUAAUGGUAGGUUUAUUGUAGCUGUGAGAGACAGAAUAACAACAGGAAAACCCCCAUAAACCCAGAAGACAAAAGUCAGAGAUUGAUGUGCAUUAUAAUGAGUGAAAUAAGUAUUUGAUCCCCUAUCAACCAGCCAGAUGUCAGGCUACCUGGUAUCUUCACUGUAUGUAAGGAGCUGAGAUUAGAGACACCUGCUGUAAGGGAGAGGUCUUACCUGUAAUCCCAGCUCGUUAUAGUACCUGUACAAAAGACACCUGUUGACAGAAGCAAUCAAUCCAGCAGAUUCCAAAGUAGCCAUCAUGACCAAGACCAAAGAGCUGUCCAAGGAUGUCAGGGACAAGAUUGUAGACCUGCACAAGGCUGGAUUGGGCUACAAGACUAUUGCCAAACAGUUUCGUGAGAAGGUGACAACAGUUGGUGCAAUAUUUCGCAAAUGGAAGAAACACAAAAUAACUGUCAACCUCCCUUGGUCUGGUGCUCCAUGCAAGAUCUCAUCUCGUGGAGUUGCAAUGAUCAUGAGAACAGUGAUGAAGCAGCCCACAACUACACAGGGGGAAUUUGUCAAUGAUCUCAGGGCAGCUGGCACCAUAGUCACCAUGAAAACAGUUGGUAACACACUACGCCGUGAAGGAUUGAGAUCUUGCAAAGCCCGCAAAAUCCCCUUGCUUAAGACAGCCCAUGUACAGGCCCGUCUGCAGUUUGCCAAUGCACAUCUGAAUGACCCAGAGGAGAACUGGGUGAAAGUGUUGUGGUCAGAUGAGACCAAUAUCAAGCUCUUUGGCAUCAACUCAACUCUCCGUGUUUGGAGGAGGAGGAAUGCUACCUACGACCCCAAGAACACCAUCCCCAUCGUCAAACAUGGAGGGGGACAAAUUAUGCUUUGGGGGUGUUUUUCUGCUAAGGGGACAGGACACCUUCACCGCAUCGAAGGGAUGAUGAUCGGGACCGUGUAUCGUCAAAUCUUGGGUGAGCACCUCCUUCUCUCAGCCAGGGCAUUGAAAAUGGGUCGAGGGUGGGUAUUGCAGCAUGACAUUGACCCAAAACACACAGCCAAGGCAACAAAGGAGUGGCUCAGGAAGAAGCACAUUAAGGUCCUGGAGUGGCCUAGCCAGUCUCCAGACCUUAAUCCCAUCAAAAAUCUAUGGAGGGAGCUGAAGGUUUGAGUAGCUACACAUCAGCCUCAAAAUCUUACUGACUUGGAGAGGAUCUGCAAAGAGGAGUGGGACAAAAUACCUCCUGAGAUGUGUGCAAACCUGGUGGCCACCUACAAGAAACGUCUGACCUCUGUAAUUGCCAACAAGGGUUUUGCCACCAAGUACUAAGUCAUCUUUUGCAAAGGGAUCAAAUACUUUUUUCACUCAUUAUAAUGCACAUCAAUCUCUGACUUUUGUCUUCUGGGUUUAUGGGGGUUUUCCUGUUGUUAUUCUGUCUCUCACAGCUACAAUAAACCCACCAUUAAAAUUAUGGCCUGGUCAUUUCUUCAUCAAAUGGCCAAUGGGCAAAUUUAGCAGGGGAUCAAAUACUUUCCCCCCUCACUGUACAAAAGGGUUGUUCAUUUAAAAAAUGGAUGGAAAGGGUGUGGUAAAAAGUCCUGGUGGAAAAGUUUAACAUUUAAAAAAUGGAUUAUUGAAAUGGCAAAUUGAAACUAAUGUGCUUUCAGCAACAUGGCACCUUUCCAUCAUGUAUGCAAAUAAGAACACUUCGCCAUAUGCGCCACUAGCAGAUCAGGCUAAACUUUGAGUUAAUAUCGUCUAGUAGAAUUGGGUCAAUAGCGACAAGUAGAAUUGAUGUGUGUGCUGUUGUGGCAUCCAUAAGUUCUGGAGAAACACAGAUUUCAGACUGGCACCUAAAGGGACUUUGCAUAUAACAGCGGGAUUCAGUCACAUACUGGCAAAUUCAGGUUUCGUCGUUACAGGUGACUGGGAGGUCUUGAGCAACAGACUUACUUCUCCAAAAGAUUGGAAAUUCUGCAGUAAGGAAAGUGAUGGGGUAAUGCACUGGCAAGUGUGGGGUGGCGUUUGCUUUGACACAACUUCAUCUAACCUCCAUAAUGACAAUCAGAUCAGUCUGUCUGUCCCUCCAGAGUCCAUUUUCAGUCCCUGUCUCUGCUGCUUAAUCAACUUCAAUCCCCACCCUCCCACCACAUGCAUUUAUGGAGUUAACAGUUACAGGCAACUCUUAGUUCAUGUGGGAGUUACAGUCUGGGAAUAGCGCGUAAAGCCUAAAGACAAAAUUGUGUACAAUCAAAACACAUAGGCUACUUUAGCAAUUUCCAAUGAAAGUAGUGUGGCUGGGCAUCCAGACCCAUUGAUCCUCCAUUCAGCCACCUUUCCUUGUGAUUGGCAAGACCUAGCCAAUCAGGAGUCCUUGGGACACAGCCAGUUGUACGAGAGGGGCAUUCCUGGCCAAUGCCCAUAACCAAUCAUGUGCUUGCUGUGAAGUUGCAGCUUCGCCCAGUACAGGAUGAACUCUUGACUGGUGCACCCCUCCCUCUCCUUAAGAUGGGGGUACCAUGUACAAUAAAGGAGGAGCAACGAAGUAGGAGGAGUAGCAGACACCAGAGACCAGGGGGAAGCAGGCAGCACCAGGUGCCUCAGCAAAGGUGAAAUUCUCUCUUCUUUCUUGCUUUUACGGUCCCCUUUGCAAGGGAGGCAUUACAGGAUGUCAGAAAGGGGCUUCACUGCAGCUAUAGCUCUUUCUUUCCCAAAGAGUAGCCAAGGAGGGGACAGUUCCACUUCUUUCUUGCUAUUUAUAAAUGUCCCCUUUGCAAGCGAAGGAUUGGAGGAGGGACUUCCCUGCAAGUAGUAGUCUUCUUUACCCACUCUGCAUUCUUCUUUCUUACACCUUUGAUGGCAUAUUUUCCUUCCCUUUUUUCCCAUUUCCCCCUGAACAUUGGAAGCUGCCUUAUAUUGAGUCAGCUCAGUAUUGUCUACAUGGAACUGGCAGUAGUGCUCCAGGAUUUCAGACAGUGGUUUCUCCCAGCCCUACCUGGAGAUGCCAGAGAUGAUGAGGACGUUGGAGAAAAAAGGCUUGUUCUAUUACGUUUCUAUCCUGCCCUUCCUCCCAAUGCAGUCCAGGAUAGCAAACAUGCAAGUAGUAAAAAAUAAAACAUUUAUAAAACAAUCCCAAUAUAGAUGCAGGCUGGGAAAGAUCUCUACUUAAUAUGCUUCCUGGAAAAGGAAGGUAUUUAGUAGGUUCCAAAAAGACAACAGAAAUGGUGCCUGUCUAAUAUUUAACAGGAGUGAAUUCCGAAGGGUAGGUGCCACAACAGUAAAGACCCAAUUCCUUUACAGUGGUACCUCAGGUUAAGAACUUAAUUCGUUCUGGAGGUCCAUUCUUAACCUGAAACUGUUCUUAACCUGAGGUACCACUUUAGCUAAUGGAGCCUCCUGCUGCCACUGCGCCGCCGCCACACAAUUUCUGUUCUCAUCCUGAAGCAAAGUUCUUAACCCGAGGAACUAUUUCUGGGUUAGCAGAGUCUGUAACGUGAAGCAUCUGUAACCUGAGGUUCCACUGUAUUUUGCAGAACGGACCUCCUGAUAAGAUGCUAUUGCAGGAUGCCCUCUCCUGCAGAAUGCAGCCAUUGACUGAGUAUAUAAGGGGUAAGACAAUCUUCCAAAUAUUGAAACUGAGUGCUUUUGCCCUCCCCUCCCCUUCCCCUUCCACCCUGCCCCCCAAAGGGAGAGAAUAUUGCCUUAAUUCCCUCUUCUUUCUUGAUUUUAUGUUGCCCACCCCUGUUGCUCGUAUUUGAAGAUCGGGAAUUUCCCUCAGCUAGAAUUAAUAUUGCCCAGUGUUUCUUGAGUGGGGCAGGGGCUCCUGUGGAAACUUAUCUAGAUCUAAUGAUUAAAAGACAAGACCCCCCAGGGUUGGAGGGUACACAGAGGAGUGGGAGGGAAUAGGCUGAAAUAAUUAUAACAUGCCCUUCAGAAGGGAAAGGGAUUAACAGCAGAAUAUAGGAGUGGUCUCUUUGAUCUUCUGAUAUGUCUCCUCUCUCUGGGAGUUGUGUCUGUGUCCCAGUUUCCUGUGCAAAGCAUUCUCUCCACCCAGGCCCUUUACUAUUUUUGAGUAUUAGAGAUGGGGAACAAAUGGUUAAACGGUCCACAGUAACUUAAUUUAGCCAAAAGAAAACAGGAAAAGACAGGAAGGGGGGGGCAAUAAACUGCCUUGGUGAGGACUACAUGCUUGAAGACACAUGCUACUCACUGAGACCUGCCUUCUUUUUAAAAAAAUAAUAAUAUGGCACUAAUAAACUAAACUUCUUUCCAGACUUCAUAUCGCUGGCUUAUAAAGGGUAACAAUCAGAUUAUAAAAUGUCUUUCCCUGCCUCUCCUUGUGUGUCACCUUCUGAUUUUAUGGGUAUUUUCUUCUCUUCUUGCUCUUUCUCUUGAGGUUUGCUUUGGUGACUGAACAAUAGAUGCUUGAACAUAUUUCGACUCUUGUGAUCUUUUGUUGUCUUCUCAUAAGCAGUUUUUUUAAAGCAGAUGCCUUGUAAGGUGACUUUGCUUGCCUGCGAAUGUCCUCCUUUUAAUUACGCAGCAAGGAACAUAGGAAGGUGCCUUGUACUGUGUCAGACCAAUGGUUUGUCCAGCUCAGCAGUGUCUACACUGACUGGAAGCAGCUUGCCAGGGUUACAGAUAGGGUUGGGAAUGUCCCCUUUCGUGAGAUGCUGGGGACUGAACCUGCCAUCUUUUGCAUGCAAGGGACACGCCACUGAGCCAUAGCAGCAGAUCACUCAUAGAUCCUAAACAUUCAAGAACUUAAGGCCUGCAGCUUCCAGCCAAGAAUGUGAGCAGCUGGUGUGUCCUGGCUGGAAGCGAUGCGUGGGCAGGUCUAACUCAAGUUUGUCAAAUCAGUUUCAUUUUGCCCUGGUCCUAUUUUGUCCUAAUUUCCUAGGAGAGUUUGCUUCUAAGCACUAAACUGGGAGCUGUCUGAUUCCCCCUGGAAUGCUAGAACUGCUUGCUGUGAUGAUGAUAUAAUGCUGUUGACACCCACAACACAAAUUUUGUGUGUCUAUGUGUGCGUGCAUGUGCACUUUGGCACCACAAAGUUUUGUGCCACAAAGAAGCCCUUCGUGCAGAAUCAGCUUUUUCUAAAAAUGACUGUCCACUAUUUUAGUAGCUGAGAAUUACUGUCCUUGCUGCUGAAUUAUCUCAAACUAUUUUAAUGCCCCAGGGAGACACUGGCCAGUCUCUCUUUCCACUGUACAUGUAUGGUCAUUUUUGAGAAGGUGUCAAAGUUCCCUUUUAUAGUCAGCACCCAUUUUGCACAGUGAACACAGCUUAGUGAGCACACACUCUCUCCUUCACAUCUAGCGUUUUCUAUAUACUUGUAAGGGAUUUAGUGGGGCAAACUAAACAUCCCAUUGCAACUGCAUGAAGGGGGAGGCCCCUAAUUGCACUGGGCAGUAGAACAGCUUGAUCCUUUUCCUUCCAGUAGCUUUUCCUCUGAAGCACCACCACCCAGUUUCCCAGGCCCUUGCAAACACAGCUCUGGAACUCCACGCAGGGUAAAAGUAGGCGAGGGGGAAAGUGACAGGGGUCACAGUCACAUGAUACAUUUAAAGCUCUACAAUACCACUUCAAGCAGUGAAUGACUUGCCCCCAAAGAACCCUGGGACUUUGUUACAGGUGCUGAGAGUUGUUAGGAGACCCGCUAUUCCCCUCUCAGGGCUACAAUUCCUAGAGUUCCUUGUGAAGAGGGAUUGAUCAUUAAACCACUCUGUCUCAGUGGGGGAUCUCGGGUCUGGGAACUAAAUGUAGCCCUCAAGGCCCCUCUAUAACUGGCCCUCUAAACCCUCUGCCCCCCCAACUCAGAUUUAAGGUUAGAGUGCAGAAAGGGUGGUGGGGAGCAGAGCGAACACAGUUGCAUGAAGGCUGUUGUGCCUGUAAAGGUAAAGGUAAAGGGACCCCUGACCAUUAGGUCCAGUCGUGACCAACUCUGGGGUUGCGGCGCUCAUCUCGGUUUAUUGGCCGAGGGAGCCAGCGUACAGCUUCCAGGUCAUGUGGCCAGCAUGACUAAGCCGCUUCUGGCGAACCAGAGCAGUGCACGGAAACACCGUUUACCUUCCCGCCAGAGUGGUACCUAUUUAUCUACUUGCACUUUGACGUGCUUUUGAACUGCUAGGUUGGCAGGAGCUGGGACCUAGCAACGGGAGCUCACCCCAUCGUGGGGAUUUGAACCACCGACCUUCCGAUCGGCAAGUCCUAGGCUCUGUGGUUUAACCCACAGCGCCACCCGCAUCCCUUGCUGUGCCUGUAGCUUUCCCCAAAGCAUCUGGCUGGCCACCAUAAGAAGCAGGAGUCUGGUAGAUAGCUCUCAGGUAUGGCCCAUGAGGACUCUUCUUGUGUUGUCCACAUUAUUCGUAUUUCUUUCCACAGUGCUCAGGGUGGUGUUUAUCAAAUGAGGUGGCUGCUGGUUGUUCCAUUUUUAACUUCACAACAACCCUGUGAAGCAGUUUAGGCUAAGCAUGGUUGGCACAAGGAGGGAGGGUGCUAUUGCAGAAAUAAGAGGAGGAGUGUCUGUGGAGUAAAGUAUGAUUAAUUCAGCCCAAUGUCGGCCACGGAGCUUCAUGCUUUCGCAUGGAUUUGAACCAAGAUCCCCCCACCCAUUCCCACAAAACAGGGAUGGGCAAAUCUGUCACUUCCGUAUCUCUCAAGUUUCUCAUUUUUCCCAAUCUCGAAUUAAACUCUUUGCAUUUCUACAUCAGUGUGCAAAUUAUUUUUAUUUUUAAAUCCUCAUGAAAAUUCAUCAGCAUUUUAGUGUGCAUUUCUCCUAAUAAACACUUCUUUUUUGCAAAGCAGUUAUCUCAAAUAUAAUGCAUUUUUGGUAAGUUAUUUUCAUGGAUCACUUUACUCCGGUGCCUGCCUUUUUGUACACAUUACUUGGCUGGAGAAUCCGGUGAAGUGCGAAUUUUGAAGGAUGGCUCUGCUUUCGUUCACAUACUGUUUCGGCAAUUGUGAAUUAGCAAAGCUUGCCUAACUGGGUCAAAUUUCUCCCCACCUCUACCCUCUGUCUGCUCUGCUGCCUCUUUCAGCCUAUACCCUUUGUACUCUUCCUUGGUGCUGAUCAGUGUUCCCUCUUGUGCUGAGCUCACCUGAAGCCUUCAUUCUUUGUCUUCAUUUCUAAUUCACAGACCUCUUUUCUUUUGCUGUCUGCUCCACCUCCAACCUUUUCUAAGCGCACUGAGUGGUUUGCUUCCUAGGAAAUGCUGGGCCCAGAGCAUCUGCAGAGCUGUGUCUCUGCCAAAGGCUUUGAAGCAGGCUCUUUUUUGGAUUCCUCUGCACUUGGCUGGCUUUCCUGCCAUCCUCCCUCUCCUCUAUCCUGAUCUCCUGAGAUUGAGCCCUGAUUGGCAAAUGCUUUGUCUGUGGAGUAGAAAAUUUUGUCUAGGAGGCGAAAUGGGCAAAGCUCUCUGCUUCCUAUCAAGACAAAUGUGGCAUUCUAACAAGCUCCCCUGGAGCAACAACUUCUUCUUCUUCUUCUUCUUCUUCUUCUUCUUCUUCUUCUUCUUCUUAACUUCCCAAAACAACAUGCGAACCAAAGUACGGGCUUUCUUCAAAAUUGCAGUUCUUUGAAUUUUGCAACGCAGUUCUCCAACCAAAAGUAUGCGUAUAUUAGGAGAACAUGUGCAUGAACAUUAUUAUUAAUUAUCAGAUUUAGAGGCUUUCCUUUCUCCUAACCUAGAGAGGCAAACAACAAGAGAUAAAACAUCUUGAAAAUAAUUUCAGUACAGAUGCAGACUGAGAAAGUUCUCAACAAAAGAGGAUGACCUUCAGUAGGUGCUGAAAAGACAACAGAGAUGAUGCCUCUAUAAUAUGUACAGGUGGGGCUACCUUUGAAGGUGACUCUUUAUUAGAAGACACAAAGCCUGCUCAAAGGUGCCAGGUCUAAGGAGCACAGCAACUCUUCUCAGUAGGUUCCCCCCCCCCCAUGAGGCAGUUGUGGAGGCUGAUGGUGGCACAGUGCUUUCCCAUUUCACCCUGCUUGCUUUGCAUGCUAUGUGUUUUGCCUGGUGCUAAUGAGCUUUGCUGUUUAGCCUCUGUGUUGUUUUUUCUGUAAAUUAAAUUAACACUGAGAGCAUGUCUCAGUGGGUGUGCAUUUGAGUGCCGAUCAUAACACAGUAGGGAGGUUGGGAGGAAGGCCUUCAGGACCCACCAAGCAUAUUCUGCCAAGAGGGCAGAGCUUACCCUUUGCAUCCAAAACAGACCCUCUGUUUCCUUUUUACCUGCCCCGGAGCAUCUUGAGCGGCUGUUGCUUGCCUCUUCUUGUGUGUGUAAACAGAUUGAAUGCUACUAGGCACAGCUGAGGCUCAGGAGGGGAAUAUAGAUGCUCAUGUGUGUACAUGCACAGACACGGACACACACAAAUUUGAUUCAGCUCGCAUUUAAAGGCAAACCUACCUAAUUUAUAAGGAAGUAUGCAAAUGGAACCGCAGCCAUCCUUCAGAAUUCUCACCUCUCCAAAUUUUGCAAUGCACUUCUCCAGCAAAAAAAAAGUACAUACUGAGGUCAAGUGUGCACAACAAUGCAUAUAAUACUGAAAAUAGCAUACAAGAAUGCAUUAUAUUAGGGGUAAUUGCAUACAAAAAAUGUGUGCUAUAGGGAUAAAGGUAAAGGUACCCCUGACCGUUAGGUCCAGCCGCGGAUGACUCUGGGGUUGCGGGCUCAUCUCGCUCUAUAGAUAAAUGCACAUACAAAUGCGUAUGAAUUUUCAUGAGACUGCAAACUGAUGUGGAAAUGUGAAGAACUGGCCUGAAUACUAGGGAGUGGAGAAACUGAGAGAAACUGAAAUGGACAGAUUUGCUCAUCUCUACACAUGGUUCUAAUGAGAGAAAAGAAUGCUAAUUGAAGGGAAAUGAAAUUGAUCACAAGGCAUUGGAGUGGAAAUACACAUUCCACUCUCUCCUUCUCACAAAACGUGCUUUCUGCAGCUGUAAGAGAAGCAGAAAUUCAACAGGUGCAGGGGCAAAGAAGGCUGUAUCUCUGCAUUGCAUCUGUUGCAUUUCUUCCCUGCCAUGUGCCUCUUAUAGCACCUCUGCUGAGUGUGGUAGUAGGAAGAUGAUGCUUGAGAUGUUGGUAUGUCAGACUCACUGGCCUCCCUUACAUUGUGCAGGGUACAACUGUUAGUUGUCUUCCGUGUUACUGAGGUCCGGUUGGCCCCAACCAGAAAUUGGGCAUUUAGUGUCACCACAAAUCUGUACUAUGCAACACUCUUUUGCCAGAGAUUCAACAGGUAUCACUCCUUUUGACUUUGGAGACAGUUUGUUUUGUAUUCCAAUAGGCUUAGGCAGUUGUUAACUAUUUUCCUGAGAAGCCAGUCAUUUUAAUGAUUGCUCUGUAUAGCUUUUAUUUUAUUUUUUUAAAUAAUGCCCUGAUGUUUUGUGAGAGGGCGGUAUAUAAAUACAGUGGUACCUCGGGUUACAUAUGCUUCAGGUUACAUACACUUCAGGUUACAGACUUCGCUAACCCAGAAAUAGUGCCUCAGGUUAAGAACUUUGCUUCAGGAUAAGAACAGAAAUCGUGCUCCGGCGGCGCAGCGGCAGUAGGAGGCCCCAUUAGCCAAAGUGGUGCUUCAGGUUAAGAACAGUUUCAGGUUAAGAACGGACCUCCGGAACAAAUUAAGUACUUAACCCAAGGUACCACUGUACAUUUAUAAGCAAACAGGCAUCUGGAGGACCACAGGUUCUAGGGCUGCCAUAUGUCCAGAUUUUCCCGGACAUUACUGGGAUUUCAAAGGUGAAUUGAAUUGACGGGGUGCCCUGGUUUUUACUUUUUGAAAUAUGGCAACCCUACAGGUUCCCUAUUCCUGACAUAGGGCAAACAUGGUAGGUCCCAGGAAGGAGAUUACAGCCCCUUUGCUCCUCUCCUGCUCCUCUUAGCUCAGCACAAUAGCUAAGACAAGGGCUAUCUUAGUCCAACUUACCGCAUUUUUCGCUCUAUAGGACACACUUUUUCCCCUCUAAAACAAGGUGCGUCCUAUGGUCACGUCCUAUAGAGCGAAAAAUCUGGUACUUGCCUGCUGCUCCUCUUGCUUGCUCAUUUCAAAUCCCAACCCCCGGCCACCACAAACCCUAGUUUGCUCACCUACCACCCCACUCACCUGCCCCUCCACCUGCCUGUUUCAGAUUCUCCCCUUACCCCGGAGCAUGUACAGUCCAUCACCAGUGUGACAAUGGACUAGUGCAAAUAGAUAUCACACAUACACACACUUAUAUAUGUACAUAGGAAGCUGCUGCCCUUAUUGAGUCAGAUCAUUGCUCCAUGUAACUCAGUAUUUAUUAUCAGCACUGACUGACAGAAGCUGUCCAGGGUUUCAGACAGGGGACAAUUCCCAGCUUUAUAUGCAGGUGCUGAGGGCUGAACCUGGAACCUUGAGCCACUGAGGUGCUGUACCCCUAACCUAUGGUCCUUUCCCAUGCACAUUUAUAAGGCACAUCUAGAAUCAAUUCUGAAUGCACACUUAACAUGCACACUUAGAAAUUUAAAUUAACAUAAAUUUAAAUAGAAACGCAGUACAUCUCAACGUGUACCCAUUUUCGCGAUGGGGCAUGUAACCCCAAAACCUGAGAGAUGAGAACACUCACAGCCUUGCUCCCUUUGCUCCUGUGCAGAGAGAGGGCUCAUGCAAGCAGCCAUAACAAAACACAUUCUCUCUGAAUAGCAAAUGCCACAUGUAAAAUGCAAAGCCACGCCAUUCUGCCUUUAUUCUCUGCAAUGAAAUGUAUGGUUUUUGCCAUUUAAAAUGCACACACACAAACCGACAACUCUGUUCUUUGCCAAGGAAAAAGAGAAGGCAGCUGUCCCCAUGAUAAACUGUGGUACUCCUGCAAGUACAGUACAUCUGCAGCAAAACAAAACAAGAAAUGUUUGCUUUGCCAAUUUAUUUCCAGAGUUAGGAAGUUUUGCUGCUUAACUGUUUCUUUCCCACCACGGACCCCAAGAAGCCACUUGCUUUUGCUUCUAAAUGCACAGUGCAGGAGGUGGGCCAAUGCCUUGAGUACCAGCAGAUGAAUCCCAAAGCCCCUUUUGCCCCGCCUCCGCUUUCCCUGCACCCCCAGGGGAUAUUCCAGGCAGCCAGGAAGGAAGGGAGUGUAUGUUCCAAAGAGGCAGCAGAGUGCAAAGUGGUUUGCAACUGACUGCCGAAGAGAGACUGUGCCAGAGCCUUUCGCCGGCUGGGCUUCUCCUUGGCUGCGGCCCAGUUGGGAACAUGGAGCCGAGAGAGCUCCAAGGCCAGGGGACAAGUUCAUCUUCCCACAGUCCCUGUCGCUUUCAAAGGUCAAGGCUCUGUGCAUUGAAAUAGGCAUUAGUGGCUGAUUGUUUCCCUCCCACUUCCUUUGCAAUUUUGUUUGCCUGUUCCUCUGAGGGUCUGUUUCCUCCUCAGGGCAGAAGAACAUUAGCACAGUGUGGCGGUUAGAGAGUUGGAAUCCAGGGUUCUAAUAUCCACUUAGCCAUAAAGUCCAGUCACCAGCUCUCAUUUUAUCCUACCUCACAGUGUUGUUCUGAUAUUAAUAUGCAGAUGUCUGUUUAUAUCAGACAGAACCAAUGACAGGCACAACCAACUACUUCUAAUUUUGUCUCCAUCCUCCUGUCUACUGUGCUCUACAGAGACAACACUGGGACUAAGAAGAAGAAAACUGACAGCCAGUUCCACCACCCCAGUACAGGUUGCAAGUAAAUAUGUAGGUGGGUGGGGAUUGGCUAGGAGCACACUGAGCUUUGUGAGGCAGUGCCCCAUUUGCUCCAGUGGCCCAGCCUCCACUGAAGGGCCAUGGCUCAGUAGUCUGCUUUGCUAUGGAGAACUGCUGCCAGUCAGUGCAUAUAGUACUGAACUAGAUGGACCAAUGGUCCUAUUCAGUGUAAGGCAGCUUCCUUUGACACCACAUUGAGCUCUGUGGAGAAAAGGUGUGAUAUAAAGGGUUCAUGGCUGAUGCUGCAAAUGGCACCCAUACAUCCAGUCCUGGGGAAAACCAACAACCCCCACACACUGCAUGUGAAGAGCCAGUGUGGUGUAGUGGUUAAGAGCGGUGGACUUGUAAUCUGGAGAACUGGGUUUGAUUCCCCACUCCUCCACAUGCAGCUGCUGGGUGACUUUGGGCUAGUCACACUUCUCUGAAGUCUCUCAGCCUCACUCACCUCACAGAGUGUUUGUUGUGGGGGAGGAAGGGAAAGGAGAAUGUUAGCCGCUUUGAGACUCCUAAGGGGAGUGAAAGGCAGGGUAUCAAGUCCAAACUCUUCUUCUUCUUCUUAUGUGUAACAGGAAGGAGCCCAAACCAGUUCCAAGUUGGAGGGGGGGGCAGGCCAAGCAUUUCUCUGUGCCUCCUCCUCCAUUGGUGGGAAACACAACUCAGAGCAACACUAAGCAUGUGAGUCCAGCUGCCAUUUUUAUUUCCCAUAAUGCCUGCAGUGUGCUGUUGCUCAGGAGCAUUGUGGGAAAUAAAAAUGGCAUCUGAACCAUUUCAUUGUGUAGUGUCAUUGCUAGGCACAUUCAGGCCACAUUUCUUCCGAAGGGAGCAGCAGCUGCGCUGCUGAGCAAAGCCAAGCUACCACUUAGCUUCUUUUCUUUACUUUUUAAAGAGAAAACCUCAAUUGCUCUGUUGAAAUGUAAGUACACUCUCACCUAAAAGUGCUAUGACACACACAUACUCCAUCUGUCUAUAUCUAUCUAUCUAUCUAUCUAUCUAUCUAUCUAUCUAUCUAUCUAUCUAUCUAUAUCUAUCUAUAUCUAUCUAUCUUUAGGUGGAGUUUUUACACACAUACUGCUCUCCCCAAAGUGUCAAGAAAAGUUGAGUUUAAUAAUUUGAUCCAACACUUGUUGAAUGUGCUUGGGUUAUCACAGGCUGAGUCCCAGUAAGGCAGGUGUGGGGAGUCUCUAACCCAGGGGCCAGAUAUGGCCCUAGAAGCCUGUCGCCAUAAAAGCACCUCCUCUCCAAACAUCCCCCUCCCUCACCAGCCCUGCCUCAAGUGCUUUUACCAGACAGAAUGUAUCCUUCCACUGUGAUGAUAAUUCUUGCUUGCUUUAACUAAAAUUAAAAUCGAACUGAAUGAAAAAUUGCCCAAAUUCUCGCUGCAGAAGGAACUUAGUUCACAUUCAUUUCACCUGGAAUUACAGGAGGUACAUUCAGGUAUAACCCAGAUAUUUUUGAAUUAAUCCAGUGGAUUAGUUAAAAUCUUAAUUAGUUCAGUCCGAGCACUGAGAGAAAGGAAUAAUGGAUGUUCACUUGAUUCUCAAAGGAAGCUUAGGACUGAGAGGCUCAGUAGAGAGGAAUCUGUAUUCCAAAAGGAGUUUUUGCCUGGGAAGGAAUGGGGUGAUAGUUGUAGGUGAUCCAUGAAAAGACCUAGUCUGCUCAAGGCCGUAGCAAAAAUCUGUCUCCAUCACACCAGUGUACCUCCUUUCCCACUACCAUUAGUUGAAGAGCAGGCUGUUGAAUUGGUGCGAGUCGUGCGACAAUGCAGGAAUGUUGGUGCAUGUCUGUGAGUCCAUGACACUGGCUAACUUGAGAGAUAAGUUGAGCAAGCAAGCUAUUUAAUUUUUUUAGCUAGGGGUUUCCUUUGCACUCCAAAUAUCUCUCCUUCCGAUUUUAUCCCACCACCUGUUCUGGUGACACUUGCAUUUUGUCAUCUGCACGGACCUAGGAAGGCUCAGAAUCUGAGCCAGAUGGCUUGGGAUCAAAUAUGCAUGGAAACUCUUCCUGGUCCUGCUUUAUGCCUGGAAGCAGAGCGUUUAUCUGUGUCCGCUUCGUGAUACUAAUUAAAUACACAGAUAUCCUACACAGACCCUCCCUCUCACUUCCUAAAAUAUUGGAGGAAGGGAGAACCAAAUAUAGGACCCUAUAUUUUGUCUCUGCAUCUAAAUAAGUCAAUGGAUGUUCCCAUUGUUCAAUUACCCCUCCCUUUCCUUAGACAUUCAGCAAUCUUUCAGGUGGAAGGUGGUCCUGGCAAUGGCUGCGUGGAUUGUGUGCAGUGGCGCUGAGCACUUGCAAGCCAAGCAGCAAUUCUGCCAUCCCCCAAGCCCAGGGCCAAGAGGGCAAAUGAGAGAUUAGCAAGUGCUAGCAUGCAAAUUCAUUUCCUAUCUAUAGGGAUGGGUGGUUCUCAUUUCUACAAUCUUAAAUUCAGUUCUUCACAUUUCCACAACAUUUUGUGAUUUGUUUAUUUUAAAAUACUCCACGUUCAUCAGCAUUUUAGUGUGAACUUCUCCUAAAAUAUGCAUCUUUUGUGUGUGGGAUUUUGUCAUAUAUAAACAUUUUUGCACAUUUUUUCAGAAAUAUGUGCGGUUUUAUGAACACUAUACCCAGUUUGUGCAGUUUUGUAUGCAUUUCUUGGCUGUAGAAUUGCGCUCCAAAAUUGUGAAAAGUGCAAAUUUUGAAGGAUAGCUGUGUUUUAGGUCACAUAUUGUUUUGGAAACUGUGAAUUACGUUGGUUCACCUUUAAAUGUGAACUGAAUGAACACCCCCACAUGCAAACACAUCCCUACAUAUAUGUAUAGGCCACCCUAUAACAAAAGUUAUCACUACUGGCUACAGAAUAAAAAGGAGCAAGUUAAAAACACCCACAAUGGAAAAGUUAAUACUAAUAAGUACAUUGAUAGGGGGUUUGGCUAGAUGAUAUUUGAUGUCAUUCACAGUUCUCCAUGGUUCCACUAUUCUAACAUGUCCAAGAAUAUGUGCAUCUGGGACUUUAAAUUCCUUCUGCCCCAAUGGGCAUAAAAGCAUUCAGGAUAACACAUAACGCCUGUGUUUGCAGAAGUACAACAUUAGGACUCAAAAUCAACCCUACUGGGUUUUCCCAAAUGCUUAAAUUUCUUUUAUGUAUAAUGGUGACUAGUGAUUUUGAUUCCCUAAUUAAUAAGCUUUUUAAAAAAUCUGCUACAUCAUCUUUUUCUUAAACUCUUAUGCCCACCCACACUUAUGUGUUCUGGGUGCCAUCAUUUUUUAUUGAUGGAACAGACAGUUUGGAUUUUUACGAGACCACGAGGCAUCAGAUGGCUUGAGGACUAAAGUGUGGCAAGUGUGGUGGUUAGAGCUGGGGGGGGGGGCUUUUCAGCCCAAGGGCCGCAUGCCCUUCUGUGCCACCUUCUGUGGGCCACAUGCCAGUGCUGGCCAUGACCAGAGGCAAAAAGAGAGCAAAACAAGGAAAGCAAAUGUUAUCUUUCUUCAGUAGGCUAAUUUCUACACACAUUCACACUCCCCAUCUGUAUCCUCCAUCCAGGCAAGCAAGAGUCAUUAUCAGAGUUCAAGGAUUCACUCCAGCCAGGCAAAAAUACUCAAGGAGGGUGCAAACCAGAGUCAAUGAGGAGUAUGACUUGGAGAGAAGGUGUGGGGUUGAGGGCCAGCCUGACGGGAGCUAUUUGGUGAUGGGCCCGAGGUUCUCUAGCCCUGUGCUAAAACAAAUAAGAGCCUGCUGGGUCAAGCCAAUGGUCCAUCUAGUCCAGGAAAGUGUUUCUGAGGUGAUAGCAAGCAGCAAACACCAUUUCUGAACGCUUGUCGUUCCUGCUUGCCAUUUUAACUGUGAGUCACGUGAAGGUGCAAGUCAUGGGAUAUUAGGAAAAUCCCUGCUUGAUCUCCCAUAGUGGGUUUUAAGUAAGCUCCCAAGGAGAUAGCAUUUGGAGAUAGCAAGGUUUGUGAGGGUAGCAUGUGGCUCUGGAAGACAGAUGUCAAAGACUUUCCAUCCCAACGGCCAGAGUUGCUUCUGAGGCUUUGUGACUGAAGUCACUUCCCCUUCCCCUACACCAGUUCUGCCUCUCAUUUUAUAACUUUGGUCUGCAAGUGGUUAGGGCUGCUUUGAACCACCCAUAGCCUUUCAUAUUCAUUGUGGGGCCCAUACAGACAUCCUUUUUUAUUGUGCGUUCAUGAAGAUUUGUGCUCAUGGUGGUAUUGGAGCAGCUCUGUGUACUCCUGCUUUCAGAGGUGCAUUUAGGGCAGGGCAGCCUGUUCCCCUGAGAAGUGUAGUUUGUUAAGGGAGCUUGGAAUUACCACUCUGUGAAAGGUAAACUAUGAUUCCCAGGAUUCUUUGGCAGGGUGGAAAGAACGUGCUUUAAAUGUGUGUUGUGUACGCAACCUUUGACAGUUGGUGUCACCCAGGACUUGAUUCCCCAUUGUAUAGCAAUUUUUAAAUCACUUUAGUUCCUGCUCACAUUACAGUGUUCUCUGUGCUCACCGCUGUCAGGGAUUGAACUUGGGACCUUUCUGCCAGUUUCCACAUGGGCUGUACCACUCAGCAAUGUCUCCUCUCCAUACCACAUGCACCCUGUCAAAUCAGUGGUCCAUUCCAUCCAGAACUGUUUAUUAUGAUUGGUAGAGGCUCUCCAGUAUGUCUGAGGCAGGGGUGCUCUCUACUGUAGUCUCUUUAGCUGGAGAUGCCAAGUAUUGGUCCUGGGACCUUUUGGGUGCAGAACACAUGCUCUGCUACCAAGCUAUGGAAAUAGAAAUGAGGUUACACUAUAAAAUCAGAAUUCAGUUCAAAAUGCUUGCUGGAUUAUUAUUAUUAUUGUUGUUUUUAAUUUCAGUAGGCAACGGAAGUUCAAAAGACCUCAAUCUAAGCUGUUAUGGGCCUUGCAAAUUAAUACAAGAACCGUGAACCUGGGUAGGAUAUGGGUUUCACCAUCCUUUCCACAAACUUUCCAGGAGCUUCUUACUGAAAUUAUAUAAAAUUAACUCCUGUUUCUCCAGCUCUCUGUCGGCACCCAGCAAGGAAAUGGCAGUAACAAAUCAGAUACAUCGGCAGCACAUUCCGAGCUGCCUCCCCUGCAAAACUCCUGCCUGCCUCCUUUUUAAAUCCUAAAAGCAAAAUGCACCAAUCUUUAGAGGGACAGCAGAAGGGAGAGGGAGGAGUUGGUCGGUUGAAAGGAGAAAUACAUUUAAUCCCUUUAAUAUUUUAAAAUUUAAUUAUUUCCAAAUUAGGUUAGCGAGUCUGACAAGAAUCCUGCAUCUAAAGUACGGAGCCCAGGGGCAGCUUUGGAAAAUGAGACGAGAAAUUAAUAUAAAAAAAGGAACCCUUUCGCUUCAAGGCAGCAGACUGGAACACUGGCAUUCCAUUACUCUGUCUGUCUGCUGAAUUCAUUUAGCAUCUGUGGCUUAAAUAGAAUAGCUCUAAAGAGGCAUGCUGCAGGCUGCGCUUGGCUUGCUGAGGCAUUUCCCUCUGGAGGAAUCAAACCGCAUCAGAAAGAGGGUUGCAAUUAAAAUAAUUCGGUUUCCUGAUAAGAUAGCAAGAGGGUCAGACCAAAGGCCUGUCUAGUCCAGUGUUCCUCAGUCCCAAGCAGUAGACAUCCAGAUGUCCCUGAGAAAUCCACCAGCAGGAUAUAGCAAUCAGUUUAUUUGUUGCUUUUUAUUGUGCCCUUCUAAGGAGCUCAGGAUAAUGUACAACAUGCUCUUCCUCCUCCCCAUUUUAUCCACAGAACAGCAACCCUGUGAGGUAGGUUAAUCCGAGAGGCCAUGGUUGGCCCAAGGUCAUGCCGUGAGUUUCAUGAUUGUGGAUGGAUUUGAACUCAGGUCUCCUCUGUCCACAUCCAACACUCCCACCAGUACUCCAAUGGGAAACAGCCAUCUGUUCCUGUUUGCUCAGAAAGGCAUCCCACCCCUGAACACAAAGGUUGAAUAUGGCCAUUGAUGGAUAUGACCUCCAUUAUUUAUUAAGGUGGGGACUGCAACAAAAUGUUGCAAUUUGUCCAUCUCUAAGUUGGGGGGGGGGAGUAUUUAACGGUCAAAAGCAGCACUUUAAAAUUCAGUGCAGAAAUUGAUUGGAAGUCAGAGAUAGAACAGCAUAGCUAUAAUGUGACCAUAAUGCCCAGUCCCAGUUAGUAAUUUAGUACUAGCAUUCUGCACUAAAUACAGUUUCCAAACAGUCUUCAAAGGAAGCCCCGCCUACAGUGAUUUACAGUAGUCUAACUUGGAGUUUGCCAUAGCAUAGAUAUUUUAGCCUAGCCUAUCUCUUGUCCAGAUAGGGUUGCAGCUGGCAGACCAAGCAAAGCUUGGAAACAGCCACUGUGCUGUGGAACUGUGUCACUGUUAUAUAAUCCAGUUAAAAGCAAGCGUUCCAACACAGAAGAAGGCCGUGUGUGUGUGUGUGUGUGUGUGUGUGUGUGUGUGCAACUGUAGGAAGGUUAAAGCAGAGGCAGCAUUAAUUUUGCAACAACAAGCAAAAUUGCCUUGAUUGCAGCAGCCCACUGCUUUUUAGUCUGUGUUGGAGAUUAUCUUAAAAUGUUGCUCCUCUCCAGCCUGGCAUAGAUUUUUGGGUGAUUCUGGGCCAUCAAAGCUUUACAGCAGUUUCGGUUGUGAUUAUUACAUAGACUCUUAAUCCUGCUACUUGAUGCUAGACAGCCAGCUGGAAGGAAAGGCAGGGGGCGGGGAGGAGAAAGAUUCAUAUUUAAUUACAAAUGUUUCACUUCUGGGCAUUUUCAGCAACAUCUGGAGAGCAGGAGGAUGAAAGAUAACCAGCAGCACCUCCCACCAAGAUCAGUUGUGUCAAGCUUCCUGUUCUAAUCUGGCUGCUAUCCCAAGAUUUAUCAACAGAUACUAGAAAAAUACCUUGCAAGUGUAAGGUAGCAUAGGGAGCAGAGUCGUGGUUUACAAUGGAGAACGGUGUUGAUCUGAACAUACCAUUUUGCCUGUAUUUUGAUAUAACUUGGUGAAGGUGCAUCAAAAUGUAUAUAAAUUUAUGCCAUUGUGGAAGCACACUUGCUGCAUCAUGUAUAGAUGUACCUACUCAUCUCUAGGGUUUAGCUCAAUAAAAAGGUCUCUUUGUAGCAGAAGCUGGAUGCCCACAACACUGAUUGGCUAGUGUUUGUUAUGUCACUUGUCCUUUCUGUUGAGCCUAGCAUGGGUGGGUAAGCAAGGGCAUUUGGGCAGCACCCGUGAUAAUAAAUUUGUCCUCUGUGUUUCCAAUACAUUUACAGUAUGUAUUUUUAUUGCUGUAUUUUCUUCCUUGGCAUAAAUCUUAGUCUGGAGUAAGUCCUGUUGAACAAUGGUGUGACUUACUACUGAGUCAACAUACAGAGAGUUGGCCUGUUAGUCAAUUAAUCACACAAGUUCGCCUGUUCAUUAGUCAAUUAAGUUUGCAUGUAAGAAAAAGGCGAGAGUUUUAAAAAUAAAAUAAAGCAUACUUUGUUUUUGAGUUAUGAUGCACACAUAUGUCACCCUAAGCAUCACCUUAGAAGUAGAGAUUUCGUUUUCUCUCAUUUUCUCAUGAAAAUUCAUCAGUAGUUUAGUGGGCAUUUCUCCUAAUAUGUAUAUUUUUGCUAGCAAUUUCCCCUAAAAUAAUGCAUUUCUGGUAUUUUCAUUUGUAAGUACUGUCAUACCUCAUGUUACGUUUGCUUCGUGUUACGUUUUUUCAGGUUGUGUACCACGGCAACACAGAAGUACCGGAAAGGGUUACUUCCAGGUUUCGCUGCUCGCGCAUGGGCACAAGCGCCAAAUUGCACCGCGCACCUGCGCAGAUACAGUGCUUCAGGUUGCAGGCUUUUCAUGUUGCAAACGGGCCUCUGGAAUGGAUCCCAUUCGCAACCAGAGGUACCACUGUACACUUUCCCUUAAUAAGCACAUUUUGUACUCUUUCUCUCUCUCUUUCUUUUGCUUGAGGAACUGCAUUGCAAAAAUUCAGAGAAGUGCAACUUUUGAAAGGUAGCUGUGUUUCAUUUCUGCAGAUUAUUCUGAAAGAAGUGCGAAAUAGAUAGGAUUGCACUAAAAUGAGAAUCGAAUCAAAUUUCUCCCCUUAACUCCAGGAAGCUUUCUUUUUCUUUUUUCUUUUCUAGAAAAAAGCAAAAAGAGAUGUCUGAACCUCUGGACACCACUUAUUGGAAACUGCAGGUGGGGAGAGUUGUGCUUGUGGACUUCCCAUAAUGGACAUAUGAUUAGCAACCGUGAUAAUGUUUGCUUAUUUAUUAUAUUUGUUCGGCACCGUUUGCAAGAUGUGCCAAAGUGACUUGCAAAAUAUUAAAAUAUAGAACUUACCCAGCAUUCGUUUAAAAGGCAUAACCCAGAGGAAUAAUAAAAGUGUUCAUCCAUCAACUAUAUCAUUGUCUGCUAGCCACAAAAGGCUAUCAAUGGCUACUAGCCAUGAUUGCUAUCCUCUACCUCCAGUUGCUGGAAGCCACAGGAGGGAAGGAUGCUCUUGUGCCUGGUUCCUGCUUGCGAAUUUCCCCCAGGCAUCUGAUUGGACACUGUGAGGACAGAAGGCUGGACUAGAUGGGCCGCUGGCCUGAUCCAACAGCCAAGAUUUACAUUCAUUUACUUCCCUGAAAUGCUGUCUUCACCAUUAAUGAACCUCUUCUUAUAAAGCACCUCAAAGCAAUUUCACAUUGCAACAUAUAUAAAACAAUUGCAGGUAUAAAAACAAUUAAAACAACUGCCAGUACAAAAGCAGUUUCCAUUCCGGCUGGGGAUAGUAAAUCUCUUAAAAUGAUUACUGAAAAAGGAAAGUCCUUCCUAGCCGUGUCUACCUCAUUGAACAUCUGCUAGUGAGCAUGUCUGGUUCUGUGUACAGGGCCUUACCACUGUAGGCACUUAAUAAAUGUGCAAUAUAGUUUAUAUUACAGUUACUAGUUGCUGGGCAUGAUUCUUCCCUCUGGACAGACACCUUUUGUCCCCCGUGCUUGGUGGGCAGCUAAGCUGGAAUUGAUCAAAUGCCUGUCCUGUCACACUCUUCUCCCCUCCCCACCUCAAACCCUGUUUUAUUUCAAGAUUCUCCACUCUUUACACGAGGUUAGCUCACCUGUUCCGUGGCAGUCACAGCUUCAGCAAGCAAGCGUGGGUGUGCCUAUGAGGAAAAUUAAUGGGAACCAGUUAGGUUUAGCAGGGAACCAGAACAAUUAGGAGGUGACCUCCAGGAGCAGAAAAUUGUCUUCCUAUCAGGUAAACAAGCUCAGUCUCUGUUAUAAGGAAAGUAAAACCAUUGAAAGGGUGGGAGACUAGGCGAGCCUCCUGAGGCAAUGGCAGCAAUACCACAGAUGAUUUUUUUUCUUUUAGAAUGAUAGCAAAAAAGCCCCUUUCCUACCUGGUUAUGCUGGAGAACAGGUUUGGUUUACAAUUUUACCUGAAUAACUAUUUUAAUGUAGGUAUUAUAAGUACAGGGAAGAAGGUGUUAAAAAAAAUGGUGCCAGUAUUCAUAUAUUGGUGAAAGUGCUGUGGGUACCAGCUCAAAAUGUCUGCCAUGGGCAGCAGAAACUGAGGUUCCAAUUACUCAGUACCAGGAAAUAUUGUCCCCCCAAAAUCUCUGGAUACUGUAUACCUUUUACUGGAAAGGGAAAAAAUAGAUUAACCAUAUUUUUCUGUCUAUAAGACUCCCCCAUGUAUAGGACGCCCCGUAUUUUGGGGGACUCUGCUUUAAGAAAAUGGGGAAAGAUCUAUCCAUGUAUAAGAUGCCCCCAAAUUUUGGACAUUAUUUUCAAGGGGGGAAACCUAGUCUUAUACAUGGAAAAAUAGGGUAUAUUAACCCAAGUCAGUGUCUAUUGGUCCUACUUUCCACAGGACUGUGCUCUUUUUGAUGGGCUAAUAUUCCUCUUUCUGGUGGACAAACAAUUCACUCUUGGAAGCUGUCUUCUACAUAAGGGCACAACAGUACUCUUUCUAAUUGACAUCACCAGGAACUUGUAUUCACAGGUUGACUGGCUCUGAUACUGGAGAGAGAACAACACCAUUGUGGCUGGCAAUCUCUGAUAGCCUUACCUUCCACCUGGCCUACCCCAUGAUUUUUUUUCUAAUCCUCUUUUAAUGCCACCCAAGUUGGUGGCAAUCGCUAACUUUGCAGUGUGAACGCCCUAGUUUAACUCUGUGCUAUGUAAAGAAUUACUUUAUGUUUGGGGGGAGGGAGAGUUGCAGGGGUCUUGAAAUUGCCCAUCAACAGUUAGCACCUGGGUAACAGAUUGAACAGACGCACAGUUGGCCUCGUCACUGUCAGAUGUGUUGCAAUUCUAUUUAAAUCAUUAUUUGUACAUUUUCAUUUACAUAUAUAAUUUUUCAUAUCCUCUCCUUUGGUGAUGUGAAAGUAGGCCCUAGGCCCAAUGUCUCUGAAUUGAGCUUUAAAACUGGUUUCCGUAAACCAUAGUUUAGAUUAACCACAUAUUGGCAAACUCUGGUUAGUCAAAAAAUAGAAAUGAAAGCUUCCAAUCUUAUGGCCAUGGUGGAGGAGAGGGUUAGGUGGAAGCACACAGUCCCAUGGCUCAUUCAUGCAAUGUUAUUCUAUAGAUUUAGUUUUAUGUUUGAACAAGACCUUAUUAAGAUAUAACCAUAAGAAAGCUGGGGAGGACUUGGCAUAAAAUUCUUAGGGUUCACCUUUGAAAGAAGCAUUUGAAAUUAGGUCAGCCUAAAACCUGCCCUAGCAACUUUUUAUCUUGUUAUAACUGUCAGAGGAGUGGAGAACUUGUCUACUGAUCUGAUUCAGUCUAGCAGACCACGUUUUGCAAGAACAAUUUUAAUCAGCUUGAGAUUUCUUGCAAAGCGUUUUGCCUUUGAGCUCAGUUCUCAGACCACUGCCUUAAUUUCUAGUCGUGUGCAAGAAUAAAGGGGAGCACAGGGGAAGAAGAAGAAGAAAGGGGAGAUGAAACCGGGAGGUCAGAUUUCAGAGAGAGUAAGGAGAAGUAAAUUAAAAUUGUGUGUCUCCAUGUUCAAAGUUGAGGAGCUGGCAUGACUUGUGAAGUGCCACUCUGAGGCACACUUGUUGUGCAUGCAAAACUAUGCAUAGACAUGCUGCGAAGCACCACAUGUAAGCCGACACAGUUUUGGAAGGAUCAGAAAGCUUUUCUUUCGCAGCUGUACAUUUCAUGGAUCCAAGUGUUUCCCUAUCUUGUUGUCAUCUAACGAACCACAGGUGGUGGCAGACACUGGAAAAAACCCAAAAUCGUUGCGCAGAUGGUGGGAAAGGAAAGGAGGGAAACUGCAGACAUUGUUUCCAGACUCUGAAAGGCAGGGGUGGAGACUCUGGCAGCUGCAGCCCAUAACGUCAGAGGCUGUGCUGGGUAGCUCAGGAAAUGCUUAAUUCUGCCUGAAGCCCAGAAACGUCUUUAGCUGGGGACAGCUUUAAAAUGAAGCAGAGGCACGUCAGGAAGCAGGCCUAAGGCUGAGAGACAGCCAGCAGUUAAAAUGCCUGCCAGCAAGCAGUGAAGUGCAAGUGGGGCACUGCCCCGCUGAUCUCAGUCUAGGGACGGUGGGAGAAAUUUUAUUCGUUUUGUAUUUAAAGGCAAGCCUACCUAUUUUGCACUUUCUAGAACCAAUAUGAAAUUUAUUUACAAAAUAAAUAAACCUUUUGAAAUUAAUACCUCUCCAAAUUUUGCAAUGCAGUUCUUAGAAACACAUGCAAAAGUGAAUACACUGGGGCAGAGUGUGCAUAUAAAUGCAUUCAUUAGUGAAGGUGACAUACAGAAAUGCUUUAUAUUGGGUGAAAUUGUUUUGCAAAAAUAGCAUACAAAAAAAAGUCUACAAUGGGAUAAAUUUGCCCCAAAAUGCCAAUGAAUUUUUCUGACUUUUAAGGCGAGGAGCUGGUGUCAAAACAGAGAACUGGACUUAAGACCAGGGAAAACUAGAAGCGGAGAUAAACAAAAACCAACAGAUUUGCCUAUCCCAUCUUACAGCUAAUCUUAUGUGUAUACCUUGCUGCCAGCCUCCACAUCCAUAGUCCCAGUGUUGCCCUUGUAGAACUCAGCGAGGAGGUGGGAGAGGAAACUAGAAUUAGUUGGCUUUGUCUUUCAUUGGGUCUGGUGCCACCUGCUGUUGAUCUUCCUGCCCCUUCCUGCCCCACAAGUUCUGGUGGGCACUGGGCACUAAUGCUAGCAAGUGUUCCUUCCUCCCAACUGCCCAGAAGUCAAUGCUUAAUCCGGAGUGGAGUCCCGAAGAUGUUUGGUUGGCAUCUUGUACACCUCCGCCCAGCAACCAAAUGUAUUGCUCUGCUUUUCUUUUUUUUGGACCACAUCAGUGAUGCCAAGAUCCGAGUCUUGUCAUCUGGGCAGCACAGGACCUCCACACGCACUGCCCAGGCUUGCGCCCCAGAGAGGUCACUCCAGUGCUGCUAAUGCGCUAAAAACAAUGCAGGAGGAAGCAGUUCUGAGUUACCAGUCUCUGCAGCCACAGCCGUUUGACUUCAUCUGUAGAGGCAUACUCCAUUGUCUCUCAAGGUAGACGAAUGCCAACAACAAUGUUUCUCCUUUUUGUUGUUUUUUUCAUAUUUGUGCAAAUCGCCUUGAACUUUUAUUCUAAUGCAAAGGUAGUUAAGAAUAUAUAUAUAUAUAUAUAUAUAUAUAUAUAUAUAUAUAUAUAUAUAUCUGUGAUGUAAAUAAGUGCCACCACUGCAAUCUGUAUGGGUUUCUGUUUGCAACCUAGGAGACCUCUGAAUUCCACCCUCUUCCAGACUGCAAUCCCAGAUGCGCUACAAGACCCCCAGCGGGUAUCUCUGCUUCUGAAAUAUGGCACUCGGGAGACUCCGUAGCCCACAGUUCCUUCUCCUCAGCUUCACUCCAGUCAUGCUAUAACCUGAGUAAGUAGCUCUGCAGAUGCUUACCAGAUGCUAACGUCUCACUACACUUCAGCAGGUUCCCCGAUAACAAUACUAGGGUGUUACUAUGGUGAUAACAGAUUCACUAGAGGGCUGAAUUAAUCGAGCAGCUUUGCCUAUUAGGAUCUGUAUAGUUACCAUAGUGUUCAUUCAAACAAACGUUCCAUCACACUCAGGUUGUCGGGUUUUUUUAUGACCAAACUGAUCGUUUUACCACCGGGUUCCCCAUCUCUUUGCGGACGGUUAUUUUGCUGUCUAAGCAGGUCCUAAUCAAAUUAACCGAUCUCUUCCUUUUCAUUCUCCUGGGGUGGGGGGGUAUAGCAGGGGAUGACUUUUCUGCUUUCCCCAGCCCCCAGUAAUGAUAGAAAAUGUGAUGGCUUUGCCAUUGCAAUGUUAAAAUGGAAAUGGGGAAAAAACAACUCAUUCCAUAAUCCCCACCCCCAGUCUCCAUCUGCUUUUUAGCUGAGUUGAUUCAGUGGUUGGUUGUGACCCGCUGAAAUUGGUAAAGGACGUUGGGAGUUUCAUGGGAUUUGGAACUGCAUGGGCUGAGGCUGGAACCUAGCCUAGCCAGCUAGGACUGUUUUGUUCCUAGGGAUGGGCCAUAACUAAGUGACAGAGUGCUUGCUUUGCAUGCAGAAGGUCUCAGGCACUAGCAGAUGGUGUGGGAGGGCAGAGGCAUGGUAAGUGGAGGUUGGUUCAUCAGGGUAGAAGGGGGACUACAGUCUGCCUUCAGCCAGAUGCCAGCUCCCUUGCCUUCUAACUUAUAACCAAUCUAGGAGGGUGGCAAUGCCUACCAGCUUCCUCCUCUUCAGAGCCAGUGUUACUGAGCAAAGAGGAUGAGGACAAAACUAACAUUUGUCGGCUCUCUCUGUCAUUGCCUCUGAUGCCAAUGACAGUAGAGCUCCCUGGAUCCCACCCUACCAAUCUGAAUGGGCACAAGCCAUGGAAAUGCCCUACCAACACCAACAUCCCUGCAAUGAGGCAGCAGGGUAGUGGUGGGACCACUUGCCACACAGACACACGGUAGAGGUUUGAGCAAAGCAGAGAUGUAGAGAAAUUGAGAGGGGGGAAGUGGUUAUUUUAAACAGUGGCAGAUGUUUGAGUAGACCUAGCAGGGGAUAACAUUGAGGGGGGAAAUGGCAGCUUGAAACAUGGUUUGAGUACAGUGAGAAGGGUGUUUCGAAAGGCUCUGUUUCGUUGGCUUCUGUGUUGUGCACAUCUCUGCUAUUUCUUCUUGUUAAAACUGAUUUUUUCUUAAAAGAUGACCCCUCGGUGUACCUGCUUUAAUCAAAGCUCUGCUGUUGUUUAAUAACACUAUUUUUCUAUCAGUGUUCCUCCACCCCCACUUGACUCAAAGUUCUGCCAUUGUUUAAAACAGCCACUUUUUUCUUUUCAGUACAUCUCCUUUCUCACUGUUCUCAAACUUCUCUCUCUUCCAUUUCCUCAGCUGCCUCAUGUGAAAAAGAUAAAGAAUGUGGGCUCCUCAAAUAUUCCAUAGUACACUUCACACAAUGCAUUUCAUUCCUGGUACCAUGUGCUGUCUUCAACAUGAAGUUCCAGAUUCAGUAAUUUAGUGUAGGUACUUUACUAACAAGGGACGUGGGUGGCGCUGUGGGUUAAACCACAGAGCCUAGGACUUGCCGCUCAGAAGGUUGGCGGUUCGAAUCCCCGUGACGGGGUGAGCUCCCGUUGUUCGGUCCCUGCUCCUGCCAACCUAGCAGUUCAAAAGCACGUCAAAGUGCAAGUAGAUAAAUAGGUACCGCUCUGGCAGGAAGGUAAACGGCGUUUCCGUGCGCUGCUCUGGUUCGCCAGAAGUGGCUUAGUCAUGCUGGCCACAUGACCCGGAAGCUGUACACCGGCUCCCUCGGCCAGUAAAGUGAGAUGAGCGCUGCAACCCCAGAGUCGGCCACGACUGGACCUAAUGGUCAGGGGUCCCUUUACCUUUACCUUUUACUUUACUAACAAGCGGAUACCCAUAUAUAUAUAAACAAAUUUCAUCAACUGAACAUAAUCUUCUCUAGCUGAGCAAACCAACUGACUUUCUUGCUCUUAAGAUUCUAUUUAUCUUAAAAUUACAGCAACAUAUAUCUCAUUGUGGUGGGAUGUGCAAAGCAGAACAGGAGAGAGAGCCAGGCAUGGAAAUGGGGGUGUUCUAUGUUCAAGGGAGCAUUAAGCAAAGUGAGGAGCAGAGGAGAGGGGGAAAGGAAGUGAAAAUGAGGGUGCAAAGAAAAAAAUAAGGGAUAUCGGAAUGGGGGUGAAGAUGAAAGCAGGGGCAUGAAAUCUGAAGAAUAGGAGGUUUCAAGGGGGGUUCCACAUAAGGAGAGGGAGGACGAGGCAGGGACAUGGUGGGUAGAUGUGGACAUGGUUGCAAACAGGGACGUCUUUAACAUUGGGUGUAGUGGCGCGGCAAGCCAGGGUGCCAAGCAGUGGAGGGCGCCAGGCGGAGAGGAGGGGGAGAGGAGGGGGGAGGUAAGCGAGGCGAAGCGAGGCGAAGCGGGGGCUUGGAGGCUGCGUGCCUCCAGCACCCGUCGGAGACUCUACCACCACUCCCCCCAUCCACUCUACCUCGAAAGAUCCCUAUGCUUGAGGCUACACGCUGCAACUGCUGCCCCCAGCACCCCUCCCUCCUUCCCCUAAUUCUCCACCGCCUUGCACGGAGCCUGCCUCCUCCCGCUGCCCCCACCAUCUCUGCACUCCUUCACACGAACAGCGUUUCCUUCCCCCCGCCCAAUCCCCUCCCAGUCAUGCUCUCUCCUCCCCGCCCCCUCCUCCCCAAGCAAGGAUGGCAAGACUGCAGCUGAGUGAGUAUGUUUCUCUGCUGCGGCUACGCGGACGGCCCAGCUCACUUCACCUGUUGCCUCCCGUGUCACCCCCAUUGCACCUGGCUGCCCAGCCCCACACCAUGAUCCCACCGCAGGAGCCGAUGCCUGGCUGCACGCGCAGCAGCACAGGGCAGCAGUGCGAGGGCUGGAGCAGCCUUUCCUAAAAAAGGUCAACAACUUUGGGGUCCCCCCCUUAAAAAGGUCAACAACUCUGGGAAAGGAUCUUUGCACCACGGCACCAAAUAUACUUAAGAUGGCUCUGGUUGCAAAUUGGGGCUGCAUAAUUGAAUACAGAAGUGGAAUUGGAAAGGGGUUUGGGAAUUAUUAUUGUUGUUGUUGUUAUUAUUAUUAUUAUUAUUAUUUUAUUAUUAUUUAAACCCCGCCCAUCUAGCUGGGUUUCCCCAGCCACUCUGGGCAGCUUCCAACAAAAUAUUAAAAUACAAUAGCCAUUCAGAUGUUAAAAGCUUCCCUAAACAGGGUUGCCUUCAGAUGUCUUCUAAAAUCUGGUAGUUGUUUUUUCCUUUGACAUCUGGUGGGAGGGUGUUCCACAGGGCAGGCGCCACUACCAAGAAGGCUCUCUGCCUGGUUCCCUGUAACUUGGCUUCUUGCAGUGAGGGAACCGCCAGAAGGCCCUCGGCGCUGGACCUCAGUGUCCGGGCAGAAUAAGGUGGGUGGAGACGCUCCUUCAGGUAUACUGGGCCGAUGCCGUUUAGGGCUUUAAAGGUCAGCGCCAACCCUUUGAAUUGUGCAAAGGUCAACAACUUUGGUCAGCCCUUUGGUCGGCCCGUGCGGCCCUUCACUUCAUCAAAUCUUUCAAAAAAAGUUUGGACACCAUGCGGUUAAUGUGGGGUGAGAGUGACUAGUGAGUGACUAGGGAGCAGGGGUACAGCCCCUAUUACUGCAUUCAUGCAUAUGAGAUGUUUCCGUUUUGCCUAUUGUUUAUAUGUUUUGUAAUUAAAUAACCCCUUGCGAGUAUGGUUUAUAGUACCAUAGGAAAGCAGCAUACAAAUAAAUGGUGAUGAUGAAGAAAGCACCUUUAGCACCUUUCGCAAUUAUUCUUGUGAGGGCUUUGAGAGAAGGUCAUCUUGCAUAUCCAAAAAAAAAGCAACGUGUGCAGCAAUAUCUCAUUUCCUUGCCAGCGCUUUUAGGAAUGCUCACUGGUAUGGUUGUCCAUGAGGUUGCUGCAUCAGCAAGCAACUGCUUGGGAUCAGCGGUGAAACUUUUUCUAAGCCCAUCCACUUCACCAGAGAGCAGCAGAUGAUGGCUUAUCAGCAUUGGGUCUGGCAUGGGCUUGCUAGGGCCCCCUGGGGCUGAUGCCAGUCAGCACAUCAUCUUCUGAUUCCUUCUUUUUUUAUAAAGGGGUUGACUGUGUUUUACUCAGAGUAGGCUUGCUGAAAUUAAUGGGCCUAACUUAGUUAAUUUCAAUGGGUUUACUCUGAGUAGGAUUAACACUGGAAACAACCCAUUAAAAUUCAUGGUUAGCUUAAGCCCAUCAGUUUCACUGGGUUUACUGUCAGCAGAACUUCUUUGGAGCUAACCCUUGUUACCCUUUUCUACAACACAACAGUAGCUGUUCCCAGGUAAAUGGAUUUACCAUCAGAAGCAGAAGCAGGUCCCGUUUGUAUUCCUGCAGUGAUGGUUGUGGUUUUAUUUAAGUGAGUAAAAUGCAGAACCGCACAUGGUCAAAAGUAUUCUUCAUUUUUUUAAUCAGGGCAAACUAUUUCUUGCUCUAAUGCUUCAGGAAUGUGGAAGCAGUUGUAAAGCUAGGAACUGGCGUGUGUGAGUAUGAUGAGAAAAUAUUAAUUGUGUGCUUCGCAACCGAAGUAAUACAUACAGCGUCUAAAGGGGGCUCCUGUAAGAUCAUGAAGCCCAGGGUCCAAAAUUAACUGCUUAGGAAGGGGGCUCUGUUAUUGCUGCACCAAUCCAGUGCUGCAUGCUGUGAAGAUGGCCUAACUUUUUUUUAUUUUUUUAGGCAGGCACAGGAGUGUGAAAUACUGAGGAUCAGGGUGCCAAUUUAACUGAAUUACAUGCCUUGCAUGUAGACAAGACCUCUUGAAUCUUGCAGUGUGGGAGCCUAUUGAGUCUGAUGGUGAUGAGCUGUCGGUAGAACCUUAGGCUUCAGGUUUUAUGAUUCCACACACCCCCUGCUCUCCCUCCCUCCCCCCACCUCCCCAAACCCUCCCACCCCCUUCUGCAAUAACCAUAAUCGUCCCCUAGCCGGAUGUGUGUGAUUCAUUUCACCAUACCCAGUCAGUGCUUGCUGGCAGACGCUUCAUUGGUAUUCAGAGCAGCGGCCCGUCUGUCGCUCCUCCAUGUGCUCCAGGUCUGGGAUCCUCAGGGAGCCAUGCAGCUGUCAAAUUGACUUCCAUCAUUCCCUCCCUGAGCCGAGAGACAAAUUAUCCAGCCAGCUGUCAGACGAGACUCUGUGAUCGAACCUGCAAUUUCUAAGUGAUAAAAAAACAAAAAAAAACCACCCGAACACUCCACGUCCCCAAAACUAAGCCAGCAAGCACUUUGCGGGAGGGUGGUGGCACAAGGAGGAGGGAGGGAGGGUUCGGCAGGUGGCAGGAAGGAGGAGGGUGUUUUUAUCCCAGUUUCUUAUUCUUCAGAGGUUAUUAGCUGGGGCUGUGUGAUGUCUUUGCAAAAGAGGCGAACAUAAUGGUUUGGCAGGAGCCCCAGUUGACUCACAGUUGCACGCUGGUGAGGAACUGCGGCUUCCUCAAGAGACACAGUGGCAUUUCAACACUGCCCAACUGAGGCAGGAGUUUUAACAGUGCUCAACGGUGCUCGCAGGAAGGGAACCUUUUGGCCCCUCUAGAUGGGUGGAGUUUUCGUUUUUGCGAGUUGUGGAGGCAAUAAUAGCGCAUUUGCGGCAGAUUGAUACUGGGCUGCCCACCCACUAUUCUGCUGUAUUAACUGUCCUGCAGUGCUUUGCUCGUGUUAUUGCAUUAUUGCAGCGCGGAGGGUACUAUGAAAGCAGGACAGCAACAAGCAUAUGGAAACCUCAGGUAAGGGAUAUCAGGAGGAGAUUACAGUAUGUUCACGGACUAGAGAAUAAUAGCAGCGUGGCUAACCCCCAAACUUUUGGUAAUUGCUAACAGCAUUGAAAACGGGAUUGUGUAUAACUGCCCCAAUACCAUACUGAGCACAAAUCAUGAAUGAAAAAUAAGAAGGGUGUCUGGUGGAGGGGCCCUUAUACCUUUAUACCGCUGAUCCAAGUGUGUCCUCUACAUGAUAUGCAUAUUGGCGACACCUCGGCUCCACAUGCACACUGUGCUUGAAAGAGCUCAAUUAUGAGCCCUGCAGAGCCAUCGUGGCACGUGUCAGUGUGUCCAUUUUAAAAUACCAGCUGAAGCGAGGAGGCUGAGGAAGUGGGGAGGUUGGAGAUUAGUCACAGGCUAUUACACUCCAAGAGGCGAUAAGGGCAGAGGAGGAAUUACUGGACAGUCGUUCUCCACUUGAGGCGGCCUCCUAAUGCACGUAUCAUUCCUCAGAUCGUGUCCGCCUCUCUCUCUCUCUCUCUCCCUCCCCUCCUGCCUGCUUCUGUCCGGCCUUGUGUUUUGAGGCAUUUGCUGUUAUCUUAGCCAUACAAAGUGAUUGUUAGGGAAGCGGACAUGAGUGGGAUGUGUCCCAAACGCAGCAACAGCAUUUCAACAGCCUUUUAAAAGCGAAGGAGCCAUUUCUCUCUGGCACCUUCUGCGUACAAAGUUCUCAUCCUACCUUGCAACUGCCCUUGAGACUGAGGGAACCGAGGCUGGCUGAUGAAGAGCUGCUCAAGGCCAUGAUAAUAAGGAAAUAUUUGAACCCAAACCUUCCGGAUCAGAUCCAACUAGAUCACAUCCACACCGUCCAUAUAAAACACAUGGCUUCCACACGAGGACUCCGGGAACUGUAGUUUGCUGCUCACAGAGCUACAAUUCCCAGCACCCCAAAAAUUAUAGUUCCCGGGUUUCUUUUGAGGAAAUCCAUGUGCUCCGAAUUUGUGGUGGGGAUUAGUUCUAUGUCUCACAGAAAUCUCUGUGAAGUGAAUUUGGUGGCAAGAGGGAGGGUGGGGGAGAGAUCAUUCUAAAGUCAAGUCAAGUCAGUGUUGGUGUCAGGAAGCCUGAGUAAAAAUCCCUCCUCAGGUGUUGAAGUUCAAUGAGCAACCUUGGGCCAGUCAGUAUGACCUACCCUACAGGGUUGUUGUGAGAGCAAAAGUAUGGGAAGAAAGAAGCCAAGUAUGCUGUCUUGAGCUCCAUGGAGGAAAGGCAGGAUAUAGACAUCUAAAAUAAACAAAUUUCAGGUGGUUCUUUUCUGCCUGUGCAAAACUUUUCUGAAUGGCAGGAAGUAAUUUCUGUACUUGGGAGGCGGGGUUGGCGUGUGGCAGAGAAGCUCUUUGCAAAGAAAAGGGCAAAGGAGAUGUUGCAGGCAACCAUAUAGGCUGUUUCCCUAGAGACUGAACAAAAGGAUGUGAAAGGCUGGAUUAUGUUUGAACCCCCGGCGUUCCCUUCUCACUCAGGUUUCCAAGGUCAUUGGUAAUGUUUCCAGGGUGCAGACUCCCACGUCUCCCAUGAGAACGAGAAAAGGGAUCAUCAGCUGGAGCACUGGCGGCUGGUAACAUUUUGAUUUGGUAAGGUUGUAAUUUUUAACCUUGCUGUUUUCACCACAAUAGGACAUGGGCCGCACCUAUUUAGGAAAGUGUGCCAUUGCACACGUUCAGAGUGUCAUUGCCUCAUCACUAAAAAUAUAUAUAGUUGUACCUCAUUUUAUUGUGCAUUGUUUUAUUGCGGUUCAUAGGUAUUGCUCCAGGAAAAGGAAACCUGCCAUGCCUCUGCUAGCCACGGGAGGGGAGCUAGCUAGAGCUGGACCUGCGUUUUUCCACUCCUGCCCCUGCAGGUCUGGCUUAAUAGACUACAGUAUAGUGUAAACAUAACUUUUACAUGCACUGGGAAACCAAAAGAUGUGUGUGACUCAAUUUAUUGCAAUAUUCGCAGUGGUCUGGAACCAAACCCACAGUAUCUACAAGGUAUGCCUGUAUGUAUGUAUGUAUGUAUGGUUGUGUGUGUGUGUGUUUAUUAUUCCCUACACACCUAUGGACGAGGGAAGAGUUUCCAUGUAAAAGGGCCGAAGUGCAAUUUUCAGACAAGAUUAACUCCAUACCUCUUAUUUAGAAAUUAAGCCGUACCACAGGAUGUCAGUUCUUGGAUUCAUGUAGUGUUUACACCUGUGUGCUUAGAAUCAAAGUAUGAUUGCAAUGUAGUUUAAUGCUACUACAUAGAGUUGUUCUUAAUGCCUGAAUCCUUCCAUAUUGGCUAUAACGGCUUGACAAGAUAGGCCUCGUAACAACAAAUGGAGCAAGAGUCUUCCUACUUCAGGCUGACUUUCAGGCAGUCCGAUCAGUCACUGGUUUUCCUGCUAAGAGAUACAUGGGCAGUACCUCCUUACCAUUGCUAUUCUUUUGGAUUAGGAUUGGCUGAGUGGUGCAUAAAGGAGAUUAACAGAAACGCUUCUAUAAAUUCAAGGUAGUAUAAAAUGUGUAUGUUGCAGGAACGAGUGUGUGGCUCUGAUGUUUCGAGGAUGUUGUUGUUGCUGUUUAAUUGCUUUACAGUUCCAUUGUAAGAGUUGUGCCCCAGUAGCUCCAAUGAACCAGCCUCCCUUGAGCUGGAGCCUUCAUAUGCGUAAACCCACCCAACCAACUAUGCUUGAAGGCUUAAAUAGGGUUAGGUAAAGGGACCCCUGACCAUUAGGUCCAGUCGUGGCCGACUCUGGGGUUGCAGUGCUCAUCUUGCUUUACUGGCCAAGGGAACCGGCGUACAGCUUCGGGGUCAUGUGGCCAGCAUGACUAAGCCGCUUCUGGCAAACCAGAGCGGUGCAUGGAAACGCCGUUUACCUUCCCGCCGAAGCAGUACCUAUUUAUCUACUUGCACUUUGACGUGCUUUUGAACUGCUAGGUUGGCAGGACCAAGGACCGAGCAACGGGAGCUCACCCCGUCUCAGGGAUUCGAACUGCCGACCUUCUGAUCGGCAAGUCCUAGGCUCUGUGGUUUAACCCACAGCGCCACCCGUGUCCCCUUAAAUAGGGCUACCCGCUACUGAAUAUGAGCAGGGUACUGACCUUGGCUGUGCAUGCAGACCUAAUCCAUUCACUCUGCUUGAAGUGCCUCCAAACGGCCUGAAAAGAUUGCUAAGAUUUUCCUGUGAUUUACACACACAGCCCUUGCACUUGGCAACCGGAUGGAAAUCGAAAUAUCACACCCUACAUCCUUCCGUUUUCAAGAUCGGGCAUGAACUAGGUCAUUGCUGCAGCUUUGAAUUCUGCAGCCUACGAGCACAAGUGACUUCCCAGAAAUGACCCACGACUGGGAGCAGUAGGCUGGAGUAGCAACAAUUUCCUCUCAGCAUGAACCUGCCAGACCUAGCCUCCUCCCCCACUGCCACCACCGCCACCAAGCUUUCUCUAGCUCUUUUUAUGAAAACUAGGUCAGGGCUUUGAACUGCAAAAAGUCUCAGGGCUCCCUGUUUGUUUUAUCACUGUCACCACCCAGCAUAGCGGAACAACCUACCCGCCAGCCGCUUCCUCGUGGCUAGACAGAGCACACAUGCCUUCGCUGCACACCUUAGAGAUAUAAAUUAGAAACAGCUUUGCACAGAAAACAGCUCUCCUGUUUGGAAAUUGUGUGAAGCAAGGGAGAUUCUAAUGACCCAGUGACGCUGCAGCAAAGCUCUUCUAUCCAUGGAGAGUUUCUUGAAAGCAAUGAGGGGAUAACAGGCUAUGUGAGAUAUAGCUGUAUCUAUACAGGGGUGCCAGCUCCUGGGGGCCGGGCCCUUUUGGGGCCCCUGAAUAUUUUGGGGGUGGGGGCUAGGCCCUCCCAAUGUCCAAGGUGAAGCAGAGAGCUGAGUGUGGUGACAGACUCAAGUGGACGGCUCCCUCUUUUCUUUUUCCUGCUAUGGAGGGGAAGGAGGGUUGAAGCAGCCUCCCACCAUUGAAGCCACACAGUCAUGUUCAGCCCCGUCCCCAGCUCCUCCUGACAUCAUGCAUGUGCCGGUUCGCCACCCUCGCAAAUGGCGCAAAUGGCACGUCUGUAUCUUAUCUAUCUAUCCAAUCAGAUCCAUGUUAGCAGAGAAUGUGAUCCUUAAAAAAAGUGGCUGCAUACUCAUCAUACAUUUAAAGCACGUGACUUCUGCAAAGAAUUCUGGGAACUGUAGUUUACCCUUCAAAGAGCUACAAUUCCCAGCACCCUUAACAAACUACAGUUCCUAGGAUUCUUGGUGGGGGUGGGAGUGUGUGCACUUUUUAAAUGUGUACGUAGCCAGAGUUUCCCUGGUCACACUUAGACUCCAUUGGCACUUUACAUUUUAAACAGUACUACAGUGGUACCUCAGGUUACAGACGCUUCAGGUUACAGACUCCGCUAACCCAGAAGUAGUACCUCGGGUUAAGAACUUUACCUCAGGAUGAGAACAGAAAUCGUGCAGCAGCAACGGGAGGCCCCAUUAGCUAAAGUGGUACCUCAGGUUAAGAACAGUUUCAGGUUAAGAAAGGACCUCCGGAACGAAUUAAAUUCUUAACCUGAGGUACCACUGUAUACAACUUUAAACAGCCAUGAUUCCCACCAAACAAUCCUGGGAAUGAUAGUUUGUUAAGCAUGCUGAGAGUUGCUUAUUGCAUUUAUAUCCCACCCUUUUCUCUAACGAGCUCAAGGUAGCAUUCAUGGUUCUUCAUCUCCUCAUUUGACCUCCAUAACAACCCUGUGAGGUAGGUUAGGCUGAGAUGCAGCGACUGGCCAAAGGUCACUCAGUGAGCUUCACGUCCAAAUGGGGAUUUGAACCCCGGUCCUCAAGAUCCCAGUCCAACAAUCUAACCACUACGCCACACUGGCUCUCAGCAAUGGUGGUUGUGAUUAUUAUGGUUGUGGUGAUUUGGUGGAAAUUUUAUGCUAGGUAGGACUCCAAGCGGUGCAGGGAUAGAACUGCUAGCACAUUUGCAAAGCUAAGCAGGGUCCGGUACGGUUUCAAAUUGGAUGGGGGACUGUGUGUUGGGAUUCCUGCAUUGCAGGUGGUUGGAUUAGAUGACAGUUGGGGCAAAUGAAGGUGUCCAAUUUUGCUGCUACUGGUGAACCAUGGUGUUUCUUCUCUCUGCGCGCCUCCCAGCAGUCAUUCCUCCUCUGGUCACUGCUAUGGAUACACAACCUGACAGUCUCCAGGCACUGUGGUCAUCUGCAAGAGAUUGAUGUUGCCAGCCUUCAUGUCUCGUUUGCAGACAUCUUUGUAAUGCAGAUUUGGACUGCCAAUGGGCCUGGUGCUUGAAGCCAGCUCCCUAUAGAGUACGUCUUUGGGGAUCCUGCCAUAUUCCAUUCUGUGGACAUGACCAAGCCAGUGUAGACGUCGCUGAGACAGGACUACGAACAUGCUGGGAAUGUGGACUUGGAAGAGCACAUUUUGUUCUGCCCCGCGAUGUACAAGGGGCACCUCUGCUCUCAGCAUUCCUCUUGCAGCUGACACAGUGCAAAAAUUAUGUCGACUGUUGACCUCUCAGCUCUAAAGCCACAUUGUGUUAGCAGGUGAAUGUAAUCUGUUGAGAACUACACAGCCAAAGGCUUUCCACACAAUACCGAGCAGGGAAAUUCCACGGUAGCUGUUACAAUCAUGAUGGUCACCUUUGUUCUCAUAGAGGGUCACAAUGUGGGGGUCUUACAUGUCUUGUGGUGUUGAUCCUUUUUCCAACACUGCAAGAGAAGGCACAUCUUGAGAGAGGAAUUGAAGCCAGCUUUCAGCACUCCUGUUGGAAUUCUGUCCUGUCCUGGGGCUUUACCACAUGCCUGAGAGUAGAUGGCGUUUUUCAGCCCGUCAAGGGAGGGAGGGAUGUUCAGCUCUUCCAAGACAGGCAGAGUCUGGAUGCUGUCAAUCGCUGUGCCAGAGACCAUGUUCUCCCACGGGUACAGUGGUGUGCCCAUCAUCUGCUUGCUGCAGUCUGUGAUGAUCUCUCCUGACAAGGUUUUCAACAGUGUCGUUUUCCUGACUGUUGGUCCAAAGGCUUCCUUUAUGCUUUUGUACAUUUUCUGAAUGUUGCCAUUGUCAGCAGCGAGUUGAAUGCUCCAACACAGAUUUAGCCAGUAGUCACCGGAACAUCACCUGCUGGGCAUCACCCCUUGCCUUUGUCAGUGCAGCAAGUGUCUUUUCACAGGGCACGCGCUUGUAGUUCACAAGAGCCUCGCACUAUGCAGCGAUAACAAGCUCCACGUCCUUUAUGCCAGCAUCAAACUAGUUGGGGAUCUGUUGCUCUCUUUUGCCAUAGGAGGACAUAGCUGUGAUAUGGUUUCAGCUUGAUUCAACGCAGGGCAGUUCAGUAGAGUUUGUUUGACGGAAUCAGAGAACUGUUCACAAAGCUCAGGUAUGACUGUUGAGGCAGUGUUAAUUUCAAGCCACACAUUCUGUUUUGUUCUAUGAGCCCUCUGUGGAUGGAGAUGGAUCUUGCUCACCUUCAGGGAAUGAGCCAUGUUGAAGUUGGCACUGUGCCAGUCGCCUGCUGACAGUCAAGGCCAGUUGGUACCAGUGGCCUGACCUUGUGAGUAAGCCACUGAACUCAGUGGACUUCUGAUCUGAAUCAUCCUGGCCUGUGAUUUAUCUGUUAUUGUUCUCCAAUUGAAAACCCAUUCACGCAAUUGCAAACUGUUUGAAUAGCAUCACAUUUAGUUUUGACCUGAGGUUAAGAUCUUAUGAAACAGCAACAGAUAAACCUGCACGGUAUCUUCUAGGGCCAAUUCAUAGUCCCAGAACACUUUGUCAGACUUAAAUGUUUUUUAAACAAUGCUUGCGAUGCAGCAAAUUGUAGAGUCCGCUCUGCAGAGCAGCUAUGGACAUGAGUAAAUUAAGACUUCUGUAAGCUUGAGUCAAUAGCCAUUCAAUACCUACCUAUCAAGCUUUAAACUGGUUUAUUACUCAUUGAUUUUCCUCCCCCACCCCUCUCCGAAGUGUGAAUUAUACCACUUUUAGGCCAAGAAUUAAUUAAGGGAGCUCGUUUUUUUCUUAGAAUGAUGUUACUGAAACAAAUGUAUUGGAAGAGGCAGAGAGGAUGUGUGAUAAACACAUUGCAAAGGUCUACAUUUUAUGAGCUGCUUUGCCUAAAAUAGAUGUAAAUUUUUAGAAAUAACUAUUUCUAGAUAGAUUGAUAGAUAGCACUCACUUUUUAAGAGGGGCAAAAGCUAUUACUUAGCUUGAAUCACGGUAUGAUUAGAUUUCACCAAGGGUCAUGACCUUUGGUGGGAUCAUGAACAGGAUUCAGUGGGUCACAGCCCAUUUUGCUAAAUGAGAGAGGGGAGUUAAAAAUUAACUGAGAAACAUUUUGAAGAGGAUGUAUUGCAUCCAGAAUUUGGGGGGCCUGUAAGAUGGAAACACUUAGCCAUUUGCAUACAGAUAGGUUCCCCCCACCCUAUCUAUAAAUACCACAGGUGUGCCAUGGAUCACACAAAUAUUUUUCUAGAAAAAGAAGUGCAGGAAUUCACCAUGAGAGCCUCCCUUGUUCUCUUAUAAUGGCCAUGGUGCCCACCUGAGAGGUGCUGAAACUGAGUUCCUGGGGGGGGGGAGCCCUGGUUCUCACCCUCCCAGUUUUAAUCCCCACAACAACCCUGUGAAGUAGGUUAGGCUGAGAGGCAUUGUCUGACUCAAGGUCACUCAGUCACCUUGAUGGCCAUGGGGAUUUGAACCCUGGUCUUCCAGGUCCUGGUCCAGGCAUAGGCAAACUCAGCCCUCCAGAUGUUUUGGGACUACAACUCCCAUUAUCCCUAGCUAACAGGACCAGUGGUCAGGGAUGAUGGGAGUUGUAGUCCCAAAACAUCUGGGGGGCCAAGUUUGCCUAUGCCUGUCCUAGUCCAACAUUCUAACCACUCCAUCGCAAUGGCUCUCAAUGUCAGUGGUUGUAAUGAUUACUGUUGCAGUGAUUUGAUGGCGGUAUAAUGCUUGGUAAGAGCUGUAGCUAUACUUUUGGUGUGGUGCUCUGUCUUUCCAUUCUUUAUGCUGCUGGAUUGUAGAUAUGUAUGCAUGUGUUUUUUAUGCUAUUAAGCAUGUUUAGUAAGCUGGCGUGGGGGUCCCUGUUGGAUCAAAAGUAGGAGAUAUUGAAAGUUGCAAACCAAAUAAAGGUAUUUGCAUCAGGGUUGGGGAAUCUUUUUCAUGGGGAAUAAGGCUACUAAUCCUGAUCGCUGUGUCCUACCUCCACUGUGGGAGGCAGUUUGCUUCUGAGUAUCAGUUUCUAGAAACCACAAGAAGGGAGAAUGACCGUUGCACUCAGGGCUAGCUUGUGAGUUUUCCAGAGGCACCUGGGAUGCUGGGAUAGAUGGGCCCUUGGCCUGUCCAGCAGGACUCCUCUCAUGGUAUCUGUGGCCUUCCUGAUGUUGUUAGACUCCAAGUUCUAUCAGCCUCAACCAGUGUGAUUAGUGGUCAGGGAUACUGGGAACUGCAGUCCAGCACCAUCUGGGUUAACACACCCCUGUGUUCUGCUCUCUUGGUAUCUCUCUUAACACCCCCCCCCUUUUAAUGGUGUGUUUAGCAUUUAGAAGGAUCAAAAUGCCUCUCUUUACAUAACACUGCAGCUGCAUUACGUAAAACAAUUUGAUGUCAUCGCUUCCAUAGCCAAACAGAAUAAUCAUCUUCCUAAGAAAAUGCCAGAGAACAUUGGUCUCUCUCCCUUUCCUUUCUGUUUCCUUGAUCCUCCAUGGCUUGGCUAGCAUCAAAUAUUAUUCCUUCUCUUCCCACACUCUCUUAACUUGCUACCAUACAGCUAUUUGCACAGACCCCUUUUGGAGCUGCACCUUAUGCCUGGAAUCUAUUCAUUCUUUCCUGGCAACGACUGCUUGGCAGAAAGUGCCAUUCAUUACAACUUGGGUUUGUCUGCGGUUGAGCUUUUUUUCCAAACUUUUUUGAAAAAGCAGACUUGUUUGGUUGCCUUUGGUCCUUCUGAGUGACAGGGAAGGAACUGAGGUGGCGGGAUCAAAAUGACCCUAAGCUAGGUCUGAAUGCACACAUGGGGGAAAACUGUAACCCAGCGGUAGAGCAUCUGUCUUGCAUGCACAAGGUCUUACGUUAACACAGGGCAGGGAAUGUCCCUUGCCUGAUACGCCGUGUCUGGAACCCUGGAAAGUCACUGCCAAUCAGAGUAAGGUAAAGGUAAAGGGACCCCUGACCAUUAGGUCCAGUCGUGACCAACUCUGGGGUUGCGCGCUCAUCUCGCUCUAUAGGCCGAGGGAGCCAGUGUUUGUCCGCAGACAGCUUCCGGGUCAUGUGGCCAGCAUGACUAAGCCGCUUCUGGCGAACCAGAGCAGCACAGGGAAACGCCGUUUACCUUCCCACCAGAGCGGUUCCUAUUUAUCUACUUGCACUUUGACGUGCUUUCGAACUGCUAGGUUGGCAAGAGCCAAUCAGAGUAGUUCAGUUGUAUUCAGCUUUUUCAGACCCAGGGCCCACCUUUAACCCAAACAUGCAUUUGGGGACCCACUUCGUGGUUUUCUACCAUGUAUUUAUACCAUGGUAAUGGUGCUGUCAGGGACACGGGUGGCACUGUGGGUUAAACCACAGAGCCUAGGACUUGACGAUCAGAAGGUCGGCGGUUCAAAUCCCCGUGGCGGGGUGAGCUCCCAUUGCUCGGUCCCUGCUCCUGCCAACCUAGCCGUUCGAAAGCACAUCAAAGUGCAAGAAGAUAAAUAAGUACCACUCCAGCGGGAAGUUAAACGGCGUUUCCGUGCGCUGCUCUGGUUCGCCAGAAGUGGCUUACUCAUGCUGGCCACAUGACCCAGAAGCUGUAUGCCGGCUCCCUCAGCCAAUAAAGCGAGAUGAGCGCCGCAACCCCGGAGUCGAUCACAACUGGACCUAAUGGUCAGGGGUCCCUUUACCUUAAUGGUGCUGUCAUGACCCACCUUGGGUUAGGCUAAGACACAGUAGUGGGUCCUGACCCACCUAUUGAAGAACAGUGAAGAAUAUAUUAUAUUAUGCUUAUUCCCAGCAUCUGCACCUAAGGUGGGUGACUCACUUUGCCUAAUGGUAGGGCCCAGCCAUGGAGGAUUGAUGGAAAGAUGCCAAGUAUUACCUGACUAUCACAGUGUGCAGAUAAGCCAGGUGUAAUCAGUGUGCUUGGCAGCCGUGUAGAGAUGACUGAGGCAAAGCAGAAACUGAAGCACACUGCAUUGCUAAAAGAGUGACUGCUGAUCCUGAAGUCAUAGCUGUCUGCAUGCUGCUGGCUGAUCAGCUGCUGGGCUGGAGGAGAACCUGAAGGCAUUCACACAGACCUGACCACCUUUGCCCUGGCAGCUGAAUGCGUUGUGACUUUUAGGAGACAGGAUAUGACCCACCUGGGGGAGUGCAGAGUGGAGCGGAAACAGCGAGAAGCAAAACAGUACCACCAGAGCGAAGAAAGCGAAAGCUCCCUUGAUUUGCUCUGUGGCUUGAGGUCUCAGCCCAGCUGUUUGAGGGUCUGACUCGCAGUUGUUAGUGGAAAUCACGUCACUGCUGCCUGGUAACUUUGUCCUGUUACGAAGCUGCUAAUUUCCUUCUUCCAGAACACCAAAAGGAGGCAAAUCUUGGGUUGUGCUUCCAACCUGGAGCUGUAUCUGUGACUGUCUUGUUGUUGUGAAACUAUUGUAUAAAGGGUUUAAUGGUUUGUUCUUGCAGAUUUGACUGUCGUAGCCAUAUUCAACACAGAAUACACACACACACACACACACGUGUAUGUAUAUAUAGUUUUACUUCUAACAAUGUUGAUUUGUUUUUUAAUGAAUAAUUUUUCUGUGUUUUCAGCAGUUCUCAUUUUUAUAUGUAAGCCGCCUUGAAUCUCAUCAGGGGAAUAUAAUAUAAUAUAAUAUAAUAUAAUAUAAUAUAAUUAAUUUAUAUUCCAUUCCAUUAUUGAUUAUUAUAAAAUAAUAACAAUCCCCAACCACUGGCCAUCCUGGCUGCGACUGCUGGAAGUUGAAAGCCAUCAACACCUGGAGGUCCUGGGGCUCCUCAUCCCUCUAGUAGCCCUUCCCCACUGAUGAAUCUCCAGCAGCCCGUAUUCAGAAACAUACUUCCUGUGGAUACUGUGUGACUCAAGCUCCAGUCAUCGUUCCCCAUGCUCAGUUAUCAUAAAAACUAAAGAGCAUAAGAAGAGCCCUGCUGGAUCGAGCCAAAGGCCUGUCUAGUCCAACAUCUGUUCUCACAGUGGCCAAGCAGAGGCCUCUGGGAAGCCCACAAGCACAACUCGAGUGCAACAGCAGUUCUCCUCACCUGGAACUGGUGUUCACUGGCAUACUGCCUCCAACAGUGGAGAUAGAACACAGCCAUUGUGGCUAGUAGCCAUUGGUGGCCUUCUCACGAAUGAAUAUGUCUAAUCCCCUUUUAAAGCCCUCCAAGUUGGAGGCUCUCUUGUUGGAGCACGUUCCAUUGUUUAACUAUGUGAAAGAAGUAAUUUGUUUUGUCUGUCCUCAAUCUUUCAACAUUCAGCUUCACUUUUCUCCAUCCACUUUCCCCAAUCCGUGCAUAAUUUUAUACGCCACUGUUAUACCGCUCCUUAUUCACCUUUAUUCUGAAUUCAAAGCAACAAAAUGCAACCAUAUGAAUCAACCAUACAGUCAUACCUCAGGUUGAAUGUGCUUCGGGAUGAGCGCGUUCGAGUUGCACUCCGCAGCAACCUGGAAGUAACGGAGUGCGUUACUUCCGGGUUUCGCCGCUUGCGCAUGCACAGAUGCUCAAAAUGACGUCACACGCAUGCGCAGAAGCGCCGAAAUGUGAUCCACGCAUGCGCAGAUGCGCGGACACGGGUUACGUUUGCUUCUAAUAAAAUAAUAAUAAUAAAUUUUAUUUAUAUCCCGCCCUCCCCAGCCGAAGCCGGGCUCAGGGCGGCUAACAACAAUAAAAUAGUUUUAUAAUGAAAUGAUUUUAGAAUAUUGUACUAAUUCAAAUCAAAUUGAUGGCAACCAUUGGGCUAGAGAUCCGGAACGGAUCCCAUUCGCAUUUAGAGGUACCACUGUAUUGUUUAAGCCAGAAUCCAUCCAGCACUCAUGGGAAAAUGUGGUGUGAUCCUCUUAGAUUAACCAAAUGAAACUUUUAACACAUGGCGUCAUAGGUGUGUGACAUCAUACUGGGUUCAUAAGGAAAGGGUUAACUAAUUGUAAAAUGACUAACCAAUGGGAACCCAAGGGGCAGAGUUAACUGUGUAUAAGGUUUAAGCACAGAGGGUUUUUUGGAGGAGUUAGAGUUAGGGUGGUUGAGAAGACAGUCUGGAGUUAGAAGAGACAGAGAAGAUAAGUCUGUGGGUUGGGCUAGUCUGGUGUGAGAGAGUGAGAGAAUUUGUUAAGAGGAGUCAGCCAAACAGUUGAGAUAAUCAGUCAGAAGGUAUAAGGAAGGUAUAGGCCCGUAAAGAAACUAAAGUUAAGAUACUGACAGGAAUAUUAUCUGAGAAACCAUAAACUUGUUAAUGUUUGUAAAAUAAACUUGUUGGGUUUUUUUUGUUCACUUUUAACAACUGUCUGGACUCAGUGUUUUACCAGAGAGUAACGGGUUGGUGGCAGCGGGGAAGCGAGCACAGUGGUGGCACAGGGAUCAAUAGACCAUCAAACGUCUGGGGAUCCUGUGUGAUUGCCACACAGGGGUUUGGACUAGAUUACUCUUUGGAGUCCCUUCCAACUAUACAAUUCUAUGAUAAAAUCUGUAAGACAGCAUUUAGAAUGAGCUAAAACUAUUUGAAUAACAGUAAAAAGCAAUAGGAGCACAACACUUUUUAAAAAGAGAGAGAGAGAGAGACCUUAAAUAAGCAAGUCUUUUCUGCCUACCGGAAGGCCUCAAAAGUUGGGGACACAUCUGCACAUCUCCCUGCCCCAGGAGAGAAUUGCCUUUAUUUGAAUUGGCUUUAAAAGGCAGGCAGGCAGCAACUCUGUGUACAAGACAGAAGUUGAAAGAGACGGGGAAGGAGACAGAGAGGAAACAAGAAUGCUGAAUUAAUGACAGGGCUUACAGCUGGUUCAGUUUCCCCCUUUCUCAACUGGAGUUUCUUCAGGCAAACACGAGGCCUCUCGCUGAGGAAUAUUUGGCAGAAAUCAAGCUAUACUCAUGCCAGCUCCCGCCCCCUUUUUUAUAUAUUUUCAAGGAAACUUCCUUCUCUUGCUCUCCUUUAAUUCUCCACCACCACCCAUCCACAGGACUUUGCAAGUGGCAGUGUUUAAAACAGAAAGAUUUGCAAGGAGCUAUCAAUCAUGGUGCUCGCAGGAUAUAUCUCCUGGCGAAAUUUUGCUGGGGCUUUCAUAAAUCAACAUAGCUGGAAUAUUUGUGGCUGUCCCUGUGAGAUUUAUGCAGGUGGGAGAUUAGAACCAGUCUGUCGUGUGUGUGUGUGUGUGUGUGUGUGUGUGUGUGUGUGUGUGUUGUUGUUGGUUGCUGAGGAAGUGGGGUAAGCAUGAAGAGAAGUCUAGCGAUAGAGGUGGGUGCAAGGCUGGUGUGCAGAAAGGGAAAGGAUUUAUUAUAAUAUCAAAGGGUAUUUAGAGAUUUCAGAGAAGAGUAAUUAGAGGGGAAAGUGUGUGCUUGUUCGCCUCUUUAAUUUGGAGUCAGAGACUCUCAUUUAGAUGUGUCAUUUGCAAAUGAGUUUGCUGAGAAAGAAGCCUUGAAAGCAUUUAUCAAAGCUGUUGCUUAUGCUGGGUUUCCCCUCCACUAAUGAGUCCCUCUUUUCAAAUUACCUCUACAGGUACAAUGAAAUUUAUACAGGGUGUAUUAAAACUCACGUUGGCUGUAACUUCCAUGGACUUAAUGCUCAAAAACCCCAGUGGAUGGAGGUGACUUGAUGCCCAUACACCCAUGAUUCGAUGGGCUGUAUCCAACUAAGCUUAACUCACAGUAGACCCAUUGAAAGUAAUGGCCCUAACUUUGCUGUGUGCAUUAUCCAGUAUGGGCUUAUCCACUCUUCCUCUUGUCCCACUUCUCCCCGCACCUCCCCCUGGGGAAACUGCUCUUUAGCUCUCAGUCAGGCAAUUUGGGUUUUUGCUGGGUUGACAUUUCCUCUGAUUUAGAGCUAAAGAGGGGCAGCCACUCUCCCCACUUGUGAUUCCCAGCAGCUGAUAUUCAGAGUCUCCAACAAUGGAGAUAGAACACAGUCGUCGUGAGUUGCAGCCACUGGCAGCCCUAUCCUCCAUGAAAUGAAUUUCCAUGACUGGUGCAUGCAGAAAAACUGGAUCUGAAUGAGCCGUUUGUAAAAGAUAAAGCCCCCUAGAAGGGGCAAUGCUGCUGCAGAGCACCUCAUAUAUAUGGGAAAUGCUUAUUCACAGAACCCUAAUUAAUAGUAGCCCUAAAGCGAGCAAGGGAGGCAUUUGCUUUUUCAGUAUAGCCAUCCCUGUAAUACGAUUGCAACUUGUUUCUCCUUGCACAGUUAACAGCCGAGGCAGACCUGUGAGCCUCUGUGCUGCUAAGCUUUUACAGCCCAAGGCAAAAGCCACGGCUAAGCCACAUGGAGGUCACUGCAGCAGCUGCCCUCCUGCCUCCUUAUUAAUGAGAUCAACGCUGCUCCUGAGCUCAACCAGGGGUUGGUAGGUAUCUGGGGAGCCUGUAAAUUUCUGGCAGCCAGUAAAAUGCAGUUUGGUAUGCUCACAACUUUAGAUGAUGGAGAAAGGGGAGGAGAAAGGGGAACCUCCUAACUCGCCCGGCAAAGCCAUCCAAGCCACAGGUUGCGGCUCAGUUCCUCUUUCGUUUGCAAGUUCAGGGAGGAACUGAAAUUAUAAAUUAUUUUUUGGGGGGGGUGUUUUUCCCAAGGUUCAGGUCAGACCUUCGCAACCCCACAUUUGUUAAGGAAAUGCAACUGCAGGGGCUGGUGGUGGGGCAUCUGUAGGAACAUAGAAAGCUGCCUCACACCUAGUCAGACUUGCUUGUCCAUCUAGCUCAGUAUUGUCUACACUGACUGGCAGUGACUCUCCAGGGUUUUAGAUGGGGAUGGCUCCUACCUGGAGAUGCUGGGGAUUGAACUUGGGACCUUUUGCGUGGAAAGCAAGUGCUCUGAGCUAUGGUUUCUUCCCAUAAAGGUAAAGGGACCCCUGACCAUUAGGUCCAGUUGCGGAUGACUCUGGGGUUGCGGCGCUCAUCUCGCUUUAUUGGCCGAGGGAGCCGGCGUACAGCUUCUGGGUCAUGUGGCCAGCAUGAGUAAGCCACUUCUGGUGAACCAGAGCAGAGCACGGAAAUGGCGUUUACCUUCCCGCCGGAGCGGUACCUAUUUAUCUACUUGCACUUUGACGUGCUUUCGAACUGCUAGGUGGGCAGGAGCUGGGACCGAGCAAUGGGAGCUCACUCCGUCACAGGGAUUCGAACCACCGACCUUCUGAUCAGCAAGCUGUAGGCUCUGUGGUUUAACCCACAGCGCCACCCGCGUCCCAUGUCUCCCCAUAAGGAAGUGUAAAGGUGCUUAACCUUUUUCAUGCAACUACUUUCCUGGUUUUUGGCUUCCUCUUGAGAUAUUGUCACCAAACUUGGCAUGAGGCUUCUCAAUGCACGGGCAGUGGCCCUUGUUGCCAUUUAAACACUGGGCACCAUUUUGAAUCUUAAGUAGUAGAGCAAAGUGUGACUUGGCCUGCUUUUUGGCAUGACAGAGCCAAACUUGCAAAUUAUACUACCCAUUUAAAAAUCACAGUAUUUCUAAAAAUUCCUGGGCCCUCCCUCCCAAUAAGCUUUAAUUCAUUACUAUGUAAAAGCAAGGCCAGUUUGGGUUGAGGCACCAAGAUGUGGUCCUUUUUCGCAUUAGAAUCUGAUCUGAAUGGAGAAGGGGAACCUUUCAAGCCAUCAAAGGAGAACAUGAAUCACAAGCUAUACCCCUAAUGAUAAGGGAUAGUUUGACAGUCCCUACAGAGAGCCAGAAACAGAGGGCGGAAAUAAAGAAAGGAGAAAAAACUGUACUUGAUCUACACCAGCAAAUAUUGAAUCCUUUGUUGUAAUGAUUCAGAGUAGGUUGUCACCUGUUAUCAGAGCUGCUUCGUGAAAAGUAUAUCCACUGUAGCCCAAAGAGGCUAAUGCAAAGUGGCAAUGACACUCUUGGUUAGGUCAAGCUUUCAUACACAAUUACAUUUUCGAUUCCUCUUUGCCAGGUCCAUAAAGUUGGUUUGGAGGGAGGCAUUAUUUGCUGAAAAAGAGAGUGGAGACCCCACCCAUACUUCAUUUUGCCUUUCAGUUCUUUUCUGUUCAGCAGCUAUGACUCUGGAGCUCAUAGAUAUUAGGGUUAGUUUAAGAAAUGGUAUUGGAGGCCCUUGCACUUGAAUCACACCUGUGGCAAGAGCAGGUGUAGACAUGGGGUCUUAGCAACAGAGCAGAGGGAUGUGCCUUACACCACGUCAGACCAUGAGUCUAGACAGCUCAGUAGUAUCUACUGAGUGGCAGCAGCUCUCUAGGAUCUCAGACAAGAGAGUUUCCCAAAUCUGUCUGGAGAUGCUCUGAUACUGAAACAUGGAUCUUCUCAAUAGGAACACAGGAAGCUGCCUUGUACCAAAUCACACAAUCAGUCAAUUUAGCCCAGUGCUGUCUACACUGACUGGCAGUGGCUUUCCAAGACAGGAAUCUUUCCAAGUUUUGUAUGGAGUUGCCAAAUUGAACCUUCAGAAUGCAAGACAGAUGCUUUCCACUGAACUGACGGAGCAAAAUUAAGCUUUUCUUGCAUUCCAAUAUCUUCACAAACAUUAUCUCUGUAAUCCUGACAACAAACUUAUAGGGGAUGCCAUCUUUAUCACCACCCCCAUAGUGGGUAUGUGUCAAGGGCUGGUGGCUUACCAGUGGCCAAGACACGGUUUGAACAGAGCUCUUUCUGGCUUACAGUUUAUUAUCAGAGCUAUCUCACAGUACUAGUCUCAGUUACUACUAUUACAGUGUUUGUUGGAUUACAGUAGUAUACUAUAGUUUACCAUAGUAUAGCAUAGCAUAGAUUAGCAAAGUUAAUGGCCCAGAAUGGUUGGUAGUUCCAUGGAAGCUAAUGAUUAGGAGAUGGUCUCUUGAUCACUGGGGAUCUCUCAGGGUUUCAGAAUGAGAUGCCCAGCAGAGCUUUAAGAUGGUAAUACAUGGAGGGGGCAGAGAGACAGGACAAGGAGCAGUUGGCAUCUGGGACAUUAACAAGAUAAGAAACAUAAAAACCAAAUUGCUCUGAAAACACAGAAGAAAAAUUAAACACACACACAUACAAAUAACCACAAAAGCAAUCAUCUUCUUUCUGAAAAUGAAUUCUAUUCUGUACUUCUCUACUCAGAAGCAAGCCCUAUUAAGUUCUCCCAAGUAAAUGUGGAUAGGAUUGCAGAUGAGUUAGAAAUCGUUGUUGGAUCCAGUAGAGUUCUUUUUUAAAAAAUUGAUCAAUCAUAUUUUAACUGACCAAUUCACCAUAUUUAAAAGUUUCCAGAUUGCCCAGAUCACUUUUUGCUCUUUUAAUGAAAACAUAGAACUUAAAAAUUUAGCCAACAAUUUGGCUGCCUCUCACUGCAGAAAAAAAAUACUGAAGAAAUGACUCGGAGAUUUCUUCUUCCAUUCCUGAUUACAGUAAAAUACCAGAUAUCCUUUGAAAAAGGAAGAGCAAGCAAGCACUGCCCUCAGAUUUCAUCCUCAGUGAUUAAAAAUUGCCGCCACUAAUUAAAAUUGGCCCCAACCGUCAAGGAAAGCUUUAGCUGAUUAAUCUACCGGUUAAAACUUACAGCUCUCUAAAUUGCACAAUUAAAAAGAAAAGAAAAAAGAAAUUCUUUUUUAUAUAUAAAAAAGCAAGCCGGAACAGCCAGGCAGGCAUCUUUAUUGCCAUUUGCAAUGCUUUUAUUUCACCUUAUUUUAUUAGGAACUUCUGCCAUUGCAAUGGCUUCUCUCCCCUCAUGGGCUUGCACCAAAGCUCAAGCAAUUAACCAGCCUGAUCACUCUCCAUAAACCUGAAAUAAACCGUGAAAGGGGGGAAGCAGCAAAACGUAUUAACUCCUGACCCUUAACAAGAAGACUUGUCAAUUGUAUAGCAACAUGGGGCUUGUCGCGGCCAGUCAGGGAGCACGGAUAGGCUGCCUGAUUAAUUGGCUGUCUCAAACGGGUGGAUGUGUCCCCUGGCAAUUAGCAGGUAGGCUGGAUAAACUCCAGGAGAACAGUGUCCUGUGAAAAGUAUUUUUUAAAAGAAACCCCCCCCCCCCGAAAAAUAAAAAUAAAGCAUGAGGAUCCGAACCCUCUGAAAACAGCCUCAGUUUUAACUUUUGUAGUUCUGGCCUCAAUCAUUGCAGCAAAUUUGUGUCUGUACAAAACUUACUCGGAGAGUCUGAGCCAAUCUGCACAUUAAGAAAAAGCAUAUGGUACUGCCCUCUUGGGAGUGUACCACUUUUGAAUGCUGAUGGGGGGAGCUCACAUUUAAACGCUGCCCCACUUAAAGAAAACCUUCCUGGUACAAUGGGGGGUGGGACGCGGGUGGCGCUGUGGGUUAAACCACAGAGCCUAGGGCUUGCCGAUCAGAAGGUUGGUGGUUCGAAUCUCCGUGACGGGGUGAGCUCCCGUUGCUCGGUCCCUGCUCCUGCCAACCUAGCAGUUCGAAAGCACGUCAAAGUGCAAGUAGAUAAAUAGGUACCACUCCGGCAGGAAGGUAAAUGGCAUUUCCAUGCGCUGCUCUGGUUCGCCAGAAGCAGCUUAGUCAUGCUGGCCACAUGACCCGGAAGCUGUACGCCGGCUCCCUCGGCCAAUAAAGCGAGAUGAGCGCUGCAACCCCAGAGUCGUCCACGACUGGACCUAAUGGUCAGGGGUCCCUUUACCUUACAGUGGGGGGUGGGGAGUUCAGUCUGGCAGAGAGAAAACUAGACUCCAGCCCUUUUGCCCAAUGAAGGAACAGGGUGUAGUCAAAGGAAGGAUUUGUUCAAUUAUACAAUGCACCACAUUUGUUUUUCAAAAUGCUACAGUCCCAAGAAGACUGCACCACAUCCCCCCUACUCCGAAUAUGUAGGUCUGCUUUGAGAUGCACUCCCUGAGCUUAUCAUGUUUCCACAUGCCCAGGGGCUGUGGACAUGCAUUUUCAAGAGUUCUGAAACACCGCUGAAUUCCUUGUCUGGGCAAAUGGCCUUGGCUAAGGUAGCAAACCUGUGAUUGUUUAAACAAAUCCUUACUAGGUGUUAUAGAGCAUCACCAGUCCAAAGCGCAUGCCAUGAAACUCUUGCCGGUGUAGAAAUAGUGCAACUGCAAUCAGUUUGCCAUUCUCACGGGAACUGAUAAUAAAUAGUUCAGUGGUAGAGUAUCUGCUUUUCCCAGUUCCAUUCCCUGACAUCUCCAGGAAGGGCUGAACUAGACCACUGUCUUAAGACCCUGGAGAAUCACCAAAAGUCAUUGUAAACAGUAUUGAACCACAUGGAUUAAUCUUGUGUGUAAAGCAUCUUCUGGCAAAAAAAAUAAAAAAAUUGGGCACAUGAGCAGUUAAUUCCAUCCCUACUGCAAAGCACACCUGGACUUCAAAACAGAUGAUUGGAUGCUUUUGUGUGCCCACCUUGCCCUUUUGGCAGGAAGCAAAGAAUGAAAGAAUAUUAGCAGUUUUCAAUACGCAAGACAAUAACCCUUAAUCACCUUGCCAUGGUGUGGGUUUGGGUUUUUGAAUUUUGCGAACAGUACGGCACUUCUUCUUUUUUUAGAUAUUAAAAAACCCCACACCACCCCCAGUUAUUACUUUCUGUUUGAAAUGGUAUUUUGAUUCUUACAAAAUAGGCAUUCCAAAAUAACCUGCUGUCUUGAAGGAGGGGUGGAGAAAUCACAAAUGCCCCAGUGACAUAAUACCUUUAUUAGUCACAGUUUCCUGAGCAAGCUUUGGAGUUCUCCAGAAGACUUCCUCAGGCAAAAUUUGAACAAAGCAAAAGAGUUUAAGAGUGUAAGUGUGUGUGUGUGUGUGAGAGAGAGAGAGAGAGAGAGAGAGAGAGCGCUCAUGCUAGAGGAAAGGGAAUGGUGUUUGCAAUUCUUGAGGUAGAGUGUAGGAGGAGUCCUACAGACACUGAAUUAAAUUAGGUCGCUUCUAGAUCCGGAGAUGGCGGGGGAAUUGGAUUCAGUUCACAGUUAAAGGCAAAUCUACCUGAAUCACACUUUCGGAACAACAUGUGAACAGCAAAACAGCCAUAUUUCAAAAUGCCAAUUUCCCCGAAUUUUGCAAUGCAGUUCUCUAGCUGAGUCAUGUAUACAAAAAUGCAUAUACCAGGGUAAAGUGUGCAUUUAAAAAAUAUGUAUAUUAAUGAAAACAACAUGCCAAGAUGCAUUAUAUUAGGGAACAUUGCUCUGCAAAAAUGUGUAUAAGCAAAAUUGCAUAAAAACGAGGCACUAAAAAGCUGGUGAAUGUUUAAGUAGGGAUGCCGUACAUCUGGAAUUUCUCGGACAUAGCCGGGAUUCAUCCGCCAAAAACAGCAUCUGGGCAGAAUUUUCGAAAAGCAGCCAAAAUGUCCGGGAAAAUACGGGUGUAUGGCAACCCAUGUCAAAAGUGUAGUUCGGAUUCUCUUGUGCCUGGAUUUUCAUUUUAUGAAAUAUGGCAACCCUAUGUGUAAGUGGACUUUUAAAUAAUAAUAAAAAUUGCAAGCUGAUGUAGAAAUGUGAGUUUAAGAUUGGGGGGAAAUGAGAAACAGAGAGAAAUCGAAAUUGACUUAUUUGCCCAUUCCUAGCUGUAUGUGACAGCGGCUACUGUAGGGUGUAUUUGUGUCCCAUUUUGCAGAGGACCAUCCUCUAUUUGCAGUCAUCCUCACUUUGAAAGGCUGAUCUGGGUGGAACUUAAAGGUGACUGGGGAGGAGUCAAUGUUAAUGGUCCCCCGUGACUUGGAUGCGAGACUCAUAUCCACCAGGAGUCAAGUGUUCAGUAUUUUAUGAAACUCCCUUCCAGUUAAGGAUAGACAAGCUCCCUGCCUGUUGAACUUCCACCACCUACUAAAGACUUAUUUUUUCUAAUUCCAGCAGGGUUCUCAAUUAAAUUUUACUUGUAUAGUUAUAACUCAUUUUUAAUUUAAUUGCACUGAGUCUCCUGCACACUUCUGAGGCCGCAUUCAAACAGCACUUCAUUCCAUUUCCACCAUGUUUCCCGAACUGUUAAUUUCCACAUUAUAUUUGAGCUUUCACUGGAUGUAAAAAGCCACUUCCGGAAGUAUAGUGGAAUAUAGAGCCCAAAGUUAGCACUCGUUUCCAUAUACUCUGCAAAUUGAUUUUUUUUCCCCGGGAAGCCAAUGACACAGAAAUGAUUGCUAAACUUGCUCUAUAGAAGAGGCUUUUUACAUCAUGUGGAAGCUCAAAUACAACGAGUUAGGAAAAAGUCAUAAAAACAGAAUAAUACGGCCAUGUGAAUGCAGCAUUAGAGACUGAUUACAACCAAGUGGUCUACAAAUUCUCAAAAUAAAUGAAUGAAACCAUACUUUCCUGCUGGAUCUUGUAUUUUGUUCAGGUCAAGGAGGAGAGAGCAAGCCUUCGGGCAUCCAGGAUGCAGCUUUGAAAACGUGUUAGUCAGGAGCCCCUGGAUUCCAGCAAGGCAUUACCACCAGGGCUUCUGCCUGUGAAGAAAGACAAGCCAAGGGCCCAGAGCAACUUCUUCAAUUGCAGGAAGCUGAUUGUGUGAGAUACACCACCCUCCUCCGAUCUGGAUCAUUUCAGUUGGUUCUUGUUUGGAGCUAGAGGAGCCAGCAGUGAAGCUGUUCAAGAGAGAUGUGGAGAGCCCCCAAGGGAAUACUUUUGAAAAGAACUGGGGAAAUAGUUUCCCCGGCCACCAGACUAAGCCUCUUUUUUUCUUCUUUUUUUUGGGACAUAUCUAUGAAUAGAGACUGUCACAAAAUCGGGCAGAUCCACACGUUGCAUUUAAAGCAGAUUCAACACACUCUUAAAGCACAUGACACCCCCCCCCCGAAUCCUAGGAGCUGUUGUUUGUUCAGGGUGCUGAGAAUUGUAGCUCUGUGAGGGCUAAACUGCAGUUCCUCUGAUUCUUUGAGGGCAGUAAUGUGCUUUAAAAGUGUGCUGAAUCUGCUUUAAAUGCAUAGUGUGGAAGUCCACCAGUGAAUUUAGGGAGAUAAUUUCCAGCGUCCUCAUGGAACUACACAUCCAAGCAUUGGGAAUAUAGGGAGCUGUCUUAUAGCAAGUCAGACUAUUGGUCCAUCUGGCUCUGUAUUGUCUACACUGGCUGGCAGCAACUCUCCAGGGUUUUGGAUCAUUCCCUGCCCUACUUGGAGAUGCCAGGGAUUGAACUGGUUCAAGAGCCUGGUACUUUUGCAGGGUAAUCCUGAAAAUCAGGUUAUCCUGAAUAUAUAAAAUUUAUGGCCUAGAUAUUAAAACUAGUGUUUAUCUGCUUAUGCAAUCAAGUUGAAAUUAUAUGUUCUUUUAUGUGUAAUUUUUUUUAAAAAAAAUGUUAUUUUAAAGGCACUAGUUCACCAAAAAAUGCCUUCAGAGCAGUGUAUAAAACAUAAAUGAGAUAUAAUCUCCAUAUGCCAGCCUGAGGCCCUCUAGAUGUUUUGAGCUACAACUCCCAUGUGCUGGCUAGGGCUGAUGAGAGCUGUAGUCCAAAACAUAUGGAGGGCACUAGGUUGGAAAAGCCUGCAGUAUAGAAAUAAAAAUGUGGCAGAGGGAAGGGAACCCAGAACAUCUAUCUAUCCAAGGCAGAACCUCUAUCUAUUCAAGAACAACAGCAAUAAAUUUUUCAGGGAAGUAUACUGAAUAUUCACAUAUAUAUUCAGCUUCAGUCUUUGAAGGCAGGUCUAUCAAACUGUGGGGAAAGUUUCCUUUACACUAUGUCCAGGGUCACCCCCCGUCCUCACUUGUUGCCAAAUGCCACUUCAAAGAAGAUAAUCCACAACAUGAUAUGCAAUCAUUUCAAAACAAAACAAAAUCUCAAUCUCUCUCACACACAUACACAUACUUUAAAGAAACUCUUAAGACUCUCAAAUUCUCUCCAAAGCCAAUGACUGCAGGCAUACCAUACAUUUAAAGUGUGUGCAUGCACACAAAGCACCAAAUCCUGGGAAUUGCAGUUUACCACCUCACGGGGUUACAUUUCCUUGCACUCAUAGCAAACUACAGUUCCCAGAGUUCUUCAGCAGGGAAGACGUGCUUUAAAUGAGCUUUAUGCGUAUGGUGUGUGUGCAGACGAAACCAGCUUUUCUCCUUAGAUGAUUGUGCUGGUGCUGUUCUGAAAGACCCACCCUCCUUUCCCCUGCUCCCCCCUCAAAAAUACACUUUUAUCUCUGAAGCCCCAUGUCCCUUUUCUCCACGGACAAAUUGCUGCUUGUUGCCGCUCAGAUAACCAGCAUCCAUUCCCUGACGCCCUUCUCCUGCGAGUCGUCCAAGUCGCUGAUAAUUGGCAUGGAAGUCGGGGCAGGCGGCGUGGCCUCUGGACUUCAGCUCCCUUGACCUCAGUCAAGUGGCUGUUAUUUAGUUCAGCAGCAGCAAACCUGUUUGGAAAGCGUGGCACUACAGAAAAGCCAAGAGCGUACGAGAGAGCACUCAUGGUCGUUGAGAGUUUGUCUGCUGAGUUAAGAGAGCUUUGUGGCAAGCACCACUCAGGAAAAGCCGGUUGGGUAUGAUGUGUAUAUAGCUUUAAGAGGCCCAGCAAGUGUUACUUACUUACUUAUUUAUUCAGGUGAUUUAUAUCCCACUUCAAGCUUCAAAUAAGUCUCUAAGCUAGGAACCGGGAACCUUCAGAAAAUAAAACCCCAACCUGCCCAAGAUGUUGCUGAGCUACAUCUCCCAUCAACCCCUCCAAAUAUGGCCAAUUUGCCAAGGAUGAUGGGAGUUGUAGUUUGGCAACAUCCUGGAGGGCCAAAGGUUCUCCACACCUGCACAAAGUGGUUUACAACACCCUAAACACACACACAGAGAGAGAGAGAGAGAGAGAGAGAGAGAGAGAGAGAGAGUUAUAAUAAAAAUUCCACAUUUCAGAAUGGCCAGACAAACAGCAAACAAACAGCAAACAAAACGAACAGCAAACAAACAGCAAACAAACCAUCUGGCCCCAGGUGCAACCACUUCCCCUAAUUCCCUCUCCGCUGCCUCAAGCAAUCAGCAAAUGCAGCAGAAAAGAAUGUUCUGGUUGACCCAGGUGAAAUCACUCACCUCAAAUUUCCUUUUGCUCGCAGGCUUGGACCAAGGCCUCUCCCUCUCUCUUUCGGCACAGGCCUUGGGACCGGUGGUACGGUGUCAUGCCGCUCCUCGGAAGCAAGUUUCUCCUCUGGGGAUUCUGUUGCGCAGUGACCUGGAUCUCCUCUGACUUGCCUGAAGAGCAGAGUGCUGGGAUGGACUGUGAAGCUGAAUAGGUAAGCUUAACCCACCUUGCUGAAGGGACACUUGUAGGAAGGGGAUAGGACUGGUUCCAUAUUCCCCAACAUCUCACAGGUGAAAAUAGGGGCACUUAAGGAGUUGUUCUAACACCCCUCUGCCCAGAGCCCAUGCACACUCCAAAGUUAUACAGUGGUACCUGGAACGGACGGGAUCCGUUCCAGAGCUCUGGUUGGAUCCCAAGGUUUCCGCAACCGGAGGGACUGCUUCUGUGCAUGCGCACAUGGCGAAACCCGGAAAAAUACUUCUGGGUUUGCCUCGUAUGUAUCCCGAACAAUACGUAACCGGAGGUGAACAUAAGUAGAGGUACCACUGUACAGUGGUACCUCGGGUUAAGUACUUAAUUUGUUCCGGUGGUCUGUUCUUAACCUGAAGCACCACUUUAGCUAAUGGGGCCUUCUGCUGCCGCCAUGCUGCUGGAGCACGAUUUCUGUUCUCAUCCUGAAGCAAAGUUCUUAACCUGAAGCACUAUUUCUGGGUUAGCGGAGUCUGUAACCUGAAGCAUAUGUAACCUGAAGCGUAUGUAACCUGAGGUACCACUGUAUGUUGUUGAAGGACCUCCAUUAGCUGUUGGUAUUCAUUUACCCUGGCUUUCACCAUUACCACUCUAUUUAUUUAUCCUUUGUGUCCACAUGUUUUUAUUUUAGAUGAAUUCCUUUCUCCUUCCCCUUUAUAGGGGAAGAUUUCAGACUUGCAUAAGGGGAGCUCUGCUGGAUUAGGCCAAUGGCCCAUCCACUGCAGUAUCCUGUUCUCAUGGUCCACCAGAAGCCUCUGAGAAGCCCUGCAAGCAGGGCACGGGUGCAGCUGCACUUUCCCUGCUUGUGAUGCUCAGCAGCUGGGCAUACAGAGGCAUACUGCCUCUGACAGUGGAGGGAGAACGUAGCCAUUGUGGCUAGUAGCCACUUUACCUCCAUGCAUUUGUCUAAUCCCCUUCUGCAGCCAUCCGAGUUGGUAGCCCUCACUGGCUCUAUAUGUCCUGAACCUUCCAGCAAUUUGCUUCUUUGGGUGCCCCUGGGGCCUGGUAUUCUGAGCAGGGAAAAGCUUAUCCCUAUCCACUUUCUCCACACUGUGCAUAAAUUUAUAAGCCUCUGCUGUGUCCCAUCCAGACUUGCCUUUUUUCCAAAACCAGUAAACUCCAAAUGUUGUAACCUUUCCCCGUUUGGGUGUUGCUCCAGCCCCCUGUUUGUUCUCCUUGCCCUUUUCUGAACCUUUUCCAGCUGCAGUUUCUUUGCUGAUGUGCCCUGAGCAGAACUGUACAGUGAGCCUGCAACUUGCACACUUUUAAAUUGUGUGCAUUCCGCUUUAUGUGCUGGGGGAGCGGGGGAUUAAAAAGGGGGCUUUAAGGGGCAGGUUUCCAGGGGGAAAGACUUUAGCAAUCCCACCUGCCAUACGUGAUUUUGACUUUAGGCAAGAUCCACGGAACAUAACACCCAUGUAAGUUGCAGGCACAAAAUAUUCUGAACAAUUCUUAGCACCCUUAAUAAGCUUGCAGUUCAUAGGUUUCCUGGGGGAAGUUGUGUACUUUAGCUGCGCAUUAGAUGUACUUUAAAUGUCCAGUGUAGAUCCGCCCACAGUGACCAGAAUUGGAAUGUUCUUAGGCCCCAUGUUAGACAGGUACCUGGGGUAAUAUUGCAGUCCUAGGAGCAGCAAAACGUGUGUUGUUUGAGGGAGGGAGAGCUUGCCUUCUCCCCAAAAUUUAUUUGCCUAAUGCCAGACAAGACCAAGUUAGCUAAGGAACGGAGGAAAAAAUAUUACCAAACCGGAAACUCACAAACCAGCUUUCCUAGCCCCACAUCAAUUUUCCUUUCUUGCACCUCUCCCAUUUAUACAAGACAUAUUUAUGUUUCGCUUUGGCUUUGGGUCUUUAGAGCGCCUGGAGUUGACCCUUGUGCUCACUGCAGACAUCACUGUGUCACGCUGCCAAUUAACACCGAAGGAAUCCUUUUAGCACAAACAGGAGGUCACCUCUUCCCUUUUCUGGCAGCCCCUCCUGAUUGACGUGUGUCUAGCAGGGCCUCCUAUAACAAGUCUUCCAACCUGCCUUCCCACCAAGGCGACAGACGUUUUGACCUCCCUGAUUUAAGAAAGAGAUGCUGGGGGAAGCGAAAGAGUUUAUAGUGGGCUUUCUCUCUUCUAACAGCUAGUUGAAGGAGAUGAAGGCUGCUGGAUCAGGCAGAGCUUUGCUGCUAGGCCAGGCCAAAGGCCUAGCUGGUCCAGCAUCCUGCUCUCACAGUGGCCAACCAAAUGACCAUGGGAAACCUGCAAGCAAGACGUCGGCACUACAGCACUUUCUCCACCUGCAAUUCCCAACAACUAGUAUACAAAGGCAUACAGUGGUACCUUGAGUUACAGAUGCUUCAGGUUACAGACUCCGCUAACCCAGAAAUAUUACCUCGGGUUAAGAACUUUACCUCAGGAUGAGAACAGAAAUCAUGCGGCAGCAGCAGCGGGAGGCCCCAUUAGCUAAAGUGGUGCUUCUGGUUAAGAACAGUUUCAGGUUAAGAACGGACCUCCGGAACAAAUUAAGUUCUUAACCCGAGGUACCACUGUACCGCCUCCCAACAGUGGAAGUGGAACGUGGCCAGAGUAGCUUGUGGCCACAGAUAGCUUUAUCUUCCAUCAUCUAAAUCUUCUUUUAAAGCCAUCCAUGUUGUUGGCCAGCACUACAUCAUGUAGGAGCAAAUUCUAUAGUUUAUGCGCUGUGUGAAGAACUUUCAUUUGCCUGUCUGACAUUCAGCUUCGCUGAGGGCACCGAGUUCAAGUCUUACGAGAUGGGGUGGAAAAACAUUUCUCUCUCUGCUUUCUCCACAUCACGCAUAAUUUCGUACACCUCCAUCACACCUCCCCCUUACUUGCCUCCCCCCCACCCAAUCUAAAAAGCCCCAAAUAUUGUAACUUCUUUUCAUAGGGGAGUUGCUCCAUCCCCCCCUAACCAUGACCCCACCCAUACUAUUGGAAGUAAUCUUAUGGGCUGGGACAAUGCCACAGAAAAACUGGGAGGCCAGAUAAGGAGUCCACCAGGGGCCCUUGACACUAUAUAGAAAUUUCGCUAUCCUUUUGGUAAUGAUAGAGAAGAAAACAGCGAAGCAAGUGGGUCUAUUUUUGGAAGUCACUGCUUGUCUCCUUGGCGAGGUUUCUUUGUUUGGCUCGUUAAUAAUAUCUCAAGGUUGCCUUUUUGAAACAGAAACGUUCAUGAGGUAUUUUGCAAAAUAAAAACACAGCACAACCCCUAAAUAUGCUAUCAGUUCAAUGAAAACACUAUAAAAUUAGAGCUGAGGAUUAGAGGCAGUGGUUUGCGUAAGGCAGUCGUCAUCAACCUGGUGCCCUCCGGAAGUUUUGGACUACAGUUCCCAUCAGCCCCAGACAGCACAGAGUCUGCAUUAGCUUGUCCUUGGCCCAUUACAACAUCUGCACAAUUCCCAAAUAGGGAGCCAAGCCAAAUGACUACAGCAGCACCAGUGGCGUUGAGGGGCCCAAGUGGUGUUGGGAAGGGCUGUCUGCACUGGAGGAGGUGGGCACUGAGGGCCAUCUUCCUGGGGUCUGUCUGCAUUGUCUAGGAUGUUGGGCAAGGGUCUUUUCCAGCACUACCUGAAGCUGUUGAAGGUCGAACCUUGGCCUUACUGCCUACAAAGCGUGUGCUAUAUCCCUGAGCAGUGUCUGUUCACAAAGCUAGGUUGUGGGGACAGUCUGUUUGGUGAUGAAAUGCAGCACUUUGUACAUGCUCAGGGAGCAGCCUUCUGCGUUACCCAAAUAAUAAUUCUGUACUAAAGGGGUGUGUUUUAAUUAGGAUGGCUGGCGCUAUCCGUGCGAGCGAUAGGCCUUUUUGUUUUUGCAUUCCCGCAACUCACCUGAAUUUUCAUCCACUUCUGAGACAUGGGCUGAAAGCCUUGCAGGGACUGUGUAAAGGGGGGAGGGACGCAAAAUUCACUGCCGCAUGCUGUUCAUUUCUACAGAGGCACUUUCUCGCAAGCUAGUGUGUACCUAAGUGGUGACUCAUAACGACAAAGUUGGAAGAAAUGUGGAUUUCAGUGGGAAGAGCAUCUCUGGUAAGCUGCCAUUGAAGCAUGCAGAGCCUGUGCCCACUUGGCGGGGGUCACUGUAUCCCAAGCCGUUGCUUUGUUUUGAAGAUCCGGAGAGCUGGACUCUCUCUCCCUUCCUCCCAGCAACACGCAUGACAAAUUGCAAGUCUCCUUUGCGCAGAGGAGAAAAGCUCUUUCCGACUGAUUCACCUCUCCCGCUGUGCAGAGUCCAAGGCAAAGGAUUCUGUUGGUUUUAUUAAAAAUGGCGGGGGAGGAAGAGUCAAUUUGGCAUCUGGGAGCUGUGCUAUCAAACCUUGUGCUGAGCUUGUUAAGCAUGGGGGAGAGAGAGAAGACGGAGAAGGGAUAGGAGAGCCAUAUUUUCAAAUAACUGAAGGGCUGCCACAUGGAAGAUGGAGCAAGCUUGUUUUCUGCUCCUCCAGAGGGUAGGACCCAAGCCAAGGAAUUCAUAUUGCAAGGAAGGAGAUUCUGAAUAAACAUAAGGAAGAACUUUUCGACGGGAGGAACCGUUUGACAGUGGAACAGAAUAUCUUGGAAUGUGGUGGACUCUCCUCCAUUGGAGGUUUUUAAACAGCAUUGGAUGGCUGUCAGGGAUUCUUUAGCCGUAAUUCCUGCAUCAGACAGUGUCUACUAGAUGCCCCUUGGGGUCCCUUCCAACUAUACAAUUCUAUGCUCUUGGGGCCCCAGUCCAGAUAUCCUUUAUGUUAUGCCUUCAUGAUGAUUUGUGCUGAUGGUGGUAUUGGGUUGGUUGUACAGAACCCCCUCUUUCAAAGCUUUUUGCACCUGCAAAAGGUUUGGGGUGGGCGUACUUCUUCAUUUCCAGUCUGAUGAAAUCUUGUAACUGAUUACGCCACAAAUGUUCUGGUGGUGAUUGUCUCAUUUUUGCUGCGCUAUAGGCAAUCACUUAAAAUGCCUAUUUCACAGGUGGGAAGACUGAGGUCAAGAGAUAAACAAACAGCAGACGCUAAUUUAUUUUACUUGCCAUUGUUAUACCUUUGGGAGUAGGAAACUCUCAACAUUCUGUUGCAAAUCACCUACCACGGACCUACCAGGAAUUUAAGCGGGAGGUGUUUGGAAGAAUACUGGGUGACUGGAUCCUUUCAUCUCAAGGGCUCAGGGGAGUCUUUUGCAUAGUACCCAGCCUGCUGCAGUGAAACUGCUGGGAUGAUUUAAGUGCCGUUGCUUUUAUUGGCCAGUUUACAAUUUGAUAAAUUCCUGGAUCAUCGGCAGAGCUGGGGGAGCCGGUAGUUUAGUUUUCUUGGCAGGGUUCUGCCUCCCAUGUGUUUUGGUUCGCACCUAUGCAAGAUUUACCAUUAUUUCUCUCUAAAUCUUAGCAUGUUUGCUGGAGGAGCCAGUGUGUCAUAAAGGUGUCUGCUAAACAGAUGUUAGGUUCUCUGGAACUGCUAGGGAAGCCGUCUUUUAUCCCGAGAAAAUAGCUGAGAUAAACAGGACUAUCUGUAGGCAGCUUCAGCAAGUGCAGAAGUGGAGUCUAGGGUUGGAAGGCACAACCCCCCACUUCCCCACCACCACCCCAAACAACUGGCCGAUCAAAUAUUGUAAAUGAACCACAGUGUGGUGCAGCAGUUGGAGUGUUUGACUAGGACCUGGGAGACGGGGGUUCAAAUCCCACCCUCGACAAUGAAGCUUCCCAGGUGACUUUGGGUAGGUCGCUAUCUCUUACACCAGUGAUGGCUAAACUUGGACCUCCAGCUGUUUUGGGACUACAACUCCUGUCAUCCCUAGCUAACAGGACCAGUGGUCAGGGAUGAUGGGAAUUGUAGUCCCAAAACAGCUGGAGGGCUGAGUUUGGCCAUCACUGUCUUACACUAACCUCACAGGCUUGUUGAAAUGAUAGAAUUGGGGGGAUACAAUUUGGACGCUAAAGAGCAGCCCCCCCCCCAGGGGUAGCAAAGGAACAAAAGGAAAUGUGGACAAACCCAUAGUAUUUGUAUCCCAUAUUAACCAAGUAAACCCAUUGAAAUUCAUGGCUGUUGGUGCCACUGGGUCUUCUCUGAGUAGAACUCAUUGGGCCACAACCAACAAUACUUGAACCAUGUGAAUAUGUAAGAUACUUACCGUGUUGGAAGCACAGAGGCUGCAUUACAGCAUAUUUAGGUGCCUCUGUUAAACAUUUAUGAAAUUCCUUUCUUGCAGAGAAUUUAGCCUCCAAACAUAAAUGUGAUCAUCAUCAGCACAGUGGCAGUGACUUCUGGGGAGGUGGGCAGCGGUGGGCAGAGUUCAGUGCUUUCAAUCCUUUGUCCUGCGGCAACCCAUCUACCGUCUACCCCAUAGCACUGUGCUGAGGACAUUGUAAAUCUUUCCUGACCCCAAAUAAUGUCUCCUGAUCUUUCACCUUCAGUAGAUUAAAAAUAGCCCGAGAGUGACAGCUUUGGGUAAUUUUAUUUUAUUUUUUAAUCCAUCAAAUAUUGCAGAUAAUCAACCAUACAGGGAAGGUGUGUGGAGGGGGGAAGAGGAAAAGAGAGGAGAGGAGGGAAAUGAAAAGGGAGGAAAGCAUACAAGAGAAAGACCCAAAAUUGAAUGGUGUUUUGAUGCUAAUUUAGCUUUUCCCUGGAGUGUGCCCACUUUCUUGGGGAGAACAUAAGAAAAGCCUUGCUCCAUCAGGUCGAGGCAGGAUCUGAGUGCAAUGGCAAUUCUCCCCAAUUGUGACACCUAGCAGAAGCAGUUUUAGGGGAGCAUGGCCCGUUUGGUCGUCCUGGGCGCAGAGCCUUGGAGGCUCCGCAAGGGGAUGCCACAACUAAUUGUCAGGGGACUGACAUCGGAGCUAGAGGUGGAGGGAAGGCUCUCCAAUGAUGCUGGAGAAGGGCCCAGCAGGGAGAGAGGCAGCUCAGCAGAUGGGGAAGCAAUUCAGUGCAACACCAGGAAUAAGGAGGGGCAGAUGGGGGAAUCGGUGAGAGGGCUCCCAGACUCUUCACCGGACACCAGCGGGGAGAGCACUGGUCCUCCGCUACCCACGCCCUCCCUGCGCAGAAGACUUCCGCGCAGAGAAAGUAGGAGGAGACUGGGUGUCAAACAACUUUUAUGUUGGAAAAGGUUUAAGAAACGCCGACUGACGGAUUCUGCUAGCGACUGAGGCAGCCACGAAUUGAAGGGCUGUCCAGACAGAAAGGUUUAACAAGGCAACAUAGCCAGGAGAGGCGGCAACUUACGCACGAGCAAUCCCAUAUCAUUAUACUAAUAUUUAGAAUGGGGUGCGAGAGGUGGGGGCGCCAAAUUUUGGCAUCGCUACAGUUCAAGACCCCAAGGUCCACCACUGUUCCCAGCAACUGAUGUUGAGAGGCAUACAUAUGGUGGAGGUAGAAUGAAGGCAUCAUGGCUAGAAGCCAUUAACAGCUUUAUCCUCCAUUAAUUUUGUCUAAUCUCAUUUUUAAAGCCAUAGAAGUUGGUGGCUGCCAUGACCUCUUCUGGGAGGCUAAUUUCAUACUGUUGACAAUGCACUAUGUUGAAGAAAAGAGAUUUUGACUAAACUUCAGGAAGAACUUUCUGACGGUGAGAGCUGUUUGACAGUAGAACGGAACUCCCUCGGGAGAUGGCCUGCUCUCCAUCACUGGAGGUUUUUAAAGCAGAAGCCGGCUGACCGUCUGUCAUAUAGGAUCUAGUUGAGAUUCUUGCUUUGCAGGGGGUUGGUCUAGAUGGCCCUUAGGGUCCCCCCAGCUCUACAGUUCUGCGAAUCUGUCCAACAUUCAGCUUCAUCCAAUGUCCAUGGGUUCUAAUAUUAUGAGAGAGGGGCAAAAACUUCCACUUCUCCCACACCAGGCACCUUCUGAAACCCACCACUCAGCCAUGAAGCUCACUGGUUGACCUUGUGCCAGUCACUGUCCUUCAGCCUAACCUACCUCACAGGGUUGUGGUGGUGGUGGUGGGGAGAGCAGUGUUUGUCUCCUCCUACGUAAAGGUAAGAGGACCCCUGACCAUUAGGUCCAGUCAUGGCCGACUCUGGGGUUGCAGCGCUCAUCUCGCUUUAUUGGCUGAGGGAGCCGGCGUACAGCUUCCAAGUCAUGUGGCCAGCAUAACUAAGCCACUUCUGGCGAACCAGAGCAGCGCACGGAAAUGCCGUUUACCUUCCCGCCGGAGCAGUACCUAUUUAUCUAUUUGCACUUCGACGUGCUUCUGAACUGCUGGGUUGGCAGGAGCAGAGACUGAGCAAACGGGACUCACCCCGUCGCAGGAAUUCGAACCGCCAACCUUCUGACUGGCAAGUCCUAGACUCUGUGGUUUAACCCACAGCGCCACCCGUGUCCCUUUCCUCCUACUUAAAGGUAAAGGGACCCCUGACUAUUAGGUCCAGUCGUGGCCGACUCUGGGGUUGCGGCGCUCAUCUCGCUCUAUAGGCCAAGGGAGUCGGCGUACAACUUCUGGGUCAUGUGGCCAGCAUGACUAAGCCGCUUCUGGCGAACCAGAGCAGCGCAUGGAAACACCGUUUACCUUCCCGCCGGAGUGGUACCUAUUUAUCUACUUGCACUUUAACGUGCUUUCGAACUGCUAGGUAGCUCAUGCUGCAACCGUAGGAGAAUUGCUCCAUCCCUUUCAUCGUAUUGGUUUCCCUUCUCUGAACCUUUUUCCAGGUCUAUAAUAUCUUUUUUUGAGAUGAGAAUGAAAGCAGCGUCCCACAAAAUUUACUAGCCUGCCCCCCCCCAAGGUGACUAGCCUGCCAAGAGGCACAUUGCCAUGCUGACCUCAGAGGAAGUGCCAAACACUUGGAUGGGGAAUCCUCAGGUCCCCUUCCCAGGCCACACUCAACACUGGCCCUACUUCACAUCCUGAGUCUUUUUGUCUGGCUAGAGCAAUCCUUGAACUCUGACCAUGCUUCUUUCUUUGCCCUGGAUGGACAAGGUAGAGCCUCAAUGGAGCAUAAAGAGCUGUGCGUGAAACUAGGAGGUUGCUCAGAAGGGAAUUCAGCCCUCAGGAUUAAAAAAUGUUCCCCACCCUGUCCCUACCAUUCUGCUCUGACUGUUAUCACAUCAUUAUCACAUUAUCAUUAUCGUAUUCUUUUUAUUUUGAGCCAGCCUCAAUGCUGUGAAUCAGUUGAUUGGGCUGCCGAGGGGGAGUGUGUUAAACAAACCAAGGCUGAGGUGGCGAAAUCCAGCUGAUAGGUCUUGGUGACUACGUGUAUUUAUGGCCCACUUAGGGGAAUUGCUGUCUAUAAAACAGGACGCUCCCUGGCUUGAUCCCGGUGUCAACAGUACUAAAGGCCACAAUCUUGUGUGCCAGUCACCUCCUUCCGGUAGUCGGGAACACCUCGGGAGAGAGAGGCGCACAGAGCACAGCCAGUCUCUGUAAACGGCAGGCAACUGGGCUGUAAUUCAAGGAGCCGGCAAACAGGGAGGUGUCAGAUGGUUUAAGGCACUGGCUUAAUGGUGCCGUUUGUGCCCCACCUUGUCAACAUAACCUCUUAACAGGUGUGGGGCAAAAUUCCCAGCUCCUGAAAGACACCCUACAGGGCUUAUCUAGCUAAUGGAGGAACUCUGCAGCAACGUCCGAUUAAAAUCUACCUUUUUUUUUUUUUUGCUCAUAUGAAAUCUCCUGAAAAGCCUGCCUCUUCCCAAGUGCAAGUCAUUGAGAAUUAGCAUGACAGUCAGGUAAUCUUAUAGUAUGCCUAAGCCAAUCCCAUAAAGAUUCCACCGGGGUGUACGUCAUCCAGAUGGGCUUUAUUAUAUCUGUCCUCCCCACCCCUUCACAUUGACAGUGCCUUUAGAACUAGAUUAUUCACAUUAACUAUGACAGCCCUUGAUUUUUAUUUUAUUUUUACUGGGGUGGGUGGGGGGUGUUGGUACGCCUUCCUAUCACCUUCAGCAAGUUUUAUCUCUUUGCUGCAGAUGUUCUCAGAUGAAUUUUGCUUAAUAUUCGGGGAAGUGGGGGUGGGGAGCAGAUGGUUCGCUGGAGUUAGAAUGAAGCAUAUGUACCACUGAGGUGGUGGUAUCUGGGUUUAAGUAAAAAAUAAAUAAAUAAAAAUUAAAGAGUGGUGGUGGUGGUGGGAUUUAAAUGAACAAGUGCAUUCGAAACAAAGAGGGAAAUCAUCAAGCACAAAUUGUUUGUAGAAUCAUAGAACUGCAGAGUUGGAAGGGGCCACAAGGGUCUUCUAGUCCAACCCCUUGCAAUGCAGGAAUCUUUUGCCCAACGUGGGACUCAAACCCACAACCUUGAGAUUAAGGUGUGUGUGUGUGUGUGUGUGUGUGUGUGUGUGUUCGAUUGAAUCCAACCAAGGCCUACUCACAGCAGACCCACUGAAAUUAAUGGACCUCAUUUUGAUUUGUCUAUUCACUUCAGUAGGUUUACUCUGAGUAGACCUACGCUGGACACAAUCCUUUGAUUUUUUUUUCUGAGCUUUGGCUGCGGCAGAGUCAUGAACCAAUUUGUUUCUCCAAGGGACUUACAUUGCAAGUGUGGGUUUCCCUUCCAUCUGUCUUCACAAGAACAACCAUGGACCAAGCUCAUCCAAUGAGCUGGGAAACAGAGCACCUAAAAAGUAUGAGAGCCUAAGGAUAAUGGCCUAAUGGUUAAUCCGGCCCUGUUUUUCUGCUCAGGUUGUACACUGAUUUCCCAGUUACUUCUGUAAAUAUUUCCAACAAAUUGGGGACGGUUGCCCACAUAAUCAGGUGACGUUUUCAAAAAAUGGUGGAGUCACACUAUGUAACAUCCUAACUCAGCACUGCACUGCUCCGUGUUUAAAGACUCAAAUAAUUUAGGGGCGAAAGGGGUCUCUGGGACAUCUAGUCCAAUCUCUUGCUCAAUGCAGACCUGGCUCAACUGUGUACAGUGGUACCUCGGGUUACAUACGCUUCAGGUUACACGCUCCACUAACCCAGAAAUGGUGCUUCAGGUUAAGAACUUUGCUUCAAGAUAAAAACAGAAAUCGUGCGGCGGUGGCACAGCGGCAGCAGGAGGCCCCAUUAGCUAAAGUGGUGCUUCAGGUUAAGAACAGUUUCAGGUUAAGAACGGACCUGCGGACCGAAUUAAGUACUUAACCCGAGGUACCACUGUAUUGGAAAAAAAUAUCAGUCUUUAUUGUGCAUUGUUUCUUACUCAAAAGUGCAGACUUCUCUACUACAGUCUUCUAUUCAGAAACUAUCCAAUAUUAGUCCUACUCAAGGAAUGCCCAUUGAAAUGAAUGGGCACGACCAACUUGGGUCCACUAAUUUGAAUGGAUCUACUUUGCAUAUAGAGGGACGCGUGUGGCGACGGGGUGAGCUCCCGUUGCUCGGUCUCUGCUCCUGCCAACCUAGCAGUUUGAAAGCACAUCAAAGUGCAAGUAGAUAAAUAGGUACCGCUCUGGCGGGAAGGUAAACAGCGUUUCUGUGCGCUGCUCUGGUUCGCCAGAAGCAGCUUAGUUAUGCUGGCCACAUGACCCAGAAGUUGUAUGCCGGCUCCCUUGGCCAAUAAAGCGAGAUGAGCACUGCAACCUCAGAGUCAGUAACGACUGGACCUGAUGGUAAGGGGUCCCUUUACCCUUUACCUUUACUUUGCAUAUAACUUAGCUAGCUAUAACUCCUUAUGCUCUAUGCAGGACAACUGGGGAAUGUGUAAUUUGCCCAUUGGGAACUGAAAACUGUGCAUACCCACAGCUGGGUUAAUUUUUGCAAGUCAUAUGCCGCACAUCUGUGCCCCUUUAAUAUCCUGCCCCUGAGUCAAAUCCAAAAGAGAGCAGUCUCUUACAUUUCCAAAAGGGUGCUGAGCCACUCAGCUGCAAACAUGAUGAGCACCCAAGUUAUUUGUACAUGUAUUUCAAAUAUUUCCACAUGGCCUUUUCACUAGAACAUUGUCAGAGCUACUUGUGACCAAAUUUUAGACCUAGGUUUAAAAUAUCAGAUUAAGACGAAACCAACUAAGAAUGUGCAGGGAAAAGAGGUGAGAACAUAAGACUAGCCAAAGGCCCAUCUAGUCCAGCAUCCCUUUCUCACUGGGGCCAGCCAUGGAAAGCUCUCCAGCAUCACCUGAGUGCAACGUCAGUCUGCCCACCUGUGAUUCCUAGCAACUGGCUUUUAGAGGCUUCCUUCCUCUAGCAAUGGAGGGCAAACGCAGCUAUCAUGGUUAGUAAGCAAUGAUAAUAGCUUUAUCCUCCAUGAAUUUGUGCUAUGCUUUUUUAAAGACAUCCAAGUUGGUGGCCAUGUACUACAAACCUGUUUAUACUCGCGAGUCUUUUUUUGGCUUGGGCAUUGCUACUGAAAAGGGAAAUGUUCCAUAUUCACAGAUUUGACAAAAGCAGCAGCCUUUCCUUCCAGCAAUUCAUGGUAGCUUGAAAUGUAAUAAACAAAAGCUGUCUUGUGCUCAGGAGAAACCAGCAACUUUCCUUCAAGAAUCUGGGGGGUGGGGUGGCGCAGAAAAAUGCACUGAAAUUGACAUGCAAUCCUUAACGUAUGAGUGAAUAAUUGACAGGAAGUCAGGCAGUUGUUAACCAAUUAAAGAAUCUUAAUUGAUUGACAGGCCUAAUAUUUUCCCUUGUCGAUGAUGCAGAAGAGUGGAGCCUUUUCUGCUUUUUCACAACCACUGCUUUCAUGAGUUAGGGUGUGAGAGUGGAGAGACGACAUUUAUCCUCUUUGGAGCCCUAGAACCAGGCAUGCAGUGGGGGAAACCUGUCCCCUUUCAAAAUACAAAGACGAACACAAACUCCCUUCACCCCCAGUCAGCAUGGCCAAUAGCAACGAUGGGUGUUGUAGUCCAACAUCUGGAGGCCCACAGACUCCUACCUCUGCCCUGGAGGGUGUGAUGUAUCUGGUGGACAUAGGAACCCAUUGAAAAACCUUUUGGAGCCUCAAUCCUGGGCUGGAACAUUUUGUGCCAGUAGUGGAAGGCUGGUUUUGCCUUCAUUGCCCAAACUGAAGAUGUGCUGGCUUGGACGGAUGGAGGUUGUGAUUCAGGGUGUCAGUAGAGGGUGCCAGUUUUGGGGAUGCUGACCUUUUUUGGUCCACUGAAAACACUGGGGAUUUCGAGGGAUGCAUGGGCACCCAUCGCAAAAUGGCGAAUGCUGUGGGUUGUGCACCAUGCCACAGAAUGGCUGUCACGUAUCAAGGAACUUAAAAAGAGAAGGGGGUGCAAAAUGGCACAAGCAUGCCCCCCUGGCGCCCCACAAUCAAUAGAAAUGCUUGAUCAUCUGACUGCUACCAUGCUCACCCAUAGAGAGAAAAGUUUUGGACCCCUCUUCUGUUCAGAAUGGAACGGAGUUGGGUGUCCAUUUCUGGUAUCUAAUGAAAUGCAUGUCUAUUUAAGGGGUAGGAGAGGCCAAGCCAGUGCAAACAGCAACUGAGCAGGAAGAGCAAACAGUUACCUUGUGAACUGGGGUGGGUUGGGGUUUGAUGGGAUAUUUACAAACUCCCUUAGUGGGCAUCAUAGGAGGUAAUGGUAGGUGCACUGGCAGCUUUGGGUGCUGGGUUUGCAACCCUCUGGCGUACAGUGGUACCUCUGGUUAAAAACUUAAUUCGUUCCAGAGGUCCGUUCUUAACCUGAGGUACCACUUUAGCUAAUGGGGCCUCCCGCUGCCACCGCGUGAUUUCUGUUCUCAUCCUGGGGCAAAGUUCUUAAUCCGAGCUACUAUUUCUGGGUUAGCGGAGUGUGUAACCUGAAGUGUCUGUAACCCGAGAUGUUUAUAACCCAAGGUACCACUGUAUAUAGAAUUAAUGUGGAUAUAGCAUUCCCAGCAUCUUAAACAGGCUUACAAUAUUUUGAGGUGGCAAUUGUAUUGUGCACACUGUCUCCCUGUCUCUUUUCCUCUUUCACAAGAAUCGCUUUUACGCUUCACCACUAUUCAUGGUAGCCACAGUCACUGCUAAAGAAGUUGCAUUUUAACUACGGAAGCAGGAUCACAUUUUUAACUUACAUUUUGUCCUGGGAUGUUUUUUCUUUCUUUUAGGUUGCACUUUUAAUCUUAUUUUUAGUGACCAUUUUGUCACCUUGUGGACUUUUGUGGACAGGUGGGAUAUAAUCAUGAUUAUAGUCCUUUAUUUCCUCCAUAAGAAUAAAUGAAACCUAUUCAUUUUUGUGGGCGAUGGUGAACCCAACAUAACAAAUUUUCAGGGGUGUCCUGGAUUGCACCCCUGGAUUUGCUGUGUUGGCCACAUCACUUUGCCCCUGGUUUUGUUAUAAGGAGCAUAUUCCGAGCUGCCUUAUACCAGAUCGGAUAACUGGUCUCCAUGACGCAAUUCUGUCCAAAUCUGCUCAGAAGUUAGUCCCAUAAAGUUCAGUAGGGCUUACUCCCAGAUCCACGUAUGUACUAGAGGUUUGCUUACCUCAUUCGGGACUUUACUAGCUGGCCUGGCAGCACCUUCAGAGUUUUAGGCAGGUCUGCUUUCGAGCCCUGCUGAGUUCUUUUACCUGGGGAUGCCAAGUACUGAACUUCAGGCAAAACCUGGGCUCUAUGGUCCCCCCCUGUUGGAUUUCAUAGAUCUAUAGUUCUAUCUACAAGAAAGAUCUAGACAGGUGCUAAAAAUCCAUUUCACAGAUCUGUGGGUCAAGGCAUUGCAUCUUGGCUAACUUAAAAUGGUGAGAGCUAAGCUUGGCUUCCACUUGGCUUCCACUUGGGUACCACUUCUUGCUCCUGAAAAGUAUCUGGGGGUCCUGUGGGGAGGACAGUGAAAGGUGGUGUAACUGGAUUGGCCUGGUAAAGCCCCUCAAGACCCUCAGCUUGUGCCUGACUUUGCCAGCUGCUGGUGCUGAGCCUGUUCACUGUACAGCACGAGACUGUGGUGGAAUCUUUGACUUUUAAGAUCCUGACAGGGAGACUGAUGGGUAUGUUUAGACAGUAUAAUCAGAAGCCCAUCACUGGGCUAAAAGCAGCCAGGGUUUGUUGAGAGAGGCAGCAGCUGAGGUUGGGGACUUCCAGUGUGGCCCUUCAGCUUUGUUUCUGCCCAAUUAAUAAGGGAGAUACUACUGUAUGCUCUUGUUCAUUGAUUUUUAUUCUUAUUUAAUGAUGAUUGUGCUGCGUUUUUGUCCGCUAACUGCUAGUAACAAUGUGAUUGGUGGGACCACUUUUGAAUGGAGGCUAAGCUCAGCUCCCACCCAUGAAGACUUCCAACUAUUUUAAGCCAACCAAAACGUACUGCUCCAGCCCAUAGAUCUAUGAAAUUUGUUGCUUUCAUAGAUCUAUAUUCUAGGCAUGACUCUAGAUCCAGGUGGUAGGACAUUGUUCAGGAGUCUUUGGUGAAGAAAUUAGGUGUGCUAUAGUAGCAUUUUGGACUGAUGCUACAGAGCCCAGAAAGAGAUAUGGAAGAGAACUAGAGAGAAAUGGCUCUACCCAGGAAGAUCAGGAAUAGUCCAGCAUGAAUAUUGUCAUACUGUACACCAGGGAUGGGGAAGCUGUGGCCCUCCAGAUGUUGUGGGACUCCAGCUCCCAUCAUCCCCAGCAAGCAUGGCAGCAGCUUCCUCAGCCAUGUUUUGCUCUUUGGAAAGGGUGGCAGGCUGCAAACAGCGGCUUCAUGAGUUUGCUGUGAAUGUUUACUUAGAAGUAUGUCCCAUUGGAGCUGCAGGCGGGUACUUGCGGCCAAGUAAGCAUGCAUUGGAGCACAGCAUGGGUUACUGCUUUUACUCCCUUAAAUAAAAGCAGGCACCUUCAUGGAAGGAUCAUUCUGGUGCUAAGGAUGAGAAACCUUUCUUCACCACUGGUAAGGGCCAUGGCUUGGUGGUAGAGCAUCUGCUUUGCAUACAGAAGAUCCCAGGCAGAUAUGGAAAAGACUCCCUGCCUGAAACCCUGGUGAGCUGCUUCCAAUCAGUGUGGACAAUACUGAGCUUAGAUGGACCUAUGUAGAUGAACUCAGUAAACGGCAGCUUCGUAUGUUCUUCCUGUCUUGCAAGCAAGAAAUUUAGAUCUUGAUGGCAGCUGGGUUGCUUCCAAGUUUCUAAUUUCACCUUCAUCUCAGCAUAGAAAAGAAGGGGGGAGAGUAAGAAAAGAAACAGGCUGAACUCAGUAAGCAUCUGCCAUUUAACAUCAAGUUUCCACUUUGCUUUCGAAAGAUAUAACUUGAUGGGUAGGGGGAAGCAAAAGAGAGACAGCAUUCGUGGCAUUGUACAUGAGCGUGAUUGUCAGCUGAAUAAAAACUCCAAAGUAGUAAACAAUUGCUGGAUAGACUUGCCAGAGGAAGGGUUUGGUCCUUGGUCAUGAAAGUUGAAGCAUGCACUAAUGUGGUUGUGUUGAGCAAGGUGCUGGAAUCUGGGAGGGUAAGAAUCAGUUCCAGUGAAAGGCUGGUUUCCCUUUCUGCAGGAUACACUCCAUGCAAAAUGCAGCAGGCCAUCCAGGCAGACCACAUCUGUUUUUUAAAAUGUGUAAGCUACUGUGUAUUGUGCAAAGUGGCUUCACUUGCAUGGCUUGCUUAAAUUAUUUUAUCGUAGUUGUUAAGGUUGGGCUCUACAGUGGAGGAGAAGAGAGAUUUUCAUCUGUUGCUGUCCUACAAUGUAUAAAAGCAGCUGAUGGCUAGUUUAGGUCCAGCCUGCCCCAGCCCCCCUGUAAUAUUUAUAGAAGAGUGGUAGAUCACACACUUUGUAUGCAGAAGGUUUUGGGGUUAAUCCCCAGCACCUCUAGGUUGGGCUGAGAAUGACCCCAUCUAUCAUAGGAGUGUACAGGUGGAGGGGACCAUGAGGAUAAUGUAGUCCAACUCCCUGCAAUGCAGGAAAUUUUGCCCAUCAUGGGGGUUGAACCCACGACCCUCAUGGUCUACCAAUAGCUAUCAAAACCUGAAAGAACCAUUACCAGUUAAUCAGUGUAGACAGUCCUGAGCUAGAUGGACUCAAGGGUCUGACUCUGUAUAAGCAGCUUUUUGAGAGGUCUGUAACUCAAGGCAGAGCAUGCGCUAAGAGAUAUUGGGACUGAAGUGACAGAGAACCCGAGGCAAAGAAAGUUGACUAAUGUUCAGCUGCAGCCUUAAUGGUUUAAUUUUUUUUCUAUAGAAAAACCUGUAUUUUCCAUGGUACUGAUGGGUCAUUAAUUUUUUAAUCUUCUGAGAUAUAUUUGGCUCAGUCACUGUUACUGAAAUGGGAACCAUUCCAUAUUCCCAGUCUCAGUGGCACUCACAGCCUUUCCUUGCAACAGCUCAUGGCAACUUAGAACGUAAUAAACAAAAGCUGUCUCCUGCUUAGGAGAAACUGUCAGCUUUCCUUCAAAGAUCCUUAAAAAAAACAAAAAGCCCUUGACACCAUGCAAAUCCAUACUUGUGACUGAAUAUUUUACAAAGUCAGGUAGCUAUCUUGGAGAAUGUCUGCUAGUCAAAUACUGGACUAGAUGGGUAAAUAGUCUGACUCUGUAAUAGAGACACUCCUAUGUACUUACUUACAUUAGAGUUGAUGCCCUUAAAAGAGGAAUAAUUCAUGGAGGAUAAGUCAGUCAAUAGGGACGCGGGUGGCGCUGUGGGUUAAACCACAGAGCCUAGGGCUUGCCGAUUAGAAGGUUGGUGGUUCGAAUCCCCGUGACGGGGUGAGCUCCCGUUGCUCAAUCCCUGCUCCUGCCAACCUAGCAGUUUGAAAGCAUGUCAAAGUGCAAGUAGCUAAAUAGGUACCACUCUGGCAGGAAGGUAAACGACAUUUCCGUGCGCUGCUCUGGUUCGCCAGAAGCGGCUUAGUCAUGCUGGCCACAUGACCCGGAAGCUGUACGCCGGCUCCCUCGACCAAUAAAGCGAGAUGAGCGCCGCAACCCCAGAGUCGUCCGCAACUAGACGUAAUGGUCAGGGGUCCCUUUACCUUUAAGACAGUCAAUGGCUACAAUGGCUCUGUUCUGCCUCCACAAUCAGAGGCAGUGCUACCAGUUGCUUGGAACCACAAGUGAGGAGAGAGGCUGUUGCAUUUGGGUCCUGCUUUUGGGGCUUCCCAAGGCAUCUGACUGGCCACUCUUGAGAACAGGGUGCUGGACUAGUUGGGCUUUUGGCAUUACUCAGCAGACUCUUACGUUCUUCUGAGUGUUGUGGUAGCAUGCUGGGGGACAAACCUGGGGGGACUGAUCAAACCCAUUGGUGGGCUACCAGAGAUGGUGGUGGUUUUUGUCGCUGGGCAUAGGUUUCACAGGUCUGUUAGCGGACUCCCCCCACGGUUCCUCAGCAACCCGUAGUUUGUCGCACCACCAAAUGGCUGAAACAUAUGUUUCUAUGCUCUUCCUUUCUAGCUGCAAUUCCCUUUUUAAUCUCUCAAAUAUUAGGAAAGGUGUGGGGUUGUUUUUAGCAGUAGCUAUUUCUGGCAAACGGUACAGAUUUUUCCCCCAAGCAUUUAAUAACAUAAUCGGCCCACCUUCUUUAAAACUGUAAAUUGGCAUACAGUUGCUUCCAACAUUCGGUUACUUAAAAGGAUGAAAGGAUAUGUCCCGCUGGAGGAGACGAGUGCUAAGCACCAUCUUCCAUAGCAGCCCAGGGCACCAGAGGAGCCCAGGUCCCAGGAAGGCAUGUCCAUGGUUAGAGGAUAGGGCUAGAAUGUAAAUUAGGAGAUAAGACCAUAUCAGGGCUGGUAACAUUAGUGUGCACCACUGUUAAUUCCUCGAAUCUCUUGGCCCAACUCCUUAUUACUGUCUUUUCACCUGCCCGAGUGAGCCAGCGGUGAAAGAAGCAAGGAAUGGUGAUAACAGCUGCUUAGGAAUGCUAAUGAUUAAUUGGUAUAUAAAUACCUUAAGCAAGUAACUUCCAUCCCUUGACUUUUUUUCUGGGAGGUGUGUACUGUGCUCAAAGAGAGAAGCAAGUGAAUCGGCACAAGGAAGAGUGUAAGGAGAGGUCAUGCCCCAGUGCUGGUGCCCACUGGGAAGGGGGGUAGAGAAGGAGAGAUAAAACAGUAGGUGGAGACAGAGCCAGCUAACUCUAGUUUUGUCCCCAAUCUUUUUCCCUGCUGAGCUCUGCAAGGGGUACACUUGACACUAAGGAGAAGGGUUGAUAUGCUGUGCUGCCCCCUAGAAAGCAGGCAAGCUGCCCCCUAGAAAGCAGGCAAGCAGAGGGGACUGGUUGAGGUUGGUGGGUCAGUGCUCAAGGUGCCAAAGACCUGGAACCAGCAGAGGAACCAACUCAAUGGCAGAGCACAUUCUGUGUGUGCAGAACACCCCAUUUGUUACUUAAGCUCAUGUGAUUUUAGAGCUGUUGCUUUGAACCAUAGUUUCAGAAGCAACAGUUCUUCAUUGGUUCUUCUUCUUGUCCUCUUCGAGUAUUGUGUCCAGUUCUGGGAUCUGCACUUUAAAGGACAUGCACAGACUGAAAAAGGGGUUUGGUUGAGCAUGAGAAACGUCUUGACUGCAAUUGCUGUUUGAUCAUGGAAGGUUUUUUUUUUAGGGUUUUUUUUUUUGCACAUUUCCAGAAAAAUGUGUAUUUAAAAAUGGCACCAUGUUUAAUCCCUGGCCUUUUUAGUUGAGUCUCAGGUAACAGGGCCAAGAAGUAAGCACAAGUGUAUACCCUGGAGGAAACAGUUUCUCGAGGGAUACUCUUCCACUCAUGAAGAAUGCUUAGGACUUUAGGACUGGGGCUGGUUGGAUUAUCUCUUAGUGCAAGGCAACCUUUGGUCAACCUGGUAACCCCCCUCCCCAAUGUUUUGAACUACAACUCCCCCCAGCCUCAUCCAGCCCAGGGAAGUGGGCGAAAAUAUCUGAAAGGUGCUAGGAUGGGGAAGGCUGGAACACAGCCACCUCUGCAGUGUCAACUGCUCUUUGGUGGAAAUAUGUUGCAUUCUGGGCCUUUUGCUAUUAAAGAUGCCUUCCGUGGACAACACUUGCAUUCCCUGUCAACUUACCCUCCCCACCCAAAGCCAUGAUGAUGGGUGGGAGUGGAUGCCCAACAUCUGGACGGCAGCCUGUUGAACCACCCUGCUUUACUUUACCAGAAAAAUCACAUGAUGAAUCCCAUCUCCUGGAGGGUACCACUUAAGAAGGCACACACAUCUGUAUACAGGGGUGAGUGGAAGGUGUGGGGACUCUUUUUAAACAAGGAGGUGUGGGUGUGGGCCUGCAAUACCCAGUCCAAUUGGAGCAGUUGAGGUCAGGGGUGCUUAUCUCAUGAAGAGCUAUUCAAAGUCUCAUAAAACAAUUUUAUAAAACAGUUUUAAUUUUUUUCUGCAGUAUUGCACCAAUUAAUUGGGGCAUGUUUGUUCAUGCUACUCAAGAGUAGUAAAAGAACAUAUCUUUAGUGUGUGUGGACUUAUUUUUUUCUGCACAAACAAUUUUAUUUUUGAUAAUGCGCCUAUACACUGUACAUUCAGUCACUGUGGUAUAUAUAAGCAUAGCUAUUUUCAUACAUAAUCUGAUAAAGUCCUUUAUUUUACAAUAUUAUCUGUUUCCAGGUUGGAAAAGGGUUGGAGGGGGAGGGGGGAUUUGAAAAGGACUAUCAAGUUACACAGAGAAAUAGAUAAAUACCCCACGCUUUUUUUUUCCUUUUUGUAAAUCAGGCAUUUAUAAACAAGAAAGCAUAUUUAAUUACAUAAAAUAGUUCUAGAAUAGGAGAGUAAGUCAUAAAAUAGUUAGCAGCAGCAGCUGGGGGACAGGGAAGUAACAAAAAAAUGCUGUAAAGAUUUCGUCUAUUAAUAAACUUGCGCCAUUAUCCCCUCAAUUAAAAACUUGCUCCUUAGUACUCUUCCUUGCUUUAAAAGACCUCUCUAUAACACAGAGACUGCUUGGGGAUGUAAGGGGAAGAAAUGUCAAUUUUCUUUGCUUUUACUAAUAAAACAGUUCACAAUGAAUGACAAAAAUAUGCAAAUAAUGGGAAGGAAGUUGAACUGACACUGAUUUUUUUUUUAUAAGAAAAAAAAGUUUCUUUCUUUAUGGUUGUUUUUUCCCCUAACAAAUUUCCUUGGUUUUAAAAACACAAUUCUUAAAACAAGACAACUAAGUAAGAAAAAGGUUUUGAAAAAGUAAACACCACCAUAUACACGUAUUAUACAACUGCAAAAUGAAAAAAAAGUAUUUACAAAUUAAAUUUUUUUUUACAUUGGCUAGUUCUGUUGGAAAAAAGCAAGAUUAUUAUUCUGUUAGCCUGUUUCAUAGAUAUAAAUGUCUUAUUGCUGUUGGUAUUCUUCACCUGCCCUCCCCCCUCGUUAAAGUCUUAUUUGAAUAUCUUUUAUAAAAAAGUGAAUUAAACUGAAUAUACAAUUACCUAGAUUAUAUAUAUCUAUAUAUCUAUAUAUAUUUGAUGUAUUUGGAGAACUGACAGCCGAUGUAAUAAAACACUUCUUCUCCCCUUUUUGGAGAAAACAUCUUAAAGGAAACGGAAUUACAAUUUGCGAAUUCUGUUCCAGUAAAAGGAUCAUAGCUAUAACUAGCUUAAAUUAGCAAAACAAGAGCUUUAUAUUCUACAGAAUUGAUAAUGCAGUUUCUCUUUCCUGACCAGCCCCUCUGCACACUUUGGAGUAGGGGGUCUGCUGUGAACAAAAAAAUGUUGCAUAGGCAGCUGUUUCCCCAUUCACUUCAAUGGGUUGUGCCCAACUUUCCAUUUGGAAGAACCCAUUAAAAUUGAUGGACCUCUGUUCUGAUGUAACACUGGAUAUAAACCAAUGUCAGAGACAUGCAUGUUCCAUGCAUACAUUGGCUAUCAUGGGUCCGGGGUAGGGGGGAGCCCAGAACUCUCAUGCGUUGAUUGGGAGCCUCUAGUUUGGAUUGCUUUUUGUUUUAAUUACCUUAACUUUGUGUUUUCUACAUCUAGCUCUCCUCAAACCUUGGCUACUGAUCUGGAAUACUAGUGACCAUGCUGCAGUGUUCAGAAUAUAUAUUUAUACACAGUGGGCUAGGAACUUCUCCAAGGUAAGCCCCAUUUGUUGCAAUGAAGCUUGAGCAGAAAUUUUUCUUGGUAGGUUGUAUUUGUUAACUGAUGGCAAGAGCUUGAGGUGGGAAAUGUCCCAAACAGUUGUGAAAUGGCUGAAUUUUCUGUUACCCUUUUAUUGUCUGACUUGGAAAUCCCUUAAACAGGACUUUAGACACAUGGCUGAAAAGAUUAAGAGCAAAGAUGCUAUCAAAUCCACAUGGAUGCACAUGCUUCCUUCAGAUGUUGGAUACAGACUUGAGCUAUAAUCCAACUAACCUAGGGUUAAGUCCUACUGAACUUAAUAGGACUUACUUCUGAGUAGACAUGCACAGGAUUGCACCAUAUUUAGUGAACUAAGUCCCAAUUGAAAUCCAAAUGACAUGUGUCAUGGCUUAAAUCUGGAUCUGACAAAGGUGUCUUUAAAAAAUGAUUCUUCACUCACCUAAUGAGAUUUUGUUGUUUUGCCUCUAUCCGCCUUAUGUCACAAAGAUUCUCCCCCCCCCCCCCGUUUCAACACUUACUAGACAGUCUAAUCUUAAAACACUAGCAGAUAGAUCUUUCAAGACUGAUCGGUAUGUGGGCACAGCUGUACAAAUUGCAAUUAUUUCAUCAAGGGUUUCAGGAAAAAUCAAACCAGGAUCAAGGUGUUAGAAACACAGCAUUUGUUGGUAUUAAUACUUGACACCUUUAUACUAAAACAGGCAUACACUUAAGUAGUUUUAUGUGCAUACCUACAUAAGAUAAAGUAUGAAUGCAAGAAAUACAAUUUUAAAGCUGCUUAUAGUGUUAUAAGCAUACAUUUCACAGGGAGUUAUGGAUGGUUGCAGCUUCUUGUGGAGUAUAUAAUUCGGCAGCAAAGUUGAGCUUCCCUUUGCAUAGUAUGUGGAACGUCCCUUAAAUCAGCAGGAUUGCAGGCCCCAUGCCCUGUUACAGAGAAGGAUGCAAGAGUGAAAUUCUGGUGGACAGAUGCAGUUUAAAUCACGGGACCUUUCCUUCCUUCUGUUUUAAGCUAUUGCAGAAGACUACACAUAGUUCCGUGUGGUUGGUGCUGAUUAUCUUUUUCCUCUUUGAUAAAUUCAGCUCCUUUUCUCUUGGUGGGCUGGGAGUAAAAAGACAAGCUUGCACUGAAGUUGUAUGCCCAUAUAAAAAAGAUGAGACAUGAUGCAAACUUCAACAUUUUGCAUUUGGUUUAGUACUACGAUUGGAAGUGGUAGCACAGACUUCCGAAGAAUGAGCACGUGCCCAGGCUGUGGGUUCCCAAUGCCUUUCCUGUUUGUUUUGACAGGGAUAGCUGCUGUAGCCUAGACUCAAGGUUUGGAACAUUUACACUCAUGAAGAGGGAAGGGGGGCAAUGGCUGUGCUGUGGCGCAGUGGGCUUCUCUGAAUCUGUGCAAAUGUUUCAAUGAAUCUGGCAAUGGUUUUUAGGGUUUGUACCUUUCACGCUGACCUGCUGGUCAACGCACCAAUUUCACUUCCUAGAGGAUUAUAGGGAAUGUCCUAGAAUGUGCCCCUAAGUUUGCUAGCAAGACCAGCUGCGCCUCUGUCAGUAAGUGUGUGUCAUAAAACAUGGGUUGUGGCUGUCGUGGUUUAAGGCCCCUCUGUUUGUCCUUGGGACUACAGCUCCCAUCAUCCCUGGCCAUAGGCCAUGCAGGCUGGAGUCAAUGGCAGCUGAAGUACAACAGCUGGAGGGCCUCAUGUUCCCCAUCCCUGGCAUAGAAGAAGAUCAGUAUUGGAAGGCAAGCUGCUUUCACAGAAACUGGUUUGUCAUUAUCAUCUUGUAGAAUGACCCCUGUAUUCCCAGAAUUAGGGUUUGUAACACCUCUCCCUGCUGAAAGGAGGGGUGGCUGGCCAGGUGGGGAGAGGGACAAGCAGUGAGCAGCAGCUUGUCCCAAGAGUGAAGCUGAAUCGCCAAGUGUAGGUUUGAGCCACUGAAGACAGCUGUGCAUCAAAACUACGCAAUUUUGUUGCCUCUUGAAGGAAAUAACUGCAAACUUAACAAAAAAGCAUUAUAGAUCUUGGAAAUUUAUACGACUGAGAACAAAACGAAACAAAAAAAAAAGUUAUGCACCUUUACGUUAAGACAGUGAUAAUGCCCGUUAAUUAAUAUAUAUGUAUGGCAAAGAUUUUAAUUCCAUGCAUAUGGUUUUUUUUAAUAACUGCAGAAAAAACAUACAAAGCAAAAAAAUUAUUUUUAAAUCCCCAUAUUAAAAAAAUAACUGCAUAAACACAAUCAAUAUUCCGUUUGCAUUGCACUUUAAAAUGGGAGAGCAGAUUCCACUCAUUGGAUACGAGCAUGGGCAAGACCUCAAACGCAGACAACUUCUUAUCAUGCAAAUUAGUCCGUAUAUAUCUGUUGCUUUCUUGCUCCCCAUAUUUCAAUUCUAAGUCACCUGAUUUUUCUAAUAUAGCUUCCUUUUAAAUUUUUUUCCUGUAGCAACCCCUACCCCCACCCCCACUAAAAUGUACUUUACUUCCUCCUUUUUCAAUGUUCAUGCUUACAAUGGCUAUUAGAAUGGAUAAUAACAGCUUUAUUUUUAAUACAACUUUUAUUCCCCCCCUAGUGUACUGUAAAGUCAAUACUUUAAUUUUAGGACAGACAGCCGCAUUUUGGUUACAGGAAAAGGAUUGAAUUGCAGAGUUCCCUUCAGUAUUUCAGAACGCAAAUUGGAGGAGAGAGAAUCUGUGAAUUUAGGAUGGCUUUUCCCCCCAGUUAAGGAUUUUAGUAAACUGUCGCCCUUAGUAAACGGUUUGCUCACCAUUCCUGUGAAAUGAUUGUAAAAAUAAAAUAAAACGAAUACGAAAGACUUUGAAUCAAUACCUCUGUAUUGGCAGGGAAGAACGAAUCAAAAUAUUGCUCACUCCUGCACUGGGGCGGUUUAGCCACGACCAGCCGCCAUAG
Podarcis lilfordi (Lilford's wall lizard) is the source of this 90568-nucleotide messenger RNA. NCBI's taxonomy places the organism in Eukaryota, Metazoa, Chordata, Lepidosauria, Squamata, Lacertidae. The record is from the annotation of a GenBank genome assembly.